UAUAAAAGUAGCUAACAGGUGGUCUCCGCAGAGCGCUACACACACAGGAGUUCUUGCCCUUGCGUUUGUAACUCUGCCUGUGGGCGGAGCUUAUAAACGAGGCCUGUCGCCGAUCAUUGUCGUCACUUCCUUCCGGAAACGCAGCCGUUUGUCGUCAAGGCGAGAGGUCAUCGAGCAGGCGCACAACUUGUUCCUGUAGUGACUGCUCGACGGGUUGUCUUUACCGGUGGGUUAUGGAGAGGGCGGGAGAGGGCGGGAGAUGGUGUGUGCGGGCAGGGCCGGGGCACCGAGCGCGGCUCAGCCUUUGGACCAGCUCUGGGCGAGCAAUGGUGCACUGUGGGCUAGUGCGGGGUCCGGAAUGACGGCAGAGAGCUGGACCGGGGGCUACUGGGAGGGAGGUGCAGGCUGACAGCUCCGAGGGGGACACUUGUUGUGGUGUGACUGCCUGUCAGAGAUGGCAAGGGUUUAUGGGAGCUUGGAUUGCCAGUGAGAUCCCCGGACAGGGGUGACAGGCUGUAUGGGAGCUGGGAAUACAUGAGGAUCAUAGGACUUUAACAUCUCUUGGAAUUUAAAGAGUGUUUGUGUAAUGCAAAAACUCAGUCAUUAUUAUUUUUUUAAACUAGUGAUAUCACUCAAUUUUAAACUAGUGAUCUAUAUGUCUAUAUAUGUAAUUUAAAAAAAGUAUAUUUUUAUUUUUUUAUUAGAUAUACAUUAAAAUGUUUGUAUGUGUGUGUGUAUGUAUGUGUGUGUGUGUGUGUAUAUAUAUAUAUAUAUAUAUAUAUAUAUAUAUAUCUAUAUCUAUAUCAUGAGGAACGUCCUGCACUGGGACUGAAACGUUGACAUUUUUUUUUUGCAUUGUUUUAUAUGUAAUCAAUAAAAGCAAAUUUUUAUUGAAAACGUGAGUACGGACCAUCCAUCCAUCUGUAUUUUGAUGACCACGGGCCAGCGCCUGGAUUAAAGAAGUAUUAGUUUUAUUUACAGCCUGUAGUGCAUGGGAACAUUGGAAUUUAUAUAUAUAUAUAUAUAUAUAUAUAUAUAUAUAUAUCUAUAGUUUUUUUUGGAUUUUUUUUUUUUUUUUUAGAUUGGGUAUCUCAAAAACAAUUGAUAAAAACUUAACUCCCUGCACAGAAGCAGGGGAGAUCAUAGAGACUUACUUGUCUGUUUUCAAAUGCUGUCUAACCCAAGGUGCAUGUGUGUAGGAUUCAUUCAUUUUUGUUCAUAGACAUAAUUUUACCAAAAUCUGUUUACUUUUAAAACUUUAUGAAAGAGUUAUUGUAUUAAAACAAGUUUUGAGGUGUCUAUUAUUUAAGCAUAAUUAUUCAUCCCCUUGAAGUGGUCUGGAUGCACAGUCACUUUUUCCUUCACUCUGCAAUGUAAAACAUUACAGUUUUAGAGAAAUUGAUGUGAGAAGUGAUAAAUCUGUCUCUAGUUGCUUAAUGCUUAUGUGGCGCAUUCACAUUAGGUUCACCCCAUUGGCUGACGUCAAGGGACAUUGGAGCUAGAGUCAGAUAAGUGAUUAAAAAGUAAUUUAAUCCUUUAUUUUGGUAGGCGAGGGGACUGCGGUGGUCGCAGUGGCAGAGGGACAAUAUAGUGAUGGGCAUACUUCUUUGUAUUCCUAACACUAUAGUGUUCCUUUAAACUGAUGUUGCAAUACAUUUUUUUUGUAAAUAGACUGUAAAAUAUACAAAAUGCAAGAUUCCAAAAUGUAAACCUGCUUGAAAUAAAUAUUCUAAAAUGACACUUAAUCCUGCAAAACUCCACACGUUUAUGAUCAUAAUUGUCCUCCAGAUAUUAAAUGUUAAGACAAAUAGAUUUUUUCCUUUGCUUAUGGGAUACAAGCGAGAUAUCAUUCCAAUUCAUUUGUCACUUUCAAAAAUCUUUUAACCUUUUAGGAAGGAAAAAAUUAACUUCAAGAAGACACUGCUUAAUCAAGCUUUGAAAAUUGCGACCAAAACAUUUUUUUUAGGAGAGAAACUCUACGAGAAUAGGUGAAGAAUGGCAGCAGAUAAAGCAGGAGGUAAGACCCCUGAUAAUUGUUGUAACUUUGACAAUUUUAUCCACUCUAUAGUACUUUGUAAGUUUAAUAACAUCCAUAUGUAUUUAUUGGUAGCUGUUUAAAGAGAGAUUCUAAGCUCAGUUCUGAUUUGAGCUUACAGUCUUAGUAUUUAUGUACUUGGAAUAUUGGGGCGCCUUCUUUAAGCUUUGUUAAACCGUUUUUAAGAAGUUUGACGAUAAAACAGCCUCUGCUGGCACUCAAAGGAUGGUUCCUCUGCUGCCUUUUGAAAAAUGCUUACAUUCCACCAAUGAAUUAUCUAUCUUAGUUCACAGUAUACAAAUGCUUCCUACCUUAAAUGCCCAUUACCUGAGUUUCCAUACAUUGUUAUUGCUUCUCUCUCCAUGUAAUUGUUACAAAUGAAGUGUGCAGAAAAGUAAAAACCUACAAUAAUCAAACAUAUUCAGCUUUACCAAAUGCCUCUUGCUUGAAAAUAUUUUAGCGUGCUCCAAAAGUUCAAAUUUGAACUUUUUUAAAAAUGUAUUUUUUUUUUUUUAAACUGUCAUGUGACAAGGUUAUUUCCCCCCCCCAUUUUUACAAUUUUUUUUUUUUUAUAGUAAAUAAACCUCUCAUGUUUUUUAUAUUCAGCAUUCUCUUUGCUUCAUCAUUCAAACUUUUAAGAAACAGGAUUUAAGUGAUCCGUAUUAGCCUGUUGCGCUUUAUUUGAGAAAUAUGUGUGUAUUUGUGCUAUGUCAGAUGCAGAAGUCUUGAGGUUUUUGAAUCCUGAAGCUUCAUAUUUUUAACCGCAAUUAGACAUUUUGGUUUAUGUAUAAAUAUUGUCAUGUUUACUGUCAUGUGAAUGUUGGAUUUUGUGUGUACCAUUUUCUUAGAAAACUAUUACUCUACCCUUUGUACAUUAGUGUGUUAAUUAUUAUUUUUUUUUCUGUAGUAGUGAAUAAAAAAAAUGGCUUUUUAAAAAAAAAUCCGAUUACAUCUUUUCUAAUGCUUUUUAUAGUAAUCACAUUUACACAAUAAGAUAAACUACAUUAGUAGGAAAUAAAGGUAAAAAUCGUCCGGCGCUGGAAAAAAGGUAAGUUUAACCCCUUUCCUCUCCCCAGAGCCCGGCGGGAGUGGGUCCCUGAGGGUGGGGGCACCCUCAGGGCACUAUAGUGCUAGGAAAACGAGUAUGUUUGUUUUCCUGGCACUAUAGUGGUCCUUUAAUUUGAUUUGGCAGAAUGUUAUCAAUAAAUGUUUUAUUCCCUCUGCUUCUCAGAAUUUCUGUUAAAAUACCUUGUAUGAGAUAUAUCUUUGCUAAAUGUUUACAGCGCUUUUUUUUUGCCAAAUAUAUUGAUUGUGGUAAAUUUAACUGUCUACAGAGCAAGGGACUGAAAAGCAUGAGGGAUCUGCUAAUUGUUCUGCUAUUUCUGACCAGGAAAAGGAGUUGGCUAGAUGCUCGUUGCAAGCAUUUACGGUAUGUUCUUUUGCAUGCACUAGUUUUCUCUACGAAAAGUAGGAAAUCUGUCUAUAGUGAGCUUUUAUAAAAGCAAAGCAAAUCUCUGUAUAUUUGGCAUUGGACAACUAUUAUACAAAAAUCGUAUUCACUUUAUUUAACAUUUAAGAACCACAUGACAUUCAAUGCAGUGCAGGGCUUUAAUGCCAAGUGAUGGCAUAGACUGUCAUGCUGAUAACAUCAGUGUGCCUUAUCUGCCUUAUUUGAUCUGGUAUUUGACACUCUGUUAGACUGUAAAACUACACUGCCUGACCUGACCUUUGACUUUCCCUGACUGUGUUUGUUUAUUCCUUCUGUAGUUUGCUUUAGCUUAUUUCUGCUACCUGGGUUCCUCCUGUCAAAAUACGUAACAGUUGGAUUGUGGGUUGCAUUAGGGGAAAAAAUAUUCAUGUGGGGUGUCAUUGUACUCGAACAGUAGCGGAAUACAAAUACGGGGUGUUUGCAGUAGUGGGGCAUACAUGGUCUGUGAAAUUUCCAAAAAUAAGAAGCCUAAAAAAAAUGCACAAAAAUAGCGAAUUUGACCCAGGUUUAUGAUAAAACAGUGUCAAAAUGCUCAGUUACAUAACCUGGGGGUGUCAAAUUUUGCAAAGUUUUAGUUUUAAAGCCAUAAUUCACUCCUUUAUAUAUUUGUUUUAGAUCUAGAAUUAAUUUAAAAUCCUAGACAUAUUGGGCAUUUUAACAGUCAGGACUAAUUUGUGAAUCUGGUUUGUUCUCUUUUUUUUGCACGCUGUGUGUAGAGAUUAUUACUUUUUUUUUUUUUUUUAAUGUUAUAUAUGCAUAUAGGGUAUCAAAAGAAAAAAUGAUUUCUUCUUUGAAAAUUGAUUCAUAAUACGUAUGUCUGCACUUAAACAGGGCGAAAUUGUGACCUAGGUGUUUGGCACUUUUUCCAUGUGUUCAUUCUACCACAAAUGCAUUGCAUCACAUAAAAGCCUUGGUUCUUAAGGGGUUAAAGUGGACUUGAAGUGAAGACUGCAACAAUGCCAUUCAUGAUACACUUUGACUGUUCUGAAAUGGUGUUGUGGCAAAUUAAAUUUUAAAUAUUUUGUUUUCCAAGGCUGGAAAUUAUGAAGCUUCUCUUCAACAACUUGCAGAGCUAAAGGAAAUUAACAGAGAUGAUUACAAAAUCGUAUUGAAUACUGCUGUUGCAGAGUUUUACAAGAGUGGCCAGACCAUAACGGACAAUUUGAGGCAAAUGCUUAAUCAUUUAAAGAAUGAGGUAAUUUAUUAAUAUAUUGCACACUGAUAACUAACGCAUCUGUUUUAGUCUAAAUCGAAGACCAUGCUACUGUCUUCUGAAAACUGUUCAACAUUGUUGCCUGACAUUUGUUAUAAUUUAUUUGUAAACUACACAUUAUGUGCACAUAAACUAUACCUAAUAACGUGCACUUAAUAAAAAUGCCAAGUGGCGAACGCUUGCAAGCAUGCUUCAGUAGUCACUAUUAGAGAUGUCGCGAACUUCUCACGAACGGUUCGCCACGAACCGUUCACGGCGAACUCCAGUCAGCUGACACAUCCCGGCCAAUCUCCAGCAGACCCUCCUACUUCCUGGACAGCAUCCAUGUUGAAGGCAGCUUCAACAUGGAUGCUGUCCAGGAAGUAGGAGGGUCUGCUGGAGAUUGGCCGGGAUGUGUCAGCUGACCGGAGUUCGCAGCGAGAAGUUCGCGGACGGUUCGCGACAUCUCUAGUCACUAUAUAUGUAAUGGAAUACACAAGAGUUGGCCGUACAUUUUAAGGUAGGUUAGUUUGCAAUUGACAAAGUUACUACAAUAGAUGCCAAGAAAUUUGUGAUCUGAUGGGUAUCAUUGUCCUACAUUCUACAAUAAAAAUGUUUAAAGGACCACUAUAGGCACCCAGACCACUUCAGCUUAAUGAAGUGGUCUGGGUGCCAGGUCCUUCUAGGAUUAACCCUUUUUUUUAUAUCUAUAUAUCUAUAUAUCUAUAUAUCUAUCUCUAUCAGUUUCAGAGAAACUGCUAUGUUUAUGUUAGGGUUAAUCCAGCCUCCAGCGCUUGCGUGCUUCUCACUGUGAUUUCCUCUCCAUCCAGCCCGGCGGGGGGGCACCUUCAGGGCACUAUAGUGCCAGGAAAACAAGUGUUUUCUUGGCACUAUAGUGGUCCUUUAAGGAAAGAACAUGUUUUUUGGGGAAUAGGAGUGAAAUAUACUGUAAAGUUAAUACGUCAGAUUAUGUAGCACUAGAACAAUAGUUCUUACCAUAGUUCUCCAGUAACAUCAAAAUUCAAGUUUUGUUAGUCUCCCUAUUGUUGUCUGGAGGUCUUAACUGCGAACAACAAGAUAUAAAUUACUGUAUAAAAGAAAAAUACCCAGGCAUGUCCCUUUCAGUUCUUUUCUUGUCAAAGCGUGGGAUUGACUAUCCUAGAUUAUUAGACAUGGUGAAGCGGCACAUGUAUUGCUUCCGGGGGAUUCGGCCUGAGCGCACCCAGGAUGGAGAGCUCAGUGGCCAGACUUGAACUGAGAAUGUUACAAAGCAAAGACUGGGUACGUUUUAGGAGUGUCAGUUCCAGCUUCCAAGAAGGGCAGUCCUGAGCGGCAUUCAAUGCAUGCACAAGUUCAACGCAUGCUGUAGCGGUUGAACGCACAUCCUGGAGGGGCUUUUUUGAUUUAAUUUAUAUCUUUGAUGCUUGUCCCAUAGGGAAGAACAUCCCUACUGAACUGCGACCAUAUUAAGGAAAAAAUAUUUUACGGCAAGCAAAAUUGCUGAUGUGUGUUUAAAAAAAAAAAAAAAAAGUGCUUGCAAAGUUAUUUGGAAAUAGAUUAAUUAUUAUCGUUACCUGAAGUUUGUAUUAAAGUAAUACCAGUAGUUGUGCCCGCGAUACUAGUGCUGCAUCGCAUAUUGUCUUUUGUCAGUGUGUUGCUUUUUCAUGAAAGGGGUAUUUUAAAAGCAGAGCGGUUAUGGAAUGGUUUGAAGCAUGCUGUAGGGUCUCACCAGGUGUGAGUGGAAUUUAAUGAAUUUGUUAUUGUCAUGAAUAGUAUUCUUUUGCUACUGAGUAAAGUUGUUACAUUGCUAAGGAAAUAUUCUUGUUUUUUUUAAAUUUAAUUUUUAGGUUCAUUCAGCUGUUGAUGAAAUAGACAGCCUAGAUGACGUUGAAAACAGUAUGCUAUACUAUAACCAGGCUGUAAUUCUUUAUUACCUACGUCAGCACAUGGAAGCCAUUUCUAUUGGAGAGAAACUUUACCAGUUCAUAGAGCCGUUUGGUAAGUGAAUGCUUGCUAGCAUUCAUUUGUAGAAAGCAAUUAAUAUCUCUUUAUUUACCCAUUUUACGGAUAAGGCAUGAAAUUGUUCUUUUAGAGGUCUGUCAGCCAUCUUCCUUGAACUAGUUACUGUGCAAGGAGUAAUUUUUAAAUAAUGCGACAUAACCAUCUGGGUAGAAAAAAAAAAAUCUAUCUCUAUAUUAUAACCACAUCAAUGUUGCUAAGGUAUUGAUCCCAUAACAUCACUGUGCUUUACUUUUUUUUUUUUUAAAGUCCGGUUGCACGAGGGCCGCACGUUCUAGUGCCCAGUCUGUUUCCAUAGGUUACAAAGUAGCAGGGGAUCUGCAACAUGUAAGCUUUAGACUUGACUAGUUGGAUAGGCGUUUGUAAUUUGAGCCCUGCCUAAUAAUAUAAUUAUGUUGAACUAUGAUUAUCCAACAUUACAUCAUGGAAGUUGUAGUUCCAGUAAAGCUGGAAAUCUAACUAAAUGUUGUAUUUAAAAUUUGUUCAAUGUGAAAUAUAUGUAUAUAUGUAUAUAUGUGUGUGUAUGUAUAUGUAAAUUUCAAACUGGUUCUUUAGCAGUUUACAUACAUAGCAUACAAUAGAAAGAGUGAACUACACGUUUAAGGAUACAAGGGUGUGACAAACAGUCAGCUGACUAAGAAGCAUGUCACUUAUUUGCUGCAGGCGUUUUUAGUCAUUUUAACUCUGCUUUAAUUUGCAAAACAGUUUAAUAACAUGUAGCAUUUUACUGUUUUUAACAUGCUUUUUAUUUUUAAACAAGCAUUCUUGGUCAGUGACAGGAGAUACAUUCAUGUGUUGCUUACACCAGGAGAGAAGCUGGGCAAGGACAAUCUGUUAAGUGCAGGGAUUGGUCAUCAUUGAAAUUAUGCAGGACCCCAAUAUUUGUGAUUGAAGUACUGGACCAAUUUUAUAUGUAGUCCUCUGUCAAAACCAAAGUGGCAACCUUUUUCUUUUUACUGCAGAUCCUGCAUGCAAUGUUAAAACCACCAAUGCAUGACUGAUCCAAGAUCCACAUAAGCUUAACAGUAUGCAAAUAACGGAUGACAGAAUCUUACUGCAUCAGUAACCGUAGACCUAAAGUCACUCGUUCCUCCAUUUAAAACAGAGCGGAACAGGGGUCACCCAUUGUGUGUUUCACCUGAUCUGAGUACACCAGCUUCUUCUGGUACACAUUAUGUUUACCUUUUUUUUACUCAUCAGAAGUGGUAGUCUGAUCCAAUUACAGUGCUUCUCCAUAGGAUUGGCUGACACUGACAAAGAGGCAGUUCAGGAGCAGAGCCAGCAUGAUUCAAACACAGCCCUGGCCAAUAAGCAUCUCCUCAUAGAGAUGAAUUAAAUCAGUGAAUAUCUAUGAGGAAAGUUCAGUGUCUGCAUGCAGAGGGAGGAGACACUGAAUGUUUGGAUGCAUUUUAGGCAGCAAUGACACAGGGGGAUCUCUAACAGCCAUCUGAGGAGUGGCCAGUAAGGUUAUCACUAGACUGUGAUGUAAACCCUGCAUUUUCUCUGAAAAGUCUGUGUUUACAGCAAAAAGCCUGAAGGUAAUGAUUCCACUCACCAGAACAAAUUCAAUGAGCUGUAGUUGUUCUGGUGACUAUAGUGUCCGUUUAAGCCAUUAUGUGUGUUUUGUUUUUUUUUCUUUCUUUUUUUCAGUCCACCGUUGCAUACUAAGAAUCUAACACAUUUUUAAUUAAAUAUUCCCCAUGCCUACUUAUGGCUUCUUGUACUAAACGUCUUACUUAACCUGUUCAAGGUUACCAGGAUUACUUUUAAUGACCUCCGUUAACCACAUUAAUAUAUGGGGCAACCUUUCUUUUGUAUAACACACAAACUGGUAUCUGCAGAAUCUGCCUCCCUCUGUCUUCAUAGUACAGAGUGUGCUAGCAUCCAGUGUUUCAGCCUGUGUAUCCUGUAUGGGCCUUGCUCAUAUUGAGUACAGCAAGGCAGGUUACUUCUUGUAUCAUGUGAGCUCAUAUAUUUUGAUUCAGCACAUUUAUGUUUAUUUUUUUUUUUAAAGUAUGUUUUAUUUUUUUUCACUUUGGUAAAAUUCUUGAAUGUGGUUUUUUUUUUUUGUUUUUUUUUUUUUAGAACAGACAGUAUUUUUAUAUAUGCACAGCAUUUUAAUAAUGCAGUAAACGAUUUAUGUUUCCUCUGCAUUUGAUAUUUUAAUGUAGAUUUGCACAUUCCUGGUAUGCUGAAACAUUAAUAAUAAUAAUAAUAAAAAAAGCAGCCAACAGGGUUUGUUAAUUUAUAUACCAAGUGGAGGUUAGUUAAUUCAUAAUUACAUAUGACUUAAUUGUAAGUUUUACUUGGCAAGGAAAAAAAAUCCAACAUAAAAAAACAAACAUUUAAGUCCUGAAUUUGACAGCACAUAAGCUGUGUGUUUUUAUUUUUUUUUUUUUAUUUUUUUUUCCUUCUGUAUAUUUACACUUGUGGUACAGUGGUACAGUGGUGUGUGUUUAUUUUUGCAGUAAACAUAUUGUUUGACUGAAUCUGAUAUUAACUGGAAGGACACUAUCCUGUAAACAUUGCAUGUGUUUGUAUUACACUAUGUUCAUAUUUGACAAGUGCCAUAUAUUGCUGCUCUCUCCUUUUAACCAUGUAAAAUGUCAUUCCAUAUUGAUUUGAUAUCUUGCUUUUUAACCAAUUCUAUGUUUUUCUGCAAACUUCUCUUCCCCAUGGUGCUUUGUUUGCCACUGACAUUUUUAGGUAGGCGUAUUUGUCUGAGAACACCUAGAUCGUCGCCCCAAAGCCCUAAAGGACUGCCUACACCAAACAGACGAGGUGAAGAUCCACUGAUAUUUAAUGUUAAGGUUUUCUCUCUUCCCCUCCCCUCCCUUCCCUUCAUCAAGAACCACUGGAAGUUGGCAGGAUAGAGAACCAUCUGUCCCCGGAGCCAGUCAUAAAAGUUUAGACCACUUCAGUUCUCAGAAAUUAAAUUUAUAUAUAUAUAUAUAUAUAUAUAUAUAAUAUUUUUUUGGUUGUUGACAACUUCCAUAAAUGCAGUAUCUCCAUAGCGCUUUGAUUUUUUUUUUUUUUUUUUUGACUAAAUGGUAAUAUAGACACACAACUUAAAUCACAGUUAUGUUAUAUGUAUGCUUAUUUAAAUAUCCUUUAUAUUUUUUUUAAAGCUGUUCUACUACUGAAGUGUUUUCAUAAAUGUGCAAUCUGAUUUUAUUUCUAGCUAUCAUGGGCUUUUUUAAUUUAUUUUUUUACAUUUGUUAAGCACAAGUACCUCUGUGUAUAGUUUCCGGUGCUGAUUCUGGAUUGGUAGCUCAUUGAAACUAGAUAGGCUGUUUAAAAUGUAUUCCCCCAAUUAACUUUACAUUUGUCUACUAAAUAUACAUUUAACCAGUACCUCUGAAUGUGACUCCAGAUGUAAAUCCUAUUCGGCCUUUAUGGAUCAAACAGGAGCUGUUUAUGAGUUGCGGUAAUGAAGAAGAAAAAAAAAAUUUGCAGGAUAUAAAAUGUUUUAGCUGACAUGUACCUUAUUUUCUCCAAUAGGUAUAAAUAUAUACUUUUUUGCUAGAAGAAAAAGACUUGUUAAUUAAGUAUAGGUUAAUUUCUCUAUAAUAUAUAUAUAUAUAUAUAUAUAUAUAUAUAUAUAUAUAUAUAUAUAUAUAUAUUACACACACACACACGUUCAAAUAUGAAUGUGAUGGUGAUCUUCAAUUGCCCAGUUUGUCUGCAUUCAAUAACCUAGAGGAUGAUGGCUGCUGUUGCCGGAAUACAUUUUCUGAUCUCUGACCACAAUUUGUGAUAGUUGUUUACAUUCCAUGUCUCUGCAACUGUCUUUAAUUUCCUUGAAGUGCAGACCUUUCUAGUUCCCCUAAUCUAAUACUAAUUUGCAUGUGUGCAGUUUUAUAAAAUAUUCUAUGUUCUUCAGUUGUCUCUCAGUUUGUUUACCCAUUAAUGAAAAAGCUGAAGGAUGAAGUAGCAUAAACAUUGUCGUUGUGAAUUUUUUUUUUUUCUCCAUAUUCAAAAUGUCCAUUUUAUGCGGCUUGGUUACAGUAUAUGUGACAUACGCAAAAUAUUUGCUUAUUGUAAGUUAAUGUAUGCUAUGUUUUUAAAAUGUUCGUAAAUAAAGGUGUUAUGUGUUUGUGAAAUGUAACACAAUAACCGCCUAUAGUUAUUAUAUAUUAAUUACCACCCUCCCCCCCCAAAAAAAACUAGCAGUUUCUAAACAUUCUCCAAAAUGGAAAGGGGAUUUGAAUUAUUGUUUAGAAACCAUUACAGAGCAUGGAUAAAAAGAGCUGCAGAAGUUUUCCAGUUCAUAUAAUUGCAGAUAUUCUCCACGCUGUAUUUGGAGGAAUUUGAAUUGUGCAAACUGAGACUGAAGAGUCCUAUACAAGGAAAAAGUAAAAACAAAUUGUUCCUUUUUGUAAAGUUUAUAAAACCAAAUGAAAAACCUGAGAAAACUUAGUGUUGUUCACUAGUGCUAUAUUCAGGGAACUGCUAGUGAACCAAGCCCGGCGUGUUAGUGGUUAUGGUCCAUAGAGUGUUCAUUUAAGGCCAAAGUAGCUGAACAUAAAUUCAAGUUGGUUAUUCUUCCAGUUUGACCACUUUGCCCAUAAAGUUUAAAUUCACUUUGAAUUCCAAGCCUUGUUGGUGUUUAAUAUACAAUGUCUUUAUGUGUAAUUGACUGCUUCCCACCUCCACACUUUUAGAGCAAGAUUUACAGCAUAAAAAAAGUAUACACUAUUUUAUAUUUCUACCAGAUAGCAUAAAGUUCAGGUUUGGAGGCAAGAUAUUCUGUUUGUAGUUAUUCUAUAAAGUCCAGCCACAAAAGACAAGUUGUAUCCUGAAAAAUAACGCUCAUAAUUAGUGAUGGCAUUUGUUUUGUUUUUAUGUUUAUUUUUUUUAAUCAUUGAAAUUUUAAUGUUCAAACCCUCCCUCCCCUGAAUUGAUAGUUUAUUAGUGUUCUAUAUAGAACAACUUUGGGGGGGGUUAUCUUUCAAAAAUUUCAAUAAUAUAUAUUUAAAUUUUUUUCCAUUAAGGAAAAAAAUAACUUAACCUUUUUAGUUAGAAGUGUACUUGUUUACUUUAAAUUUGCUCUGUCUUACAAUAACUCAUAUUUAUCGUAAAAAUUUUGCCCAUUUUACAAGUAGUGGUAUUUUUAACUUUUUAAAUCCAUUUAAUGCUAGUGUGUUAAAAUGACUGUGUAUGUUUUUCAACUUUGCUACCUCUGUGUCCAUCCAGUAUUAUACUUUUCAGUCUAUAUGUUGAUUAAAGUUAAAGGGGCACAAAUGCUCAGUAUUUGCUGAAAUUCUAUGGCAUUUCAAAUUGAAAUGUACAUUCCCAUCCAUGUUUAUGAAUUGUCCUAUUUUCUAAAUAACUUCACAAUGAAGUAACAAUUUACUUUUCUGAAGGAUCCGUGACACUUCUUUGCCAACCAUCAAUCCAGAAAGGAAUUCCACAGAAAUGGCUUUGUUUCUAGUGUGUGAAUGCCUAAUGGUCAAACCCGAAUUAUGCGAAAAUCAUUUUGAAGAUCUCCUUAACAGUCAAGUAGUUUACGAAUGUCUGUAUUAAAACGUUAUUGAUCUAUCACUUAGACUUGCUCUAGGAGAGUUUGUCCCUCCCUGAUAAAUACAAAUUUCACUUUGUUUUAUUUAUUUUUGUCAAUAUAUUCAAAUUUAUUGAAUUCAUAUCCUAGAUCAAGAUCCAAUUGGGACAAAAUCUUUUUGUUAAUAUGUCCAUAUAAAUUGGGUAAAUAAAAAAAAAUAUAUAUAUAAAUAUAAAUAUAUAUAUAUAUAUAUAUAUAUAUACUAAAUGAAUUCUUUCAUUUAUAUUUGAGCAUUAAUGGCCCUUUAAUGUGUACUGUAUACGAACAUCUCAUGCUCGGUAUUCAAUCAAUUUUAGACGUUAUCAGCACUAUUUGUUUGGCUUCUUUUGAUUUAUUUAUUUAUUCCCCCCACCCCUCCCCUGAUUUUUCUUGCUGUGCUGUACAUUUGAAACUUGCCUACUUUGCUUAUUUAGCUGUGUGUGAACAUGUAAUAUGUAAAUAUGCUUUUAUUUGUACCAGGGGUUUCUAGACGACCAGCUGGGAUGUAAUUCUUCCAUACAGUGUUUUUAGUGUUCUGAUUUGCAGUAUUACUUUCACGUCCUUGUAUCUUGCCCACAUGCUUAACUGGUAAAGUGAAUUUAGUGCAUAUUUUGGUCACCCUGUCAGAAACCGCACUCAGACCUCAGUGUUACCUUGGUAAAACUUGGUAUUCUUUUCUUUUAAAGUAAAGCUUAUUCAUUUGGUUCGAAUGUAUACUGUAUUUGUUUUCUGCUGGAUAAUUAGUGUCAUGGCAUUCAAUCAGUAUUAUUUUUUUAUUUUUUAUUUUUCUUGCAGAGGAGAAAUUUGCACAUGCAGUAUGUUUCCUGCUUAUAGAUUUAUAUCUCCUCACAUGCCAAACAGAAAAGGCCUUACAUUAUCUGGUAAUUCUGGAAAAAAUGAUUUUGCAAGGCAACAACAAUAAAAAUGGUAAAAAUGAGGUAUGUCGCCCAAUCCAUAUAUAAGAAUGCUUGGUAUGUUUGCGUUGUAUACUUCUUUGAGGAGGGUUUGUUGUCAAAUUUUAUUGUUUGAGGUAAUGAUUUUUAGAGGCAAAAAAAAUAAAUUCCUUUAAAACUGAGGGUUGUCUGUAGUGCUUGACAUCAUUUUGGAUCAACCUUACCUAGAUAACAAAAUCACUAAAUUAAACUAGAAAUGGUCGGGUGAUCCCGGCUGUGUUAAUAGAUGUUUUUUGUUAAAACCAUUAAUGAUUGUGCUAGAGAAAUGUUUACAUCUGUUCAUUGAUUGUAAAUAUUGCCAAGAUCAGAACUGUGUUGUGCUGACCCUUCGAUUGAUUUUGUCAUCAAAGAUUAAAUCCAUAGGUGUUUUUAUUUAUUUUUGGUAUUUUUUUUUUUUUUUUUUAAAUUAACGUUGAGCUAUACAAUGUAAACUUUAAAUUUAGUUAUUCCAACCAAAUUAGUCACUUGAUUAGUUUGAUACAUUCAGUUAAAUGAUUCCAUUGUAUAGCUGCAAUCUAGCUACUAUUGUCACAAAACAGCUUUUUAUAUUUUAUGUCCCACACAGUGUUCCCUUUAUUGGAUGAACUUUAAAGGGACACUAUAGGCUCCUAGAUCACUGCAUCUCAUUGAAGGUGGUAUGGAUGCAGUGUUUUCUGUCCCUCUUAGUCCUGCAAUGUAAAUUACUGAAUGUAAGAUCGUUUGAGCAGGGUCCUCUUCAACCGAUCGUUCCUGUAAUUGUCAUAUUUGUAGUUGAAUCCCCCUUUUCAUCAUAAUGUAAAGCGCUACGGAAUCUGUUGGCACUAUAUAAAUGGCGAUAAUAAUUGCAGUUUCUGAGAGUUAAAUUGUAGAACUAAGACUACUUCUAGUGGCUACUAAUCAGACAGCCACUAGACUCACUUCAUGGUGGUUACGUGAUUAUUUUGGUCACUUAAUCAACGCUGGAUGUUCUCACAUUCUGAGGACAUUCCCAUAGGAGGGCCUAAAGCACUUACCAUGCAUCUGCUUUAGUGCCCCCUGUAGGGGGAUGUCAAAGGAAGCAAAGCUCCAACCCAGCUCUAAAGAAAUCAGUGCUGAAAAAGGGCUAUUUUUAACUAUUUGCGGAGGGAACUGUAGUCUACUAUACACUAUAUAAUCCCUUUAACCCUGCAAUGUAUAAUGUUUGAGAGAUCCUACAGUGUUUACAUUGCAGGUUUAAGACCAUCUCUAGUGUUCGUCUACUACUGGAAUCGGGUAAGUGUUAAAAGGAUAUUCACCAAUGGAGAAGGGGAGUGCUGGGUCAGAGGAACACUAUAAUGUUAGGAAUACAGUUUUGUAUCCCUAAUACUUUACUGUUUAAUUCAACUCUGUAUAUUCAUAAUACAACAUAGCAAUACGGCCUAAAUAUUGUUUGUGUCAGUGUGGGAAACCUGUCUGGACAGACAUCAUGCUGACUACAAAAUUCUGUCCAACAUCUCUGGGCACUCUAACAAUUUAAUGAGUUGGCACUUUAUGUUUCUUCUAAUUGUACUAGAUAUUGGUAACACAACUAAUUACAUGUUUGUUUGGGAUUAUUGGUGAGAGGGGUUAUGCAUUAUAUUUGAAUGCAAUCCAACACUGGGCUCUUCUCUUAAAGGGACAUGUAACACUUUGAGCCAACGGACUCAUUCAAAAGCUUUAGCUUUGAAUGACUGUUGCUUCACUCUGCAAGCUUUAAAAUAAGUGUGUGUGUGUGUGUGUGUGUGUGUGUGUGUAUAUAUAUAUAUAUAUAUAUAUAUAUUUUUUAUUUUUUUUAUUUUUUAUUUUUUACAAUGUUAAAGAGCCGCAGCUCUCACCCGUGUAAAUCUCCCCCAAUGUCCGCAUAGCUGGUGUGCUUGUGCCUCCGGCCAUGCAAUCAGGCGUUUGUUCUCUGUCUGCAGCUGUCCUCAUGCAGGUGUGUAGGCCGGGUUCAUCAGUCUCGGUGUUCCCCGUGAAUUUUUGGCCGUAGUCUGGUAUCAUAUGGGUGCUUGGGUAGUACCCCAUUGUAAUGCAGCAUGUAAUCCGGCCCUGGGGCAAGUUGUGAGCAAGUUUUAUGCUGUUGUUUAGGGCUUAAGCUCUGAGCCACGGUGUUCUGCUGCUUGGCGGCCCGGCCCCGCCCCCUGACCGCUUAACAAAUUUGCACACAUGCGGUUGGAAGCUCUCUUCACCUUCCAACAUGACUGGGGGAGUCCGAUCGUGUAGAGCAGGCUCUGGUAUUGGGCUGCUGCACCAUGAUGCCUUGUUUUUGUCAUUUGUGGACUGGCCUGAAACUAAGAUGGGUGGGGGCAGGGCAGUGGUGUUGCUGGUGGAGGGGGUGGCCAGAGGGGGGGGGCAUGGCCCCCCUACAUCAUGCAGUGCCCCUUCUUGAGCCCCAAAUUGAAGUGGGAGCACCAAGCCUCCAUUCACAAGCUGCAGCAUCACUGUCACUGGAACUGUGUUCACCCUUUUCCCACGUGUGACCAGAGGGGGCACUGUGCUGGAAAGGACUUCCUCCUGCGUCAUAGAGAGCAGCGCAGUGGAGAGACCGGGAGAAGAAGCAGUGUGUAUGGGUCAGUAUCUGUGGGUUUGUAUGGAUCAGUCUGUGUAAGUGCUAGAGCUCCAAGAGAGAUGCCUCUCAUUUUGUGACCUCCCCUGUACCCGUUGGAUAGUCAGCCUUCUCAACCACCACGGAUCUGAUUGUGCCACCCCUUCCCUGCAGGGUAGGAUCAGGGAAAGGGUAAUAUUCAUAAUUUUUUUUUUUUUUUAAAUAAUUGAGAAAGUAAAAAUUGUAAAGCUCUUCCCUAUCCCACUCUCUACAAAGUACACUCCCAUCAACACAGAGUGCACCUUUGCAUUCACACACAUCAUCUCUUCACCCACAUACACACUUCUUCCCCACAUACCUUCACCCCAACACGCAUACAUACAUACAUACAUGCUUCACCCCAUUACACAUCGAAUCUUGUAUAACUACAGCGCCUUGAUAAGCACACAAUGCAAUCCCAAUACACAUACACUCACAAUGCAGCCCCUAGGUGCGCGCGCGCACAUUUUUUACAGGCCCUCUCAGCACACACACAAUCUCAAAGCUCCUAUACAUGAGCACGUGCUCACAAUGCAGCCCCUAGUUACACAUAGUACACCAUUAACAGACUUCUCUAUACACACACACACACUUCACCACAGCCCCUUCUAAACACCAUGAAAAAUUAUCUUGCAUCUCCUGAAAAGGUUUUCCAGUUUCCCUGAAAAGGUGUCUUGCCUGUAAUGAGGAAGGCGUAGCAGCGGAACUACAAGGGGUGCUGGGGUUACACCGGGGCCCAUCGAGUUGCCCGUGCAAUUAGGACCACCCUAAGGGCAUGUGUCUUCAGGGGCACAAAACUGUUUUUGCACCAGGGCAAACUGUAAGUUCAUUCUGCUACUGUGCAGCUGCUUCCCCAGCACACAAGCUCUGCCCCUGCAUGGAAUAUCGCUUUCCCGUACGCAAUCUCCAACCCCAAUCUCUGACUGAGACACACACUGACACACACACAUUCUGCCAGACAUACAGUGACAGGCACAUACUCUCUGACUGAGACACACACACACACAUUUUCUCACAAAUUGCUAUUUUUAAUUUAAAUCCACGUUGUCUCCCUACCUUUGGGAGAGCUAAGUGGAUCUUUCCCUGGCGUCCAGUGUGUGUCUCCCCCUGGCGUCCAGUGUGUGUCUCCCCCUGGCGUCCAGUGUGUGUCUCCCCCUGGCGUCCAGUGUGUGUCUCCCCCUGGCGUCCAGUGUGUGUCUCCCCCUGGCGUCCAGUGUGUGUCUCCCCUGGUCAGUGUGUAAUCUCCCCUGGCGUCCAGUGUGGUAAUGCUCCCCAGGUCAGUGUGUCUCCCCUGAGGUCAGUGUAGUGUCUCCCCUGGCGUCCAGUGUAAUGUCUCCCCUAGUCCAGUGUGUGUCUCCCCCUGGCGUCCUGUGUGUGUCUCCCCCUGGCGUCCAGUGUGUGUCUCCCCCUGGCGUCCAGUGUGUGUCUCCCCCUGGCGUCCAGUGUGUGUCUCCCCCUGGCGUCCAGUGUGUGUCUCCCCCUGGCGUCCAGUGUGUGUCUCCCCCUGGCGUCCAGUGUGUGUCUCCCCCUGGCGUCCAGUGUGCGUCUCCCCCUGGCGUCCAGUGUGCGUCUCCUCUCAAUCUUCCUGCAGUUUCUCUCUGCUCCCCUGCGCGCUCUGUAGUAAUGCCUGGGCCAGAGUUAUAUCAUGUCACUAAAUCGCAUGCAAGGGAGCAGAGAGGAACUGCUCCCUCGCAUGCCACCUUCAUGCUCCCAGCGGCAGCCGACUUUGUUUCCUGCGCGGUUUACCAAAGAACUGACAAAUGCUAGGCACCAUGGCGAAAUGUCUAGUCGUGCGCACACACACACACUUUAUAACUGCCCCCCUACUUUUGUCCCUGGCCCCUUAUGUGGCCCCCUCUAUGUAUGAAUCCUGGAGAGGCAAAAUAAAUUCCCUUAGCUGAGAGGUGUAACAAACCAUGCAAUCUGGCCAAAUUUAAUGGGAUUUAUUACAUACAUAUUUUUUAUGUCUUUUUUUUUUUUUUGUGUGUGUGUGUGUGUAUAUGUAUGUAUAUAUUUAUUUAUAAAGUGUGUGUGUGUAUAUCUUUUGGUUUGUCUGUUUAAAAGGGUUUGCUGGUUUAAAAAAAAAAAAAAAGUGAUGCAUGUUCCUUUAAUGUAUAUCACAGUUACGUUAUUAGAUAUUCAAAUCAGUCAGUUUUACAAAGAUGUUUCAAAUCUUGUCGUCAGGUUUGUUGGUGAUGUCUAACAGGGAGCAGCACAUCAUUGUAUAUUUGAGAAUAUGCACAAUGUUGGUUACAAAUUACAUAAGUAAAUGUAAUAAUUUGUGUAUAAUCUUCAUUGCUAUUUACUUAUUGUUGCAAAGUCUCUUGUAUCUGCUUUUGUGUGUGUGUGUGUAUAUGUAUGUAUGUAUGUAUGUAUGUAUGUAUAUAUAUAAUAUAAAAACCCCAACGUACUGCAUAUUAACAGAUGAAAGGGUUAGAGCGGUAGGGAUACGCAACAUAAAGACAAAGUCAUUACCGUAUAUAGUACAAUAAGUCUUGCUUUAUCUAAACAUCUUCCUACUCCUAAUACUGUACUUUGAUCCAUAUUGUAGGCAAUACCUCAUCUCAUUCUUUACCUCAUCACUUUUAAGUGUCUUGCCUCCCCUCCCCUCCGGCUUAUUUUUUUUUUUUUUUUGUUAAAUCUUUUUAUAAGAUGUACUUCCUGAGUGCAUCUCUGUACAAAAUGGUUAUUAAUACCUGCUGCCUAUUUUGUGUAAUGUUCUCUUAGUACAACAUGGGCUUCUUAAACUUUUGUACCAAUUGUAUUUUAUGUAACAAUGCUAUUUAGGCAUUUAAAACAAAUAUGAAAAAAUCUUGUUUCUUCCCAGGCAAACAAUAACACCAACAAUAAAGAUGUCAGCACUCAAAAAUCUGAAGGUGGUGUACAGUUAGAAGCUGCAAAAUCUAAAAUUCAUCAGGUAAUCACUCCGUGUCUGUUGUGGUAUUGUAUAGCAUACUUGUCGUCCACACUUGCACAAGUAAUACAGUGUAAUGGUAUAUAUGUUGCUAGUGAAUGUGUAUUUUAAGACAUUCUUAACUAACAGGGCUAUUCUAGUAUAAGUGUGCAUGUGUUAAAUUUCUUUAAUUCAUAUGCUCAAUUGUUGCUAAAUUACUUCCUCCAUUUCAGAAAAUAAUCACAAAAUAAUUAAAUACAGAUCCUAUAUUGAGAUAUCUAUCUCUAUAACAAAGGUAAACAAAAAUCUGCACACCAGUCAAGCCAUAAGACUUUCUUUUCCCACGGAAAUCCCAAGCACUACCAACCCUCAAUAAGCAAACUAUCCACAAACUUCAGGUGGAAGGGUUUUUCCAAUCACAUUUUUUUUCCUUCCACCAUAACCUUUUUGGUUUCUGAUAUAGCUAUUUAUAUUUAUUAAUAAACUGGAUCAUUAAUUGUCUAAACUUGCACUUUUUACAGUAUAAAGUGAGAGCCUAUAUUCAAAUGAGGUCCCUGAAAGCCUGCAAGAGAGAGAUAAAGUCGGUGAUGAACACCUCUGGAAAUGUAAGUAUAGCUUUACCGUGAUUUUCUCCACUUAAAAAUGUUUUUGGAUAAAAGUUCCUUUCUUAUAUAUAUCUAUAUAUAUAUAUAUCUAUAUAUUUCUAUAAUAUAUUUUUAAUGGUGUUCGAAGACCCACUAAACUUGGUAUUUGUGUUUUCUCCUCAUUUAAUAGAGGCAGAAGUUUAAAGAACAAAGCAAAAAAAAAAUCUCACUUGUAUCUACUUUUGUUUAAUGUAAUGUAGAGUGCAAACAACUCUGACUACCUGCAUAUACAGAAUGUUGCGACUUCUGCAUUUGCCCUGGUGUUAUCUGCUAGUUGUGGAUAGCUAACAGGAAACCUAGCACUCUGUGGUUUCAUAAAAUAUUUUAAUUGAUCGAGAUUGACUAUAAAAAUUGAAAUAAACACACUCCAUUUUAGCAAGCAGACAAUGGUUUAAAAGUCCAAUUUUGUCCUUGGCAGUGUACCACCAUUCUCAGAACCAUUUAUUGUCAUUAUUGUACCAUAAUACUUAUGUCUUCACUUUCAUGUCUUAUAAUACUAAAUGGACUCCUCCUUCUGAGCUGAGACUGGUAGAUAAUUUUGGGAAGUAUGAUCUAACUGUUGGAAGGCGAUAUUGGUCCACUCCUGUUUUAAGAGGAUUUUCUAUUUCCUAGAACUGCUGGGUUUUACUUCUUUAUUCUCUUGUAUAAUGUUUGUGUAUGUAAUUUUGUUUUGUGAGUGCAAUUUAACAGUAUUUUAUUUAUUUUUCAUUAACAGUCUACCCCAUCACUCUUUAUGAAAAGUAAUUUUGAAUACCUCAGAGGAAACUAUCGAAAAGCAAUAAAACUACUAAACUCGUCAAAUAUUGCUGAACACCCAGGGUUUAUGAAAACAGGUAUGUUCAAGCAAAUGUGCUAAUAUUGCAUCAAUCCACGAAUCCCAUUUAUGCACAGAAAAGAUCAUACUUAAUUUUCUCUGUGUGUGAGAGGACACAAGAGAAACUGAGCUAAUUAUUUAGAUAAAAUACCCAGCCUAUUAAAGAGUAAUUUUUUUUAAUUUUUAUUUAAGGUCCUUGUUGUAGCCUAGCAAACCACUCUAGAUGAUCUCAAAGAAAUGUAUUUAAAAAGAAAUGCUUGGAACAAACCGUCUCUGACUUGAAAUAUCACUUUAGGCCCAAACUUGCUUUAUUUGCAUUAUUACAAGUGUUACUUUGUAUCUUUUCAGUCAUUUGUAAAUCCUUUCUACGUUCUAGAUUAAGACUUCCACUCUUUUUUUGUAUAUACUCCAGAACCGCCUCAAUGUGCAGGAUGUUUUGUAAAUGCUUUUACCUAGUAUUAAAACGUUAUUCUUGCUGCAUUUCAAAUUAUAUUGAAGUGAAAGCUAUAGCAGAAUCUUUACUUUAUCUAAAUGAUGUCUCUUAUUACGCUACGUUUCUUGUUAUGAUUACAAAUGGGGAUGUGUGAAAAAUAACACACACACACACACACACACACACACGAACAUCUGUAAAAUCUUCCAGAUUAAGGCUUCAAGUUAGUUUGCGCCACAGUUACAUGGUACUUAGACAUUCCCUGGCAAUAAUAGUGCCCAUACCUCACCAACCUAAUACAGUGCAAUUAGAUUCUCAAUAAAGUUGUCUGGCUGCAUUGGUUCUGGCAUGUUAAUCAUGUAGUGUAAAAUAUGGCAGUUUUAUAGAAGCUACAUUGUUUACAACCCCUAGUGACUGUCUUCCUGACAGCCGCUAGAGAUUUCCUUCACCCUAGUAAAACUCUGUCCUGAUAUCUAAUUAUGCUGAUAGCAGAAUUUAAUUGGAGAGCUGCUGCAUUUGGCCAUGCAUUCCUAAUUCCAAUCCACUGUUUCUCUGUGAGAAGGAUUGGAGCAGAUCGCAGAAGAUGUCGGCAGGUGCCGCAGGAGUCUGCAGCAGAGCAGUUCCAGUUCUGGAAACAGACAUAAGUAAUCAUUAACUUCUAUAUCUUGAUCACCAAAGGGUGUGGGCAAAAAAAAAAUUAAAAUAUUAAUUUUUGGGAAAUUAAGUUCCCUUGAACAUUUACAAAGAAAAUGAAAAUUUCAUUUUUUUUUUUUAUUUUUUUUUGUGAAUAUAAUUUUUAUUUGUAUAGAUUAUUCCAGAUUUUGAGACUCGCAGGUCUCCAAGGUGAGUCAUCCGAAGAUAAAACACUGAUAUUUAGUUGGGCUCGCAGGCGCACAAUGUUGACGGACUUGCAAGUCCCUUUUAUCAGGUUUCACGAGUAUUCUCAAUUACAUUUUUCUUCUGCGACUUGGCCUAUUGAGCAAGCCGUAUGUAUAUGGUUUAUACGUUUCGUAUACAGCAGUUGUGAUUUGUGUACAGAAUGUGCUGAGGCUCGCAGGCCUCUCGUCCAACCUCCAUUGUUAGGAGACUCACAGGUCUCUUCGUCUUGGGUUGUGUAUUGUGUCCUGAGUGGAUUCGUGCGUCUCUCCUCUGUGUCCUGAGUGUCGUGUGUGUGGGUAAGGGUGCGUCCAUGUUGUGGGGUUUGUGUUCCAUAAUUUCAGGAGGGCGUGAGCGUAUUGUGGUGUAGCCCUCGGGCUGUCCGAUGAUUAUCAUGGCUGUUCGUUGUGUGCCACGGGGGUGGUAUCCCUUGUAGGUCGGGAGAUAAACCCGGAUCCAUAUGAGUUUUACAUUCAGGGCUCAGGUGUCUCCUCUUAUUGGUAUGUGUGUCUGCUUGGGUUGGAGUUGUUGUCUCAUGUGGGUCCUUAGAAGGGGGGGGAAAGUCGGGGUUGGGGUGGGGGGGGGUGUUAGGGUAGUCAGUUGUCUGUCAUUGUCUGUCGUCCAGUGUGUGUUCUCCAAGUCCUAUCUGUCUGUGGUGUGGCAUUCGUCGGAUCUGAGUUCCAUUUGGAAUCCUUCCUUCGCCGUCUCUAGGAUCCCAUAUGUCCAUGUAGGUCGUUGGGGUAGCAUUAGUCGUCAAGGUCAGUUCCUCUAUUGUCCUGAGUUCCUCCAUUUGGCUGAACCAGGUUUUAAGUGGGGGUGUUAUGCUCUGUUUCCAGAAUUGGGGGAGCACUCGUUUGGCUACAUUGAGUAUUCGAAUGGUCAUAGAUCUUUUGUAUUUGGAGUGGGGAACAGAAGUGUGAUGCAGGAGCAUUGCUGCCAGUUCCAGGGGGGGUGGUUUAUCCGUGAAUUUCUCUAGCAUUUUGUGUAUAUUCCGCCAAUAUGGUUUGAUCUUUGCACAGUCCCACCAGAUGUGUGUUAUACUGCCUUCCUCUUGUUGGCAUCUCCAGCAUAGGCCGGAUUGGUCUGGGUCUAUCUGGUGGAGGAGGUGUGGUGUCUUGUACCAUUGUGUUAGUAAUUUAUAGGCUGUCUCUUGCGUUUUGCUAUGUGUAGAGCAGUGGUGUGUGAGAUAGCAGAUGGACUCCCACUCCGUGUCUGUCAGUGUGUAUCCGAGGGCAACCUCCCAUUUCCCCAUAAAUAGGGGUGUCUCGGUCGGGAUGUCUGUUUGUAGCAUGGUGUAUAGGAAGGACACUACAUGUGGGAGCGGGUCUGGGUGCAUGCAGACCACUUCUAGUGUGGUAUGUUGUCUAGUGAGUGCUGAGCCCUGUGGUAAAGUAUUGACGAAGUUGAUUAGUUGGGUAUAUCUAAAAUGAUGCAUAAAGGUUGGGGGUAUCCCUCCCGUCAUGUCUGUCAGUUUUUUUUGCAUUUCCCUCCCUGCAGGGCAUGGUGUAAGCAUGGGUGUGAGUCUGGGACGAUGUCUUUGAAGGCUCUUGGGUCUAGUCCUGGGGGGAAGUCGUUGUUGUGCGUCAGUGGUGAGAGGGGUAUGGCGACAUGGUCCCCUUCCUCGCUGCCCUCCUCCAUACUUUCAGAGUGUGUUUUGUGUAGAUGGACAUUUUGCCCCAUUUUGCCGUGUCUCGGCCCCAGGGUAGUCCCGAGAGCGGUCUACCCGCCUCUGUCUCUUCCACCGUCUUCCAUAAUUUGUGCACUCCGUCUUUUGACCACUCCACGAUUCUCUGUAGGUUUGUGACCACGUAGUAUAGGUGGAAGUCUGGGAGGGCUAAUCCUCCUUUAUCCUUAGGUCGCGUCGGGGUGGAGAAUUUCACCCUUGGUCUCCCCCCGUUCCAUACGUAUCUGGUCAUUUCUGUUCUAAGAGUGUUAAAAAAGGGGCCCGGGAUCUCGAUGGGGAUGGCUUGGAGGAGGUAUAGGAGGCGUGGGAGGAAGUUAAUUUUUAUAACCUGUACUCUCCCUAACCAUGAGAUGUGGGGGUAUGACCAUUCCUGCAUGUCUUUUUGGAACGUCUGGAGUGUAUCUGUGAAAUUUUCCCUAAACCCAUCCUCGCUCCGUUUGGUCUCCCAAAUAUCUAAUUUUGUGUUUGGCCCAUUGGAAGGGGAAGCUUUGUCGGAGGGGGUCCGCCCGUGCAGUAGGGAUGUUAACGUUAAGAAUUAACGAUUUACCAUAGUUAAUUUUCAAGUUGGAUAUUUCUCCAUAUAUCUGUAGGUCUCUCUGGAUGUUCGGGAGGGAGAUUUCGGGGUUGGUUACCACAAAGAGUAGGUAAUCCGCGUAAGCGGCUACCUUGUGGUGUGUAGUGCCUGUCAUUAGGCCGGUUAUAUCUGUGUUGUGUCGGAUGUAUAAGGAAUGGUUCCAGGGCAAGGACGAACAAGAGUGGGGAGAGGGGGCAUCCCUGUCUCGUGCCAUUAUGUAUUGUGAAGGCGCCAGUUAACGCCCCAUUGACCAGCACUUGGGCCGUUGGUUCUCGGUACAGUGCCUCUAUCCAGCGUCGCAUGUGUGGUCCUAAUCCUACGUGGGCUAGUGUUUUGAAGAGAUAUGUCCAGCCGACUCUAUCGAAGGCCUUCUCUGCGUCUGUUGACAGCAGGAGAAGGCCCCCUUUCGUACUUUCUUUCCCGUGCAUGAGGGUGAGCGCCCUGAUGGUGUUGUCCCGAGCCUCUCGUCCUGUCAUGAAUCCCACCUGGUCUGGGUGGACCAGUGAUGGGAUGUGUUUAGUAAGUAGAGUCGCCAGAAUUUUGGCCAGUAGUUUGAUAUCGCUAUUUAUAAGUGAGAUCGGCCUUUAGUUUCCGCAUUGUUCCCUGUCUUUGCCGUCCUUGGGAAUAAUAGUGAUGUGGGCUGUUAGGGCUUGUCUGGGGAUGUGGUUUCCGUCUCUUAUCGAAUUGAACGCUUCCACCAUGGGUGAGUAUAAGUCUUCGGCGUAUGUCUUAUAAUAUUUAGUCGGUAAGCCGUCUGGUCCUGGGCUUUUGCCCGGUUUAGUUAGUUUAACAGCCAGUGCCUCUAUUGUGAUGGGUUCGUCUAUUAACUCCGCUAUCUCUGCGUCGAGUGUCGGUGUGGGGUAUUUUGUCAGGUAGUCUCGGAUGGAGUCUCUGAGGUGUGUCGUCGCCGCGUUGGUCUUCGGUUGGGGGAGUGUGUAUAGCUCUGUGUAGUAUGUGCGGAUCGUUUUCAUUAUGGCUGUCGGGAGUCGGUGUAGGGUCCCCUGUUUGUCUCUAAUUUUGUCAAUGUACGUGUGUUGCCUCUGCUUCUUCAGCAUCGCGGCUAGGAUUUUGCCGCUUUUGUUCCCAUGUAUUGUAAAGAAGGCUUUGUGCCUAGUCGUGUCCCUGUGAUGUUUAGAGUACAAUAGUGUGGCUAGCUCCCGUCUCCGUUGUAGGAGUCGAGUUUGGUGCGUGUGGUUCGGGGUUUGUUUGUUUUGGUUGUCUGUCUGGUGUAUGUUGGUCAGCAGUUCAUGUAGCCGAGCUUCAGCUUGUUUCUUUAGUAUUGCCCCCUGUUGUAUGUAGUGGCUUCUGAUCACGCUUUUGUGUGCUUCCCAUCGAAUCGUCGGGGAUGUUUGCUCUGCCGUGUUGGUUGUCAGGUAGUCCUUGAUUUUUUUUUUUUUUUUUUUCACCUAUGAGGGUUGCGACCUCUAGUUUGGAGAGUAAGUAUUCGUUCAAUCUCCAUUUCGAGGUCGUGGGGCGGUAAAGUGGUGAUUUAAGUUUGAGUAAGACUGGGGCGUGGUCUGACCAUGUGGCCACUCAGAUUGUUACAUCGGACACUAGGGAGAGGUCGUAGUGUGUAGUGUAAAUGUGGUCUAUUCGGGAGUAAGAGUUGUGCGGGUGGGAGUAGAAAGUGUAGUUUCUUACGUCUGGGUGAUGGGCUCUCCAGCAGUCCACGAGUCGUCGGCUCCGGAGUAGGGAUUUAAUGGUUUGAAGUUGUUGUGUGGGGACGUGGGAGAUGCCCGAUGAGUUGUCCCAUGAUGGGUCGAGUGUUAUGUCGGCCCCCAGUAUGAGAGUCCCUUCUGCGAAUUCUUGGAGUUUGCGGAGUGUAUGUUUUGAGGAAGCGGUAGUGUUGUUUGUUUGGGGCAUAGAUGUUUGCGAAUGUGUACUGGUGGUCUGCGAUCUUCCCUUUAAGGAAUAGGUAUCUGCCUUCGUCAUCUGACUUGCAUCCCCCCUCCUGGAACGACACCCUCCUGUGAAGAAGUAUUGCUGUCCCCCUAGCCCAGGGUUUUCAAACAUGCGGCCCCCCAGAUGUUGCUGAACUACAACUCCCAUGAUUCCCUGGCUAUCUGUUUCAUUGAAAGAAUCAUGGGAGUUGUAGUUCAGCAACAUCUGGAGGGCCGCAUGUUUGACAACCCUGCCCUAGCCUUACUCCCUUGAUAGUCACUGUAGUAUCCUUGUGUGUAGUGCUGAUUAGUCAAUUUGGGUCUGGUCCCUUUUUUGAAGGGUGUUUCCUGUAUCAUGACUAUAGAGGCCCUCUGUUUGUGGAAGUCUCUCAAUGCUCCUGAUCUCUUCUCUGGUUUAUUUAGGCCUUUAGCAUUGAUUGUGAGGAUAUGUAAAUGGUCUGCGGUCGGUGUCAUAUCGUUGAGUAAGGUUGUUGUUGACUGGUGUUGUGGAGGUAUCUUUGCCCUAAGUCCCUGUGGUGUGUGUAGUCUCAGGAGGUCUCUCGUUCUGCUGUCAGUGUCGGGUUGGGGAGUCAGGGGAUGGGGUUAGGUAAGGAUUAGGGGGUUGAGGUAGUGGAGUAGUCUUGGAGAUUUCCAAAGACCUCCUUUGUUUGCGUCACAGUUCGUGACGACUAGGUAGUGGCGUCGGGGAGCGUCAGUCCACGGCACCACCAGUGAUGCACGUGGGAUGCUCACCUUCUGGGUGACGCCUCGCCUGUUGGGCAGUGGUUGGGCGUCCAGGCGUUUGGGACAGUGUCCUAGUGGUGUGUCCUGUCUCGUGGCUUCCCUAUGCGGCUCCUUAGUGAUUACUUCGUAGGAGUGUGUCUGUUUUUCCCCGCCUCGGGGUGUGGUGGUUCUCGGGCUUGUAUGGAUGAGUGUCUAUAUACGCGGUCUGUUUGUUUGUGGCUGAGUUGUAAGACAUAAACAAUAACAGUAAUAUUAACAUUUCGGUUUAAGAUCACAACAGGUGAAAACAAAACAAUAUUCCGACAGCUCUUAUUUCAAGUUCAUGCACAGUUUACCUCCGUCUUCCUGCGUCCCAGGUUCCCAUUAGCCCAUUGUCUAGUGUGUGCUCUUGUGUCUUUGCGUCAUGCUCACUAGCUUUCUCGAGAUGUGUGGGUGUCCCUGAUAGGGGUUAGAGUGUGAAGGUUGUUCCCAUGGGUUUGGGCCUGACUGGUGUAUCCUUUUUCUCUGCCUCUGUGGCUAUGUGGGGUGCACCCUUCGUAGUGUUUUCCCGUGUGUUGUGCUUCCCUCCCCCUGUUUCCAGUAGCGUGUGGCUGUUCGGUGGGUGGUUAUGAGUAGGUCUUCUCGGUUUUGUCGCUUCCCAUCUAUUCUGGGUGCGGAGCCGGCGCACCCACCCCGGGUGUGCCCCGCCAGCAGCGCCCCCACCUGCUCCCCGGGGUUCUUCACAGCGUGGUUGGGCUCCGGCGGCCGGGCCCAGCGGUGGGGGGGGGGGGGCGGGCACCCCCUCCCUGCUCCCUCUUAUUGCAGUGUUGGGACUAAGAGUAUGGAGCCCUGGUACCUCUCCCCCCACCCCUAGCUUAAGUACGGUUAGUCCAGGAGUAGCCCGACAGGCCGAGGGGCUCUGCAGGGCCAAGCAUCUGUGCCGAACCUGCCACUUGGGUCUCAAGGUUCGGUGCAUCUCUUUGUCUCAACCUUUAUAUCUGUGUUAGACCUUGUUGAGUGUGCCGUCACUUGGGCCGUAUACUUGCGGUUUUGAGGAUUUCAGCGCUGUAUAUUCAGGGAUUCUGGUCUCGUCGAUCGGGGACAAACAGUGUCUGUCUAGUUCAUUGCUGGGCCAUGUGGGUUCCCGGGUGGGUGGGCAGGUAGUGCGUGGUCUUUUACAUGUUGGUGCCCAUAGGGCGUGUUGUCUGCUGUCUCGUUCUUCUGGGUCUGGGGGGGUUGUUGCGUCUGGCGCUGUAUCUCUGGUGAAAAGGCAUAGAAGGCCAUUGGAUCCGGCCAAGUCAUUUGUAUCGGUGGGAGUUAGAUCCAUCAGGUCUCCCUUGUUCCUCACUGUGAAGGGGCCAUUACUUGUGGUGACUUGUAUUCCGGUGGGGAAAUUCCACCUGUAUCUGAUCUUGUUAGUAUGUAGUACUCGCGUGAGUGGGCGCAUGGCUCGUCGGUACGCCAUCGUUGCAGGGGAUAGGUCUGGGUACAGUUGGAUUUCAGUGCCAUUGUGGAUGAUUUGUCUAUUAUCCCUGGCACUUUUCAGAAUGUCUUCCUUCACCUGGAAGUGUUAGGCAGCAUAUUACGUCUCUAGGCGGGGAGUCAGGUGGACCCCUGGGUCUGACAGGUCUGUGCGCCCUAAUAAAUUCGAUGGGCGUUGUGUUCGGCCUUUGUAGGAGGGCAUUAAAAAUCUCCGUGAGGGUGUCCCGUAUUGGGGUAGUCUGGUCCCAUUCUUCGGGUAGACCCCUGACUCUGAUGUUUUGUCGCCUUCCCCGGUUGUCUAAAUCCUCCAAAUGGAGGGCCAUUUGGCGCAGUUGUGAUUCUUGCCGCUUUAUGGUGCCCGUGGUAGUGUUCUGCGCCGAUGUCAUGUGGUCGCAAUCUGCCUCAAGCUGGGCCAAUUUAUGAUGGAUCCCUUGCAUGUCUUCCCUAAGGCCCUGAGAAGCAUGGUCGGCCUGGGUUGUGAGAUACUGGCGAAUGCCAGUUGGUUGAGACCCUCUCCGUGUGGUGGCGACCGCUGCAGCCUGUUGUGGCUUGUUAGUUUUGCCCAUUGUUUCGGUAGUGGAGCUGAUUAGGCGGGUAUAGGAGCUGAGCCAGCCGGGCGCUCGUGGUUCACGCCGCCAUUCCGUCCGGCGUCCAAGCCACGCCCCAUAUUUUUGAUUUUAAUUGACUUUUUUUUUUUUUUUAAACUGAGGCAUUGUCAGACUGUUUCAGAGAGAAUGUAAUCAUGAAAGUGUAAUUUAUUACCCGUUUUGUUUUUUUUUGUUAUUUUUCAUCCCCAUGCAAAACAUUUGUGCAUUUCUCACUUAAAUAAACUUUGUCUAGGUUUCUUUUUCACACAUUCCUAAAUACUUUAAUUUGGACUGAAAACUAUAGGGUGUGUGGUUAGUUCAUACAAAAUUUGUCUUGGUGAAACUAUUUUCUUGUUCUUUUGAAGAGUAAUAUGUUUAUCAUCCACUGCCACUGUUUUCUGCAGGUGAAUGUGCAAGGUGUAUGUUCUGGAAUAAUCUUGGCUGUAUUCAUUUUGCAAUGGGGAAGCACAAUUUAGGACUUUUCUACUUCAAAAAAGCCCUUCAGGAAAAUGACAAUGCCUGUGCUCAGUUGGGAAUAAAUACCUCAGACCCAGGUUAGUGUCAUGUGUUCUGUGUUCGUUUCAUCAGUACUGCCAAAGCACCCAAAGAAAACAGAACAAUCUCUCUGUGGCUAUUUACUUCAAUAGAAUAAACCUAGGCAUGUAUUACUUAGAAGAACCACUCCUCUAAAAUGAGACCCUAGAGUAAACUGUUCCCAGUCCUAGUCUACCUUUUCCCAAGUUGUAAUUCUAGAGUUACUUAAUCUAUCCAUGACACUUCCCAAGUAGACUACAGUACUAUGUUAUUGUAUCCUACCAUGCUUCUGCUUUCUAAUAUUUUUACCCCUCACUGAAUGUUAACAGUCGUGUAUCUUUUCACUUGCUUUUCUUUUUUUCCGUAUAUUAUUUUAUUUUUAUUUUUUAAUGCUACUCUAUAUUUGGGGAAUUUUUAUUUAUUUAUUUAUUUAUUUUACAAUUGUGAAAAUGUUGCCAACUAAUUUUUGUGUUUUAUUAGGAAAGAAAUUUUCAGGAAGGCCAAUGUGUACUUUACUUACCAACAAACGCUAUGAAUUGCUAUAUAAUUGUGGAAUUCAGCUCCUCCAUAUUGGGAGGCCUUUGGCAGCAUUUGAAUGUUUGAUAGAAGCGGUCCAAGUGUAUCACUCCAAUCCUCGCCUUUGGUUAAGAUUAGCUGAAUGCUGCAUAGCUGCUAACAAGGGGGUAAGUAAAACCGCUAAAUUAAUACUCUUGUAGUUCUAUUAAUUAAUGGGAAUCUUUCACCACUCACCACAAAAAAAUACAUUCUCAAAUAUUUCCAUCUCUAGAAUAGCAGAAAGCCGGUCAACAGUGGUUAAGACUCUCAGUGCACCUUUGCACUAUACAGUUCAGGGCUCAACAUUUUCACUUGCCACUAGUAGUUUACCUCUGAGCAUGCUAUGGCUUGCAUUUUCAGAUUUUAAGCCCUGCUUGUACAACAUAUUGUAGUGGUUAUGUUGCUAGGAAGCAGUCUCUCCAAUUUAUGUUUUAAAUCCAUUGGUUUUCUUUGUUUGUAGCUUAACCCCUUAAGGACACAUGACAUGUGUGACAUGUCAUGAUUCCCUUUUAUUCCAGAAGUUUGGUCCUUAAGGGGUUAAAGGAGACUAUAGGCAGUGGAUGGGAAUGUCAGGGUUUGUUUAGGUUGGGCAAACUCCGUACGAGAGCAAAAGUAAAGAAAGUGGUAAUGAGGAAAUUGUAGUCAAAUCAAUUACGAAAGCUCAGUGUCUAGAGAGCAUAGUUUAAAGAAGUAUAGGCCAGGGGUAGGCGACUUUCGGCACUCCAGGUGGUGUGGACUACAUCCCCCAAAAUGCUGACAAAGCAUCAUGGAAGGUGUAGUCCAAAACAUCUGGAGUGCCGAACGGCCAUGGUCAAAAUCUUUUAUGUAUUUGUAUUUGGGGAAAAAAAGAGAAUUGUAGUAAUAGUUCAUAGCAAAGCUGCACAAGAACAGAACUGUUUCUGAGACUUGCUGGAUUUCUAAAAGAGAUGUUGUCAGGUACACACCACCAAUAGACUUACUGGCAUCUUUGUACAACCUUUCGAAGUCCUGGGCUGGGCUUACCCCUGUGCAUGGACCUUCUGGCUAGAGAAGAGGUAGCACCUGGUAAACUACAAUUAAUAUGUUAAACUUUAACUAAACUGACUACUUACACUGAGGUCCUGUGCAUUUGUACACUCCCUGAUCCCUUUUGUUUAAAAUAGUUGCUAAUGAUCUCACCCAAACCUGCCCAGAUUAUAUGUCUUGGUUUUCACACUUUUGCAGACACCACAAUUUCCCAAACACUACAUGUGCGUCUUGUUACUAGAACACCACGCUGCAGUCCACAAUCACUCCUUACCUCACUGUACUGGUUUAUUGGUAUACAGUCUAAAGUCCUGUGUUCAGUCUUGGGUGGUGUAUAAAAUGUGUUUUAUUGAAGUGACUACUGCAUUUCUCUUACGUGUGAGUUCAUUAGAUGGCCCUCUUAACUUAAUUAAUGGCCCUCUUAAAUCGUUCAUGGUUUAUUAUUUUUGUUAUGUUCUAAAUCCUGCUUCUGCAAUUUAUUUCCCUUCUUUGAUUAAAAGGUAGACUAUAAUGUCAGGAGUACAAAUGUGUAUUCCUGACAUUAUAGUGUUUAAAACACAUUUUAGGCCACUGGCCCCCUCUGCCUCACUUUAAAGGUAAUAAAAAUGACCUUUAGUCCAGUGCCGCAUGUGUCAGUCACAGCUGGCCCUGGUCCCACCUGGCCGAGAUCAUCAAAAUUGACAAUCUUAGCCAGACCAGUGCUUUUGCAUAUUUAAUGCAUCUCUAGGAGGAAGUUCAACACCUCCAUGCAGAGCAUGGAGACAUGUCCUUGCGGCACUUUUGUGUAGCACUGACCCCAGAAGCACCUCUGCAGUGUUUACAUUAAAAUGCUUGCAUUGGCAUACUAACACACACACCUAAACUACAUUUAAGCUGUAAUUGUUGUGGUGACUAGGGUGUCCCUUUAAUAAAAAGUUAUGCUAUUCUGAUUCAAGGCCAGCAGGGUGCGCUCACUUUCCAAGCAAGCUUUUCAUCAGACUUGGCAUAUUUGGAAGCCUAUUUCCUCAGACACCCUAAACUUAUUUAUUUUUACAUGUUAUAGUAGUUUGAAACGCAACAAAUAAACUAUUUUCCUGUGUGCAUUUAUUGUAAAUCUUGUUCCUCUUAAACCUUAACACUCUCAUGAGGCUUUUUAAAAAUAAAAUGUAUUACAGUGUUUCUCCGAAAAUAAGACCAGGUCUUAUAUUAAUUUUAGUCACUAGGGCUUAUUUUCAGGGUAGGGCUUAGAGCCAGUCUGUCAGCCGGUGUCCGCGCUGUGUAACCCCCCCCAGAGACCCUCACCUCCCCCUCCCUGUAAUAUUAUCCCCCCUCCCUCCCUGUAAUAUUAUCCCCCUCCCUGUAAUACUCUCCCCCCUCUCUCCCUGUAAUAUUCUCCCCCCUCCCUCCCUGUAAUACUCUCCCCCAUCCCUGUAAUACUCUCCCUCCCUCCCUGUAAUAUUCUCCCCCCUCCCUCCCUCCCUGUAAUACUCUCCCCCUCCCUCCCUGUAAUAUUCUCCCCCUCCUCCUGUGGCUUCCCCCUCCCUCCCUGUAAUAUCUCUCCCUCCUCCCCUGUAAUAUUCUCCCCUCCCUCCCUGUAAUAUUCUCCCCCUCACUGUAAUAUUCUCCCCUCUCUCACUCCUCUCUCACUGUAAUAUUCUCCCCCCUCUCUCCCUGUAAUAUUCUCCUCUCUCACUGUAAUAUUCUCCUCCUCUCACUGUAAUAUUCCUCCCUGCCUAAUACUUCCUCCCUCCCUCCCUCUCUCCUGUAAUACUCCCCCCCUCUCCCUCUCUGUAUUCCCUCUCUCCCUGUACUCUCCCCUCUCCCUGUCUCUCUCUCUCCCUGUACCUCCUCCCCCUCUCUCUCUCCUGUGGCUACCUCUCUCUCUGACUCUCCUGUAAUGCUACUCCCAGCUCUCUCCCUGUAAUACCCCAGCUCUCCCUCCUGUAAUACUCCCCCCUCUCUCCCUGUAAUACCCCCUCUCUCCCUGUAAUACUCCCUCUCUCCCUGUAAUACUCCUCUCCCCUGUAUGCUCUCUCUCUUCCUGUAAUACUCUCUCUCUCUCCCUGUAAUCUCCCUCUCUCUCCCUGUAAUACUCCCCCUCUCUCUCCCUGUAAUACCUCCUCUCUCUCUCCCUGUAAUGCCCCUCUCUCUCCCCCUCUCUCUCUCCUGUAAUGCUCCCUCUCUCCCUGUACCCUCUCCCUGUAAUACUCCUCCCUCCAAUCUUCUCCUCACCUGCUCUUCCUUGUAGCGUGGCCGAGCUCCUCUCCGGUCCGUGACCCGGCCGGACUGACAGGAAGUGCACACCCAGAGAAGUCAUGCUUGAAAAAACAAAGUACACCCUUACUGCUUCCAAAGGAAUUAAGAGGUGAAGUACCAGACAAUUGUUGCUAAUAAAAUGCCCUUGAUUAACUGAUCAUCAGCAAGUGCGACCAUCCUAUAAAAGCCAACAUUUUAGCAGUUUCCUGGUUUGGAGCAUUCAAGUGUGUUAAGUAGAGACAUCCGCAAUGAUCUUAGAGAAGCAACUGUUGCUGCACAUCAAACUUGGAAGGGUUAUAAGGCCAUUUCCAAACAAUUUAAUGUCUAUCAUUCUACAGAGAAAAAGAUUAUUCUAAAGGGGAAAAACAUUUAAAACUGUUACCAAUCUUCCCAGGAGUGGAGGCCCCAGCAAAUUGGCCACAAGGUCUGACUGUGUCAUGCUCAGAGGAAUCGCAAAUGGCCAUAAUGCACAGUGCCAUGUUUGGCGAAAAUCAAACACCACACAAACACCUCAUACCAGUGGUGGAGGGGUGAUGCAAUGGGCCUAGGAACCUUGCAGUCACUGAGUCAACCAUAAAUUUCUCAAUAGCAAAGCAUUCUAGAGUCAAAUGUGAGACCAACUGUCCGACAGCUAAAUGUUGGCCUGAAUUGGGUCAUACUACAGGACAAUGAUCCCAAGCACCCCAGCAAAUCUACAACAGAAUUGCUGAAAAAUAAAUGAAUCAAGGUGUUGCAAAGGCCCUUUUAAAGUCCACACCUCAAUCUGAUUGAAAUGCUGUGGUGGAACCUUAAAGGGACACUAUAGGCACCCAGACAACUUCAGCUCAUGGAAGUGGUCUGGGUGCAUUGCCACAGGUCACUUAACCCUGAGCAGGUAAUUAUUGCAGUUUUUGAAUGGGUUAACUCCUCCUCUAGUGACUGUCUACCAGACAGCCAGUAGAGUUACUUCUGGGCUGUUUGGCGGCUUUUGGUUGCUAAACUGGUGGAUGUCCUCGCGCUACGCAUAGGGUGGUCCAGCGUCUCCCGUAACCCCAUAGGAAAGAAUUGCAUAAGGCUUUCCUAUGGGGAAAUCCUAAUGUGAGUGCAUGCACAUUAGGUCUCCCCUGUCAGAGAGACAGAGGAGGUGGACCAGAGCCAGUGCUGAGGGAAACUUGCCCAGGUAAGUUUAAAAAAAAAAAAAAAGAGUAAAAAUGACUGCUGGGUGUGUGGUAGGACAUAGCUACUAUUACUACUACUACUGGCUAGGAGUAAUGGGAGGAAUCACUUCACACUUUUGGCCCUCUAUGCAAUAAAAACCCUUUGCAUAAGGACACUCCUGCAUUCACAUAUACUGACUUGUUAAGUACACAUCUUAAGUAACUACAUGUUGUAUGAAAUAUUUUUCAUCUAUGGGUGGUGGUUAAAACAAACCAUUGUGUUAUAAAGUAUGUAGGGUGCCUGUGUAUUUUUCUAGUUGGGUUAAACACACCCCCCACCCCCAUAUUAUAUAGUUAUCAUUCAUGGUUCUAUCCAACUUUUAGAGCCAUGUAAUUUAAUUUCAAAGCAACAUGGAUCACACUGUUUUGAGAGAGACUAAUCUUGCAUAAUUUGACAAUGGGAAAUUGUGGCUUUCCCAUGCUGAGAAUCAUAGGGUUUAUGGUAAACUAAUUUGUACCUCACUGGAUCCCUUGAUCCCUUUUAGAUCCUGUUUGUACUUAAGCACUAAAUAACAAGUUAUGAGUUGACAGGUCAGUUAGAAAAGUUCUCCAGCUCAGCUGACUUCAAAAUCUUUUGGCUUAUUUAAGGCGAAAAAUAAGUGUGUAUGUACACACACACACAUACAUAUCCCAAAGAAAAUGUGUGCAUACCUUAACUGCUACUAACGUUCGCUACAUUUCCUGGGGCACAACGGUCAUCUGAUUGAAAACAGGUGUUGUCCAAAAAAAAAAAAAGAUAAAUUUUUGCUCAUUUUGGAGAUUUGCAUCUCUCUUCAUUAUUGCUGUUCCCAAAGCACUAUGACUUCAUACCAGGUAUUAUCAUACCCACCUUCUCUGCAUUUUCAUCCAUGUAUUUCUUUACUAAUGUCCUUUAUUAUUUUGAAGAACCAUUUUUAUUGUCAGUCUUCGAAAUAGCCCUUACUAUUAUAGUUAGUGUGUAUGAUUGCGUAGUGUAAGCAUUUGUUAUAAAGUAUGUGUGCAUUUUCGACUAGUAUUAUUUGUAUGAGAGUGAAUACCUGCAUUGAGCAGGGUAGUUUGUGGAUGUUUCUAAUAAUAAGCUUGGAAAUGUAUUGGGAUUCUGAAGGUUGAGUUUAAGUAAAAUGUUCCAAAUACUAAUUAGAAAGAUAUUGUUGGGUGUUGUCUAAACCGUAAAUAAAGAGUCUGAGCGAAAUAUUCAACCCAAAUGUGGGCUUUGUAGCAGAGGUCAAACCUUUGUUACAUAUUACUGAAUGCCAUAUAAUCUCCACUUAAAGGGACACUAUAGUCACCUGAACAACUUCAGCUUAAUGAGGUUGUUCAGGUGAGAACUAUAGCUCUCUGCAGCCUUUCUCAUGUAAACACUGUAUUUUUUGAGAAAAUACAGUGUUUACAUUGAAAGCUAGGAACACCUCCAGUUGCAGUCACUCAGAGUGAACCAGAGGGACUUCGAAGUGUUGAUGGAGGCAUAAUAUGCCUCCAUCCACUCAGAUCUGCUGUGCAUGAGCAUCCUGUGACCCAGUAUCUCCUCCCACUGCAUGCAGACACUGAAAUUUCCUCAUAGAGAUUAAUUGAUUCAAUUCAUCUCUAUGGGGAGAUGCUGAUUGGCCAGGGCUGUGUUUGAAUCAUGCUGGCUCUCCCCAUGAUCUGCCUCCUUGUCAGUCUCAGACAAUCCUAUAGGGAAGCACUGUGAUUGGAUCAGGCUAUCACAUGUAAGCAGACUGCUUGGUUUUUCCUGAGUCUCAGCAUGCAGAUUUACAGCUUCUGGCUUGAAUACAGUAAGAUUUUUAUUAUAUUUAUGGAGGCAUGAGGGGCUCAGGGGGGCUAGAUGGUCGUGUUAACACUAUAGGGUUAGGAAUACAUGUAGUUGCACUGGUGACUAGUGUCCCUUUAACGGAUUCUACCUGAUUUUCUAAAACAUUUUUGACACAGUGAAUGAAAGCAUACUCUAUAAUUUAGCAUUUAGUGUAUUUCGUCACAAUGAUGAAUAGUAAUGUAGCUUUUGUGCAUUAGAUUGUCAUAGUGAUGUAAGCUACUUAUUCGGUCUAUAAAAUACUGUGCUGUUUCUAAGACUAUUGUUACCUUGUAUUGACAUGUAUCUUGUGAAGCCAAGUGGCUUUGUAGUUCUACAAAAAUAAACCGAUCAUCUGCAAAGAAAAAGCAAACCAUGUUUAUUAUAUCCAUAAACUUCAACUGAAGUACUAUCACCAAGACGGCAACGGUGUGUCGGCACCUAAGUAACCCAUUGUUCCCUAUUUUAUACAAUUCCUAUUAUGAUAUGGCUUAAUCAAUUUAGUUGUAUUAUGAACAAAAUAAAGUUUAGUAUUUGAGUAUGCUUGUUCUGUGAGGGGGUCACCAUGUGUCAUAGCUUCACAUGAUUCCCUUCAAAAUUACUUUUAUAGUCCUUUUUUGAUCGCACUUGUGAAAAAGUAUAGCUGCAUAAACUAGUAGUCUAUCAGAAUAUGACUGAAAUUAGUGCAUCAUCUGUGACUAUUUUCUAAGAUUUUACUCAAUCCGUUUUUAUCCAUUGUCCAUAUUUGCAGAUUAAUGUCCUGCACCGGCAGCCAUUGUUGGCACAUGGAGUAAUUGGUGCUGCUCUGAGAAGCAUUUGAUUGGAGCAUAGCAACUGUUGUGUUGUGCAUGCGCCCUGUGUCUCAAAUUAUUCUCUGAGAAGCACUGGAGUGGACUUUAGUUCUCGUAAUGAUUACUUUAUGGGAGACAGAGGCUGAUCUGACGAUAACUUUGGGACACUUGAGGUUUUAAUAAAAAAAUAAAAAAAAACAGGUGGGAGGGUUAUGUUAAAUUUUAAUGAUUUUUAAUAUUGGUGUUCGUUAAAGAUUAGUCUUUGUAUCUUACACACACACUUUAUUUCCACAGCAGACUCUGUACAGCAAUAUUGUUUUUUUUAUAUAUAUAUAUAUUUUUUUUUUUCCAGACUUCAGAGCAAGAAACAAAAAGCCUACCAAGCAAGAAGGGCAUAGUACAAUCUAUUGUAGGUCAAGGCUACCAUCGUAAAAUUGUUCUAGCAUCCCAGUCCGUUCAGAAUCUGCUGUAUAAGUAAGCACUAAUUUCAUAUAUUUCAUAGAUGCUGUUUUAAUGUGUUUUUGUGAGACGAUAUCUUCUUCAGACCGCUUCUGUAUGUGACUAUUAUUUUUAUGGCUAGACUGAUGUUUUUUGUAUUUCUCGAACAAUAAUAAAUAUACUUUUUUUUUUUCCCUUACCUGGAAGGCGGUAACAAACCUUUCUAAACAUUGCUUACUUGUCUAGAAAGUAAAUUAGAGGAAAGCUACACGUCCAUCAAUUGGAUAAGUAAUAAUGUUGAAGAAAAUGAGGCUUGUGUUUGGUGCUUCAGAACGUUACUUUUAUCUUCUAGAACAUAUACUGAAAAUAGCAUUAAAUAUCAUUUUUCUCCCGAUUUAUAGACUGUUGAUAACAGUGUAAAUGAUUUAAUAUACUGGGUCAAAGCUGAUUUUAUUGAUUAAAACACAUUCCAAUAUAACCAGCUAAACUACCGAUUUACAGAAAAUAAAUUUGUUAUGAAUGCAAUAUAUAAUCUUAUACUUGGCAUGCAGUCAACAGAACUCAGUUACUCCGCAAUUCAGACCUUCGGUUAUACCUAAUGUUUGCAGUACAAAUGAAGCAUACUUAUUAAGAUAUCUCCAAAAAGAAGACAUCAGACAAAGAGGUAGUCUAAGCAACAUAACCGCACAACAUGGUAUUGUGGUUAUGUUGCUGGAAUGUUGGCAAUCAGGGCUCUCCCAGUACCUGGAGACUGCACCCUCUGAGUUGACUCUACCUGGGUCCUCUGGGUGCUCGCUGUCCAGCCUCUCAUUAGAGAUCAUGCCAACGCUGUAAAUUCCCUUCUUACUUACUGAUAUAAAUUCUCUGUGUUUGGAUGGAGUGCUUCAUAGUCCUUUAACUACAUUUCAGAUGAUGCUCAUGUAGCAGAAAGGUUGGCUUUUAUUGUCUUAAUCUCUAAUUAUUUCUGUCCAGGCUAUGAAUAGGAAAUGUGGCUGACACAGUUCUGUAAACCCUAACACAUGCAGAUGUUGUAUACUGAGCUAGCAUUUUUAAGAAGAUGUCUUGCUCAAGCAUGCCUCCUAUACAAAUUGUAAAACAAUACAUUUUGUGCCUGUAAAUUAAUCAUGAAGUACCACUGAUCAGUGAAACCAGGUAGCUUACAAAACCAGAAGAUGUACAAUUACUACAUAUGCUUCUUUGUGCUAUUGGGAGGCAGUAAAAAGAGAGAUGUCUUAAAGGUCAAAGUAUUUAAUUUCGGUGUUGUAGUCCACAAAGUUUAUUUUUUUAUAAAUGAAUCAUAAAUUCAAUAAUUACUACUGGCACAUAACGUUUUAAGAUAUUUUAUAUUGAAGUCUGUGGAUGUUUCCUUGACCUUAAACAUUCUUUCAUUCGUCUUUCAUCAUUUCACACUCUCAUCUGCUAACUAGCAAUAGAGCUCACCUUGUCAUGCUUUGUGGCAGUGAAUUAAUAUAGUAAAUGGCCAACAAGUGCAACCGCUUUGUGGUUGCAUUUAGUACAGAUGCACUUUGUGCUGUGGUGAUUCCUAUGCAAAAAAAUUCUAGGGCAUAUUUAACUUCUUUGAACUGUUAAAGAUUUUGUUUGUUCCCAUUAACAAAAAUUGAAGCCCUCCCCUAUAUUUAGUGUAAGCAUUUUACCAAUGAGGCAUGUUUAAAAAUAUUUCUUUAAAAAUAAAUAUAUUCUAUUUUUCUAGUGAUGGUGAGUCCUCCGCUAUUCCAGUUGCCAGCAUGGAGUUUGCAGCUAUAUGUCUGAGAAAUGCAUUGAUCCUUUUGCCGGAGGAUCAGCCAGAGUCAAAACAAGAAAAUGGUUCUAAGACGACCAGUCAGACAAGCAAUACAGACUCAAGUGGUGAGACUGGCGAAACAUGCAGGUAACAUUAAAAACAUUUGGAAAUAUUGUUUUUAUUUUAUUGUACUACACCUAAUGAUUAUAGAACCAAAGGUAUUUCAGGCUGCCUGUUUUAAAGAGGCUUGUGGGACAUCAUGCCUGUUGCGUGCCUCUAAACAUACUGUACGUGAUUUCUCUCUUAAAAAGAUCCCUACUUGCUUAUACUAUCAGGGUACAUGUUGAAAACUGUAUCAACUAUCCAGGUCUGUCCACUAAUGAAGCUCUUAACUUUUUAAUAAGUCUCCAGUUCGCCCGUCAGCAUUCGGUCUGUCUUGUUUAUUGUUGGUCUUUUUUUUUUUUUUCUUGUCUUUUGUCUUUUUAUAAAUUUUGUAUUAUUGUUUGAUGUUGCUUUGAACUAAUGUAUUUAAUUUCAGGACAUAUUAAACUUUGUAAUAGUAAUUUCAUGUUUGUAUGUAACAGUGUCUUAAAAUUUGCAAUUAAUAAUGAAUUUAAAAUAAAUAAAUAAAAAUUAAAAUGACUCUUUGUUGUGGUCCAGUGGGGCUGAAUUGGCCUUGUAGAGGACAGUGCAUUGUCCGCCUGCUCAGUCUGUCACUACUAUUGCAUGGUGCUUUGUGUGAGGGGAACUUGUAGAAUCAGUACAUUAUAAUGUCACACCCUCAAAAAAUUUUCUUAACACACCGUGCCCUUUCAAAGGGAUGGCAGCAGCUGUGCAUCAGGAAUAUAUACACCUUCAGCUUCUUUUAGAUGAACAUGCGAUAGUAAGGCAUAUUGGUGGGCAUCCCCUUUUUGCCUCUGGGCCACCUAUUAUCCCUGCUGAUAUCUGCCAGAUGGCUAGCAACCUUAAAUAAUUAUAAAAGAGAUCCUUUAGUCAGAUCUGCCCGGUGGAAUGCCUGGGGCUUGAGUCUAGGAUCUGUUCAUGUAGUGUACAGAUUACUGGAAAUCGUGUGUGGGUGGAGGUUGUGUUUUUAAUGUCUUUCAGUGACUGUGUGUGGGGUUAGUGAUUAUGUUGCAAUGUAUUUGUCAAAACAAGUGUGUGCUAGUGAGGACCGUUUGAUAUAAACAGAUUGAACAAUUUAUGCUUUCAUUUUUGAAAGUAUUAUGCAUAUUUACAUACACAUGUAUGUUAAUGUGUUUGUGUGUAUAUUACAAGCAUUUCUUAGAUAUGCAUAAUACACUCAAAUUGUACAUAAUAAAGAAUCUGAAUCACACUUUAAAAAUACAGCCAGUACCCACACCACACCCAUUCAGCAUGCGACCGGCACACACGCAUAUGCACACACCCUGAAUGAGGCUAGCGCAUGCAAGUCGCGCGCAUGCGACCGGCGCCCGUACACAUGCUGCGUGCGGCCAUCACACCGCACGCAUGCUGCAUGUGAAACACCACACGCUGCAUGCGGCCAAAAUGCAUGCAUGUGCGCAUGAGGCCAGUCCCCCCCGCCCCCCUCACACACCCUACAUGCGGCCAUCACACACAACCCUAACACACGCUGCAUGUGGCCAGCAAGCACACUAUGACAAGCUUGUUAAAGCGUUGCUUACUGUGUAUGAACUUGUCUCUUGAAAUGAUAUUGCUUCAUGUGUAGAAAUCACGUUCCCUUUGUUUACAUUUUAUAUCUUGGCUGUCUAAGUACAUAGCAUUUUUUUAAUUCAUUUUCUAAAGUUCUUAAUGUUAGUGGGGUUAUAAGUAGCUGUAUGUACUUUUACAUAAAUGAACACAGAGCUGCUUUCCAUACUUUGGUCCUUUCUUACGGCUUCAAAGGCUCCAGAUUUAGAUCUAGUACAACUUAGUUCUGCCCUGCCCCCAAAAUUAGGUGAAUUUUCCCAUGUUUUGGAGCAACACUCCUGUUUUUUGGGUAGCCAUGAUUUUUCUACAACCCUUCCCCCUACUGAUCAUAUAGGAAAAGGAAAGUGGGGGCUGUUUGGACAAGGCAUCUUCCAAAUUUCCCAGGUGUCCAAGCAUUUCAGCAGAAUAGAUUUGUUCUCUAGUAAAGCAUAUUUGGGUAUGUGUUUCAAAAAGGUCAACCUUUGUUUGUUUUUAUUUCAGCAAUAAAAUCCACGAAGGAGAAAAAUUUGUUACAGCUCCACCAUCCUCUCCACUGAGGAGACUAGAACUGGAAAACUUAAGGUGCGUAAGUAUACAUGUUUCAAUGGGCAGCGCUCUAGUUAAACACCUUUUCCAUGAUUCCACCUGUCUGUCUGGUUUUUGGUUAAAGAUAUAGCUGUUGUAUCCUGUUGUCUUUAGACAUUAUAUCAAAGUGUAAAAAAUAAAUAAAAUAGUACAGUAAAUGUUAAAGGUUAAACCUACCCAACAACAAAACAAUGUAACUUAAAAAAAAAAUCCAUUUAAAUCUUACUAUUUCAUAUUUAUUUUAGUAAUAUUGUAUGUGUGAACUUUAUAUUGUACAUUUUAGUACAUGAAAAAUACUAAAGUGCAGGUGUUGACAAAACCCGCAGGCCUCCCACCACUAGAGUGCAAAAAUCCAAGUAACCCCUGUUUUUUGGUUUUGUGAAUUCUCUAUUUUGAGUGUGACCUUUCCUGGAAAUUUUCUUUACCAGACUCAAAUACUCACUCAAAAUAGUGGAUUCACAAAAGUCCUGUGAUCUACAUUUGACUCAACAUCCGAGCUUACACCCUAAAAACCAAAGCGAGAGACCAAUAUUUCCUGCAAACUCCGUUCUGUUUCAUAAUGAAGCAAAAUGCAGUAACACAAACUACUGCUAGGGGGAGCCUGCUUUCUUUUUUUCCCCCUGAAAAUAUUUAGAGGUGUAGCCUGUUAUUACAAAUGAAAAUUAAGUUGUAUAUUUAUAGAUGUUGUGAAUGUGAUUUGUAUCUGUGUUGGAGGGGGGGUGGAAUUUAGAUCAUUUAAAUUAGCUCCUUACAAACACUAAAGUUGCAUUUGGGAUAUAAUUUAUGCCUAUUGACUUAUCUAAUUUCAGGUCUUUUAUCUAGCUAAAAUGCCUUCCUGUAAAAGUUCAGCUAUAAUAAUUCUUUAUGAUUUAAAUCACUAGCCCUUACAAGUGAAUGAAUGUCAUCAGCCAAGCUUUGCAUCUUUUAUGCAUAUUCACUUAGCUUCUAUACAUUAAUACAGUGAUGGUUGGGUCUACAUUUACGUGCUGAUUUUGAACGUUUGCCCAUUGACAAAGAAUUGACCAGUCUAUAAUUUUAAUGGUAGGUGUAUAUUAACAGUGAGAGACAGAAUUAAAAAAAAAAAAAAAACUUCCAGAAAAACUCAUGUCAAAAAAAGUUAUAAAUUACUUAUGCCUGGAUAUUUGGCUUCUGCGCAAGCCACUCAUAGAAAUGCUAAUGUACCAUGGAACACUCGGCUUCUGUGAAAGCCACAUACAGAAAUGCUACUGUACCAUUGAAUUGACUGUCAGUGAACAAAUAAAGAAUUAAAAAAUAUUUUUUUUUUUUUUAUAUAAAUUGAUUUGCAUUUCAAUGAGUGAAAUAAGUAUUUGACCCACUUAGUACUUGGUGGCAAAACCCUUGUUAGCAAUCACAGAGGUCAGAUGUUUCUUGUAGUUGUCCAUCAGGUUUGCACACAUCUCAGGAGUGUUUUUUUUUCCCACUCCUCUUUGCAGAUACUCUCCAAGUCAUUAAGGUUUCGGGGCUGACGUUUUGCAACUCGAACCUUCAGCUCCCUCCACAGAUUAUCUGUGGGAUUAAGGUCUGGAGACUGGCUAGGCCACUCCAAGACCUUAAUGUGCAUCUUCUUGAGCCAUUCCUUUGUUGGCUUGGCUCUAUGUUUUGGGUCAUUGUCAUGCUGCAAUACCCAUCCACUACCCAUUUUCAGUGCCCUGGCUGAGGGAAGGAGGUACUCACCCAAGAUUUGACGGUACAUGGCAUUGUCCAUUGUCCCUUUGAUGCGGUGCAGUUGUCCUGUCCCCUUAGCAGAAAAAUACCUCCAUGUUUGACGGUGGGGAUGGGGUUCUUGAGGUCAUAGGCAGCAUUCCUCCUCCAAACACGGUGAGUUGAGCUGAUGCCUUGAGCUUGUUUUUGGUCUCAUGUGACCACAACACUUUCACCUAGUUCUCCUCUAAAUCAUUCAGAUGUUCAUUGGCAAGCUUCAGAUGGGCCUGUACAUGUGCUUUCUUGAGCAGAGGGACAUUGUGGGCGCUGCAGGAUUUUUCACAGCAUAGUGUUUUACCAAUUGUUUUCUUGGUGACUAUGGCCCCAGCUGCCUUGAGAUCAUUAACCAAAUCCUCCCGUGUCGUUCUGCGCUGAAUCCUCACCGUUCACAUGAUCAUUGAAGCUCCACAAGGUGAGAUCUUGCAUGGAGCAACAGACUUAGGGAGACUGACAGUUAUUUUCUGUUUCCUCCAUUUGCGACUAAUCGCAACAACUGUUGUCACCUUCUUGUAAAGCUGCUCGACGAUGGUCUUGUAGCCCAUUCCAGCCUUGUGUAGGUCUACAAUCUUGUCCCUGACAUCCUGGGAUAGCUCUUUGGUCUUGGCCAUGGUGGAGAGUUUGGAAUCUGAUUGCUUCUGUGGACAGGUGUCUUUUAUACAGGUAACAAACUGUUAUUUGGAGCUCUUUACCUGUAUAAAAGACACCUGGGAGCCAGAAAUCUUGCUGAUAGGGGAUCAAAUAAUCAAUUUGGCAGUGGGCAAACAUUCUAAAUCAGCAGGGGAUCAAAUACUGCCCCCCCCCUGUACAUUUUUAAACUCCUGUAUGCAAAAUGAAGGAUGUCAGUUGAUGCCCUUUUUACUUUGACUAUCAUCUACCUUUAGUUUAAUAACUGUGCACACAGUGAUGAGCAGAAUCUGAUUUGAAAUUGCUCUCAAAUGACUUGAAUUGUUUAAAAUUUUAUUUUCAAAACCAUAAACAAAUGCCUCAUCAGGAGUUUGAUGCCUAUGUACUUCUAAAAUCAGUGGUAAAAACAAAACAUCUGAAAGGAGGCAUUGUACAAAUAAGUGCUUCUGUUAUCUCUGCAUAGCCUUGUGUUUCUAAGUUGUUGUCUUUUUUUUUUUUUUUUUAAUUCUUCUUAAAUAAAGGAUUUAAAAUGUCAGGAAAGAUUACAACGAUUGAUUUUAUUUUAUAUUUCUUUAUCGGGAAGUUGAAGUUAAAGGGAAACUAUAGUGCCAGGAAAACAAACUAGUUUUCCUGGCACUAUAGCUUCCCCCCUCUGUCAAGGCCUCCUCCUGCCUCCAGUCACUUACUUGGGUCCAGUGGCGAUGUCCCUCAGCGCUGGCUCAGCUCCGCCCAUGCUGACGUCCACCGCAGGGGAGACCUCAUGCGCGGCAGUGUCUGCACUCGCAUUAGGAUCUCCCCAUAGGAAAGCGUUAUUCAAUGGGGGGGAAAUCUGACGCUGGAGGUCCUCGUGCAGUGUGUGAGGAUGUCCAGCGUCAGAUACUGGACCAAAAGUCUCUUUGCAUUCAGGAAGUCGCUCUAGUGGCUGUUUGGUAGACAGCCGCUAGAGGAGGCGUUAACCCUAUACAAAAAACUGUAAUAAUUACCACUGCAGGUUUAAGGGUGAUGGGAGUUUGCACCCAGACCACUUCAAUGAGCUUAAGUGGUCUGGGUGCCUACAGUGUCCCUUUAAAUUGCUUGAGAACCAGGUAGUAGUUUUGACAUGUUUAUGUAACUUGCCUAGCCAAAGAUAAGACAUCUGGGUUUAGCCUGCCUCAUGUGUUGAAGACGCACAGUUACGUAUAACUGAUAUUGCUAGCCAGGAAGAGCGUAUUCUUACUGACUGACUGGAAAAAAGUUUAUAGGUGUGUGUGUUUUUCUUUUUUUCUUUUUUAAAAGCUGGAAGGAAAGUUCUGUAAAAUGAAGUGAUUGUGGUUGUUGGUAACCAUUUAGAAGCAUUAAUGCAAGCGUGAUGUCAUUUGCAGUCUGCAGAAGGCACGGUUCCUUUUAUCUACUCAUCUGAUCCAUGAUGCAUGCACUAUUAGAUUAUAGCAAUUGCUCAUUUCCACAUCAGUCCAACUGAACUUUGUCUGAUUGUUCUGUGCUGAGUGCAUGUACCUAAUAUGUCUGUCUUUUACAACUUAGUGUGCUCACUGGUGUGUUGUGGGGCCUAGUGGAGGAGAUGCCAUACAUCCCACGUGGACUGACCAUGCCUCAGUAACUGCCAGAGCUUUUUCCAUUGCUCUUGGGCAACGCUUCAAUAAGUUGCUGCAUCACCUGGCUGAACACUGAGAUUCCAUAAAUUUUAAAGUGUGAGAACAAGCAAGUCUUGUUUCAAUAGGUCAUGACCAAGUGAUCUGAUCAUGGCAGCCAUGGGGCGAUGAAGGGGGAAUACAAGUUCAGUAUAAUCCCUUUCUUGCUUGGGAGGCCUUCCGAGCAUCACAGUCUGGAGUUGGAAAGCUUCUUUUAGAAAAUUAACACCUCCAUGAUCUGUCCGUUUAAAGCAAUUUUGUAAUGUCACACAGCGGUUUCAGAAGUAGGGCAGAACUUUCAAGGCACAUUUUUAGAGGUUUUAAUAAGGAUGAAACUUCAGAAUAAUAGAACAAUCCAUAGAUCAUCACUAGCCAAUUUUAUAACUCUCUAGUUAUUGACACUUUGUUUCUUUUAGAAUGAUGGCUAAGCAUCAUUUGAGAUUCAACAGUUGGAGUUCGAGCUGCUGCAUAAACAUUUCCACAGGUUUUGGGUUUUUUCAAUUAAUCAAAAUUUGUAGCCAUUGAUUUAUUGAUUUAAAAGGUGCACUCACAGGGGUUUUAAAAUGAAAAUAAUAUACUUUACAUUAUAUGCAUAGAUUUUUAAGACCGUGUAAAAACACUUUAACAUUAGCAUCAUCAUAUUACCUCCCCAAUUUCAGGAGACAGUGCUAAGGCAUAUAAUUAUGAAGCCUAUAAUGGUGCUGAAAUAAAAAUUUCUACAAUAUCAAUCUAAACACAAAAUUAAUUUCUCUGCUGUGAUACUUAAAGGUGCAAGUGAUUAGAAUAGCUAUUCUGAUUUAUAAACAACAACAAAAACUUACACUUCUAUCCUCCACACAUGUGCUAUCGGAUUCUUCUGUGGGAGAUAUAGCAUACCCAUUGGGCACAAUUAUGACAUUUGAGGGAGGGAAAAAUUUUGCGAAGAUGUACGAUGUCCUUUUGGCUGCUUCUGAGUGCGUUCGUUUUUUCUUGUAUCUUGUCUAUGUUGCCGUUCUUUGUCCCUACCUGCUUCUGGUGGGUGAUCUGCAGGUUCUCAGGAGAUUUGCUUAGCAUGGAGGUCAUGGACACUCACCAUCUAUGCUUGCGUUGGGAGUACACCAAUGCUAAACUGCUGUCCCUAACAGUACAGUGCAGCCAUCUUAGGCCUGUCACUGUGAACAAGUCAAACUCACUGUGGGCUCUCAGGGGCUUUGGUCUCUUUGAGAUGAAACUUACUAAUCAAUGUCCUAAAAAAUUUAGGCAAUUAGCAAUUCCCUGCAGUCGUGACCUCCUCUACUAGAAGUCACCAAUGGUAAUUUCCAGCCUGAAAAUGUAAAAGCAUUGGCAUAUGUUAAAUGGUUUCCAUUGUAGAAAUCAACAAGAUUUUCUGUUGGGCAGAGGGCGCCCAGGUGACAUUCUUGAAGUGGAGAACCAGAGGCUGAUUUUUCUUGGACAAAAAAAAUCACCAUGGGAAUUCCAACUAGAGGUGUUUUUAUUCUUUUGUGUACAGGUAAGGAAUCCUGGCCACCUAAAUUAUGGCCUUUUACCUGCUAAGAUUCUUAGGUAUUCUGACUGGUCACAGGAUCCAAGAUCAUUUUUGGUAGACAUAUUUGUGGUUUAGUGAGACAACAGAGUGACCAGUUUCCCCAUAUUUAUUCUUUAUUUUUGUUAUGGAAAAAAGACUUGCAUCUUAUGCAAUAGGCCAGAAAUCCACAUUUUUUUUAUUUUAAUUUAAGUAGGAACAUUUGUGCACAGAGAACAACAAGAAAUACAUCUUGACAACCAGAAAAGGUGUGCAUGCUAUAAAACAUAUGCUUAAAAUAUGUAAAACUUAAAACUUGGUGCACUUGUGCUUCGUAACUGUGCACAAGUGGAUCAAGCCCAGUGAAAAUUAUCUUGCUUGGUUUUGGGUUGUGGUGGGGAUGUGUAUGCAAGACUGUAAACUAAAGUAACAUGAACAGCAUUUUUUUAGGGGUAGCCUAUGAAGCAGGGUAGAAACCCAUUUAUCACCUUAGGCCUGUGCAACGCUGAUCAUAAAUGUGGGAAGUAUUGGUGUACUGUAGACAUGAGGUCUUUGGAGCCAUAGUGUUUGCUAAUGCGGCCACUAGUGUGCAAGCUCUUGAUAGGACAUGGUAUAAACUAACGGCUGACCCUUAUCCUCCACUGUUAUACAAAAUAAAAUUAAAGGCAUUGCGAGAGGAAACUUAAAACAAAUAAUAUCCAUUAAAAAAAAGUGUUGCACUCAAUCUUGGGUGGGGAAAGAGUUCAGCCACUCCAGACAUGGGACUACACUAGACAUCGUGACCACAAGCCCCAUUGCUGGCGCGCGGUUUCCCUAUGGAGUAUAGUGAAGCCAGCUGUGUUUUGCAUAGAGCUAGUGCGAUUCGUUUCCCCCAUAACUGAUGCUUCUGAGGGUUAUUGCCAGGAUCCGCCAGGAAUCUCCUGAUGGCCUAACAGGAAAUGGUAUACGACCUGUUUUUAUAAUGUCCCAGUUGAUGCCUUGAAUGUUUGUGCUGCUCCGGAAUGAUCUUACCCAUAGCAUUUUCAAACAUCCAUGUCCUGAUGUCUUUGGCAAAUGUGUAGUCCUUCUGCGGAAGGGUUUCUCUUGUGUAGGAUUGGAAAAGCGUUUAUCAUCUUGUUUAGCAUUGGCACCUGGCACAUAUUCCUGAUGUCCAGACAUUUGUUAAUGCUUAGGCCUGAAUUCUCCCAAUGGUUGAUCGUGGAAUUAAAUUUCCUUCAUCAGUCUCCCUUCAAUCCUAUAGAUUGCAUCUUCAGCUCUUGAUGGGUAAGGCUCUCUUUUGGUUUGUCAUUUCUUCAGCUUAGAGGAUGUCUGUGCUUUUGACUCUGUCGUGUGCUCACCCCUCUCCUGGUUUUCCAUCAGGUUAGGGUAGUUCUUUGCACUGUCUUCCUUCCUAAAUUUAUUUUCACUUCUCGACUCAAUUAACAAGGAGAGCGUGGUACCUUGGUUUUGUGAAAAGUAGGCCAAUGUUAAGCAAUGCUACUACAUUCUUUAAUGUGGUCUGAGCACCUAAAUGUUAUAUGGAAGUUACAAUGGUUUUUUUAAAACUCUGCUUCGCUCUUCUUUCAGUACCUCUUAAAGGCCCCAAAGCUUUGACUGUUUCUUUGCAGUUUUGGCAACUAGUGUUUGGCUGACCAUCAUACCCAACAUCUAGCUGAGUGGUGUUUCCUUCAGGACCUUCAAGCAUGAAGUUUCCUUUGUGCACAUUUGCAAGGCAGCCACUUGGUCCUCUCUGCACAUCUUUUACCAGGUUUUAUUGUUUUACUACUUUUUUCAUCCUUUUGAUGCAGUGUUUGGCAGAAAAUUUAUGAGCACUGGUCAAGUUUAGUCUCCUGUGCCCACCCUAUCCCUGUAACUUGGGAGUUACUUAUUUCAUAUGUUACGACUCUCAAGCACCUUGAUGACCUUAAAGGAACACUAUAGGGUCAGUUGUGUAUUCCUGACGCUGUAGUGUUAAACAAAUUAUCCCACCCCCCUUGCUUCCCUUAAAACUAGUAAAACUCACCUUAUUUCUAGUGCCCUGAUCUACCUUGGCUGACAAAAUUGAUGAUCUCUGCCAAUCACAAUGGUUUCCAAUAGGAAAGCAUUGGCUUGGCUGAAAUUGUAAAUUCUGAUUAUUUCUGUCAGGGAGGCGGGCUGUCUAAUGGAGCCAGCCGCUGCCCUGGACAAUCAGUAUCUCCUUAUAGAUACAUAGAAUCAAUGCAUCUCUGAGAAAAGUUCAGUGUCUACAUGCAGAGCGCUGACUACACUUGCCAAAAUAACUACAUUAAGCUGUAGUUGUUCUGGUAACUAUAGUGUUCCUUUUAGAUGUGAAGCAAUAUUUUAUGCUUACUGAGAAAUUUAAUAUCACUUGUUUGUAAAGGCUUCUCUCUAGGAUACCUGUGACAAGUAGAUUUGCUAGGAAGGAGGGAGUACUUCAAGAAAUUCUGAGUGUUCUAUCUGUCCAGUUUGGGGAUCUAGUAUUCCACAUGUUACGGCUCCCGUGGCAUAAUAAAUGACCACAUAGGUUAAAAAUGAUUAAUCUGUAAGCAUAAAUUGUUUUUUAUAGUGCACCUGCUGUUUUAUUAAUCCCUUACCUACAGAUGAGAAAAAACGAGGAAGUCUUCUCCUUAGGUACGGAGUCCCUUUGACUGCACAUUAUUUAUCUCCAUUAGCUGUGGGAGUGAUUGGGUAGCUGAUCCUGCUUACCCCCUGUACUAUUACCCAUCAUGCUACAGGGGCGUGUUAAUAGUAGGGUCCAUAUCAUAGUGGGUGCAGUAAAUGAUUUCAUUUUUAAUUUAUAUUGUUAGUUGCUGAUACAGAUUAACAUUUUGUUUUUAGAGCACAUUCAUGAAUGAUUUUUUUUUGGUAUUUGUGCCACUGCUACAGCCAAUUAGUAAUUUUCUGAGUAUAAUAAAUCUAGCAAACCAUCUUAAAGGGACACUAUAGUCACCCAGACUACUUCAUCUCAAUGAAGUGGUCUGGGUGCCAGGUCGCUCAGGUUUUAACCCUUCAGAUGUAAACAUAGCAGUUCCAGAGAAACUGCUAUGUUUACAUAGCAGGGUUAAUCCAAUCUGUCUUCCCGACAGGCGCUAGAGGUGCAUCCAGUGUGCAGAACAUCCAUAGAAAAGCAUUGAGAAAUUGCCACGCAUGCGCAUUCUGCUCCACUCAGGAGAGGAAUUCGCCGGGGGAGCACGACGCUGGGUUAAGGUAAGCUGCUGAACGGGUUUUAACCCCUUCAGCGCCAAGGGAGGGGGACCCUGAGGAUGAGGGCACCAUAGUGUCAGGAAAAUGGGUUUGUUUUCCUGACACUAGUGAUCUUUUAAUUUAUACCCUUGUAUACAAAUGUAUUUUUUUCACUAGUCCAUUCACCCACUCUAAUUUUUCUAAAUCUUUCGUUUAUUGUGCUUGCGGAAGAACACUUAGGCUUGCAAUGCCACACCAGUGGUUGCUCGACCGUCAAUGCGACAUACAUAAACAUGUGUUGGGCAGAUAUUAACAAUGCACAUUUUAUAUUUUAUAAUACGAUAGUUUCAAGAGAAUUCUCAGUGUCUGUUAUAACCUGCUAUAGAGUCGGCUUUGAGUCAUAUUGACACUGCUGAUACUGAGUCAUGUGAAUACAAGCUUAGAUGGGAUAAUUCUAUAGUAUAGAUUACACAUAGAUUUUGAACCGGCUAAUAUUGAGGAUCAUGCUAGGGCCCUAUAUUAGGAUCUAAACAUAAGAUCUGAGUGGUCAUAAGUUUAGAGACGUAAGGUAUUGAACUGCAGCUCUCAUGUCUAGAGACGUAGUACUAGUUUAGACUAAGAGUUUAGGUAGUUUAAGAGUCUUCACGCUAUAGGUUGAGUAGAGGCAUUCGCCUUAUUUGCGCAUUUCUACAGUUAGAACAAGUGAAUGCUAAGUAAGGCUACAUGUUUGCAAAUAGGAACAUAAGACAAGGUGAUGUAGACUGUCAUUUUGCUUCAGUGGGGUUACAGGACUAAGUUGCAAACAAUUUGGUUUUCAAAGAGAGGGAGGGCAAGAGUAGACAUAAGCCAACAGGUUAAUCGCAUUGUGCAGAACCGUCCUUCAACCCAAUAAAUAGUCUGUCAGGGUAGUGCAUAAUGGUGGAUCAACCGAUGCCCACUGCUGGUAGGCUAUCACCCCAGAGUACUCCCUUCAAUAUGCACGUGUGCUGUCAGUCCCAAAGUCCUCUACACCGCUGCACCAUGUCUGCAGUCGGGCGGCACAGCUCCUGUCCUGGACUAGGUUCCCUGGGUCUUUUCCGUGCCUGUGGUUGGUGCUGUAUUGUGCGUUCCUUCUGCCAAGGUGAUUUGGGAGCGUGUGGUCGGUCUUUGCCUGGUCGUCGUGUGGUGGACCCGCGAUAAGAUGGGUAGGCAGGUCCACGUUGGUGCCCCGUUCGGGUGAUUGUGGGUUUUGGGCGCUCGCUUGGUGGGAGUUAAUUAGCUGUGUGAUCACGUUGUAGGAGUGGGAGGCCGUGGUGGGGCAGGUUGGUAUAGCCUGACUUUCAGCUUCCUCCAGAAUGCCUCGAAGUGGUUGCGGGUUCGUGUGAGGAUGUCUUGUGAAGUGUCUAUUGGAUUAUCGGCACAUGCCGCGUCCGCCAUUUUAGGUAGGUCUUAGUUUUCCUGCCUUGGCGCCAUUCUGAUUCUCUGCAUGCCUGGGGUAGCCACCCUUGGGUGGACCGGGAUCACCCCCGAUGGUCGGGGGGGGGGUAACAGGCCUGGUUUUUGUGGUGAGCAGCAUCAGGAUGCCAGGGGAGCAGCUGCCUCCCCCGUCUGUCGCGUACUAGUCUGCAAUGUUGGUUGUGGUGUCUGGAAUUGCCGUUUGUGCCGCUUGUAUGAGCCAUGUUUUUCUUGUUUUGCCAUGUUUGUGAGGGAGCUUGUGGAAAACACGCCUCUCCGCCAUGAUGGUCCGGCCCCGCCCCACCCACUCUGUAAUUUAAAUGUUACUUGAAUUUAUAGAAUUUUUUUCUUAAAUUAACAACAAAAAAUUAAAAAAAUCUUGAAAACCCAUCUUUGCUGAGUAAACUAUUGAUAAUACACAACUCUUUUCUGUAGCAUCAGUAUCACACUAUGAACUAUGACAAACUGGCUAUAUUGUACAAAAAAGAAACCCUCAUAAGAUGUAUUUAUAAAUGGGCCAUAAGCCUAUGACAUUCUAAGCAACCAGGCAGAUUUGCAGAUCUGGAGUUCUUGGUUCCAUGACUGGGCAGUGUGGAUUUGUUAUGUGGUGUUUACUAUGCACAGCCAGUGUAACCUAGCAGCACAAUCUAAAACUUGCUGCACUGUCUACAGGAAUGUCAGUGAGGAUGGAGCUACUUGAUAUGCUCUCUAGGUCUCCUUUUCAUAGCUCAAAUCGAUGAGUUCAACCCUACCCCCCCCCCCCAUGUUGUGAUCUAACACUGUUAAUUUGAAAUGCUCCUCCUCAAAGAAGUUCUAUGCUGUUUAAAAAAAAAAAUGAGAUUAGGAGUUAAAUAUAAAGAAUUUGGAAAGUUGUGUAAAAUCACAUUUUACAUCAGGCCUUUUAUUUUGACUUCCUUUUUUUUGGAGUGGAAUGGGGAGGGGGAAAUGGGGGGUUGGGCUUAAAUUCAGAUGCUGUGUUAAUAUAUCCCCCUUCACUGUAUUUGGAUUGUAACACAUCAUUUAUUUGUGUCUUACUUCUCCUUGGGUAUUAAGUAUCUAUUGGCUGUCACUUCUCCUGAUACUCUUUUUCUACAUGCUUAUGUUCUACUUGGAAUGUAAUAAAUAAGCACAAAAGCCACUCUUAAUGUGUUAGUUUUGCUGCAUAGUGUCUAGUAUGAGUACUGCUGUGUCUUAGAAAUGGAAAUGUUUGUCAGUCAGUAUGUUUCUAGUAGCACUGUGGACAGAGUGCCGCUGAAUUAAAGUUGUGUUUUAAAAGAACACUCCAUGUAACGCAACCAAUACAGCCCUAUUUAGUGCCUUGCGACUGGUUUGAUAAUGUAGUUAGGGUCAACUGGGCACCCUUUUCUGCCUCGCUUGGAUACAAAAACACCUGCAAGGAGAUUCUGCUGGGCUAAGCCCUGCAGUGCAGGUCCUGUAGUUUGGCUGAAAGUAUCACCUGAGCGCUGUCAGCCAAUGAACACCUACCUGCAUGACCAGGCUUAGCUCUGUGGCAGAGCUUUUGACUGCAGGUUUCGUUUUCAAUCAGAUCUUAAAGCACAGUGUAUUGACCUUUCGAAGUUUUUAUCUCCUGCACUAUUAAACAAACAUUUAAUCACCCAAAAAAGGCUCUCGCAGGCUUUUAACAGAGCAGGAGAUUGGAAAUUCUAAAUCAAACAUAUUGACCAAUAACGUUUAAACAUUAGAUCUCUCUUUACAGGACGUUUAGGGAGAUAGUGUAGUUCACAUACAUGGGGACUUGUGACUAGUGUUACAUAAGCAAAGUGAUUUAACUCCUAAAUGGAAGAGAAUUGAGCAUUGAAACUGCAGGGGCAUGAUCUAUACACCAAAACUAAUCCACCGAGCUAAAGUUGUUUUGGUACUUAUAGCAUCCCUUUAAGUGUAAAUCACACUUAAAUCUAUUAUCUUGGCUUUUUUAUACUUUUAAAUGGCUAUUUAUAUUUUAUAAUAUGGAUGCUGGUACUGGACAUUUGUAGGGUGGAUAGAAUUUUUAUUUUUUUGGUUAUCCGUUGCAUUAUGGGCAAAGCAAUAAUCAAAUUAAUGUAUUUAUUUUUCUAGCAAAAAAACAUUUUUAUUUAAACUUUGCAACUUUGCAUGAUUUAGUUUAUUUUAACUUGCAUUCUUCUUAGCUGAGUUUGCUUGUAUGUUUAGAAGCAAAGUUGAACUAAACCUUGAAACGCCUCGAAGGCAGCUGUACUUUGAAUGGGUGUUCUGAAGGCAUUAUUGUUUAGGAUUAGGCAAUUUGUAAGUGCUACUUCUGCUAGUGGUUCUUCUGCUCCAGAAGUCUGUCUAACUUGGUUAAGCAAACACUUAGCUGAUCUGACAUUUCAUCUUGCAAAACACUGUUGCUUAGAAUUUGCUGCAAUCUUUCUCAGACACGUGGCGCAUUUCUCUUUUUGAAAGGUUUUGUGUAUGUAUGUGUGGUCCCAGUAAAGCAGAGCACAGCCAAAUCUUUCAAGGUUUCUUUCACUAACAUUACUGAUAAAUGCUUUCAGCUUCUGGUAGAAAACAAACCCUGACACAAAUAUUAUAAAAUUUUAUAAAGAAGUGUUUUUUUUGUUGUUUUUUUUUAAAUGUAGGUUUCACAUUCUUUGUGCAACGACCUUACAUUAUUUAGUUCUAAAGUAAAUGGAAUAAGUUUAACAGUUGUAAAACAGUGUGUUGCAAAUGCAAACGUUAAAAUGCAGUUAAAUAUGCAUUAAGCUGUGUGUUCAAGCAAUGUUCAUUCACCUAUCACCCUUUUCGAAUAGUUUCCUUUUACUCUGAGAAUAGCCAUCACCAUUUACAGUUGCUUGUGCCAUUUCGUUAAAGGAUCACUAUAGGCACCCAGACCACUUCAGCUCAAGUUUUAACUAGUUUAACCCCCUAGUUUUAACUCUGCAGCUGUAAACAUAGUUUCAGAGAAACAGCUAUGUUUACAUUGAGGGUUAAUCAAGCCCCUAGUGGCUGUCUAACUGACAGCCACUAGAGGCUGCUUCCGCGAUCCUCAAUGCGAAAAUUGCUGACGUCCAUAAGAAAGCAUUGAGUAUUUUUUUUUAUAGGCUAUGCAGUAGAACACAAAACUGUUUAUUUGAAAUACCUCUUUUUCAGUGUAUUUCCUGGCUUACCCUUGCUCUGCAGGGGUGGCCAUCUUGACACGUUUCUCUGACUACAAAUCAUGUGGGUAAUCAAAAGCCUAGUGUAAGUUCAGGGGUCAUGAUAGCAUGUGCACGAACCAGGCAUCUUAAAAAUAAACUGUGGGUGGGUUUCCAGGCCUUCCAUGGUGAGACAGUCCCGAUUUUGGUGUCAAACGUUAGUGUCCAGGUGUCGGAGUUAGUGGACGGAGACCAAGAUGCAGAUCGGUGCUGAAGGCAAUGGACCAAGUUCGCAGUACCAAAGUAUCAGACGAAGAGAGUAGUCGGGGAAGCCAAAGGUCGGGUCAGGCUGCACAGGUUCAGAAGCAAUAAUACAGGCAAGGGUCAAGAUCAGGAUACAACAGGACAGUCUCUAAAGGUCUUUAAACAAUCAGGACCACAGUGCAACUGAGUGAAGAGUCAUGGGUGUGUGCGACUUAAAUAGGGAAAAUGGGUUGUCUCCACCUCCUGUACUUUUAAAAGGCUCUGUGUUGGGGCGUGCCCUUUGAUUCUCCUGAAGUUCUAUCUUCUGUGUGGUCGCACAUGGAAGCAGCAGCGUUCAGACUUCUGUUAUUGCUGUGUUUGGGAGCCGAUGUCAAUACGAAUGGACUUCUGCCUGCAGUAUAGGUGAGUGGCGUUCGUAGGCAUGGAGUUCUGCCUUCUGUGUCUGGUAAGUGGCGUUCGCAUGAACAGAGGUGCUGUUUGUAUGAACGUGGGUGGUUAAGCCAAACGUGCUGCCAGAGGGUUGCGCUCCGACAAGAUGUCACCGUGGCGUGGGAGUGAGGUCCUGAUACCAGGGAACUGUCCCCAGGCAGCACAGUACAGGUGCAUCAUUGGACACUUGAGAUGUACGGCGGGCACUAAAACCAUGCAGGAGAAGUUCAUACAAGAUCCAGCGCACUCACUCAUUCACUAAACAGCAGGUUUUGUUUUUUUUAAACGCCUAACUGAAAUGAAAGUGAUGGGGGUUUAGUUACAGUAUAUGAUCAUACAUUGCAGUGCAAGGAUAAAUAGGGCUCUGGAAUGAGGUAUCUGUGACAGUGAGGGGUGGAAAACGUUAUGAAUUGGCCUUAGAAUUAUGCAUGUUCCGGUGAAUGCAGCCCUCUUGGUUUCCUCUAUAAAUAUAUUUUAGGUUUUGCACCCCUCUCUGUGCCUUAUUUUAGGGCACUAUUUAACCUUGACCUGCAGAUUGUCCCAGGAAGAAGCUUUUCCCAAGUAAGCAGGUUAAUCUCAUACGAGCCGGCAUUAGGAUGCUAGAGUAGGAUCUGCCAAAAAUGGGGUAUAUUGGCAUUGUGGCAGGUUUAUGCAAUGUGUGAUCAUAUACUGUAACUAAACCCCUAUUUUUGCAAAGGUAAGAAUUUUUUCUUUUUUUAAAUUUAUAUAUUUUUAAAACUAUUACAAUCUGUGAGCUUUGGAAUUGCAGUUUAGUGAAGUGAGUGUGCUGGAUCUUGUAUGUUGUAUGAAUUUAACCCAGCAGCACCCUAAUAAUAAUAAAAAUAAUAAUAAUAAAAAAUAUAUAUAACACAGAUGCAAUGGUACAUUCAAUGUAAUUCAAUUUUCAGUAAUUGAAAAAAGAUAGUUUUCCUUUAGUGGACAACACAAAUACAGAACAUGAGUAACAUCGAUGUGGGCUGAUCUUUUUGAAGGGAAGAAUGAAACAUCACCUGAGCGGACAGAACAAAAAAGUUGUUCCUCUGAAGUAUCAUUUAGUUCCAAUUGGAAAGAAAUUACAAAGUAUAGUUCCUACAGAAUUUUUACAGCCUUUUGUUCCGAAAGCAAUUCUGUCUUGUCUGGAUUUCCAAUUAUUGAUGGAAGUGGUUUUGGCACUGUUAAGUUGCAGGCUGCUAAGCCUUAUUGGUGAAAUGGCAUUAAUGUUACACCUUAAUGUGGAUUUCCCUGUGUUUUUUUUUUUCUCUCUCUCUCCCUCCUCUCCUCUGUAAACUCCUUGCAGAAUUGGAAUGAACUUGCCCUAUUAUUAAAAGCAUUUGUUUGUGUUAAGAUUCAAUGUGACAUCCCUCAAGGGACGUAGCAGCACUUGCACGAAAGGCUUUGUGACCGGUUUGCUGCAUAAUUAAAGUGCCAGCCUCCUGGGAAUAAAUACACCCCAGGCCGUGCCAUGAAAUCCAUGACUUACUGCUGGCCCAAAAGUGGGCUUGACAGUUACCAGAAGGUUGCAGCUGUAAUAGCCCACCUACCGACUGUCACGUUUAGUGUUCUCCGGACUGGCCUGGCAGCUUCACACAAGGCUUGCAAACCUGAUCCCCCUCAGCUUCCUACAGACCACCCCCUAGGCUCAUGUUUCAAACUUAACUUACAUCCUGCACUUCGAGGGGGAAACACAAUAUCUUUAAAGGUGCAUUUUGCAGCCUCUGGUCCUUAUUAAUUUUUCUAAGUUUAUUUAUUCCUUCAAUUUUAAAUCGCUCCCGAGGGGUUUUGUGUGUUCUGGAGCAGGGUUUACCUGAAUGUGCUCUCUGAAGCAAAGAUAUUAUUGCCAUCAUGUAUGAUUAGCAGUUAAUAAGUUCAUAAGUAACAAUCAAUUCAACAGCUCUAUCACUGAAAUAUGUAUUAAGAAUAAUAGGAAAUUAAAUCUGUCUGUCCGGCCCUCAUCGUUGUUGAACUCACUGGCUUUGGCAACCUGACUUGCUAGAUUUGCUGUGCUCAUAUCAAACAUGCUAUUUAUAAUAAAAAAAAACAAAAAAAAAAACACACACACAAAAAAAACCUAUGCAAUGUCCUUUAAAUCGUAUUCGCAAAUAAUGGAUUGAGUUUUUAUAUUUUGUCUUUUUUUUUUUAAAAUAAUUCUUUAUUUUGGUCAUGCAUGAAAUAUAACAUUAUAUUGGCAGUCUUGGCAGCAUUACAAGAAGAAAGGUCAGCGUAUUUAGUCUACCAGACAUAUAAUCUGCACUUUUAAAUUUUUUAUAACUCUGGCUUAAUUGUGAAAUAUUCAGAGACUGGCUUAUUAAGUAAGUAAAGCCGUUAUGCUGAGGAGAGAACAUGAAGAUAAACAGUAGUGUAACUGUGACUGCAUUAUACUAAACAAGAUGCUUCUAGCCAAACAGACUGAUUCUACAUAUGUAAGCGUGUGAUAUUGCAGAAGUAAACUUCUAAGCAAACUCAACUUGGUAUCAAGCACCCCAUUGCAGUCCGUGAUAUGAGGUUUUGGACAUAUGAAUAAGAUAAGGGUUCAAUAAUAGAGAAUUCAGCUCAGUUUGUUGUGGUUAGGGGUUGUAACGUCCCGCAGGGGGAAAUUGUAUGGAGACAGGACCCUGUACCCACUUUCAGGAUAAAUUAUCCCCACUCAGCCUAUGCUCUCCGGUCUUCCAGCACAGUCCAACCGGUUAUUAUGGUGGCGUUAUGGAGACUGUGCAAUAGAGGCAGCUGUGGUGUCAGUCCCAGUGAGGGUCGUGCUUCUGUCUGGCUUGCGCAGUCUUGGUGCUUCUUGGCAAGGGUUGUUUACUCUCUGGUGCUUGGUCCGCCUCUGCCUAUGAGGUCGGGAUAACUUGCAUUCCCAUCGUUUGGGUGGACUCUGGUAGAGUUUCCUUGUGUCGAUGAGGUGGGUUGUCGUGUGGUAGGACGCUUGGCAAGUGUGCGUCUGGCUCCCUCAGCAGUGUCCACGCGCCCCUCAGCAGUGUCCACGCGAUCGGUUAGUGUAGCAUGCCAGUUGGCAAACAGGACAUCCAGCUUUUCCUAGAGAGAAGGUGCAGGGAUGCACAUUGCCUCUGCCAUUUUGGGUGCAGUACGCGGGCUGCUGCUGGAACUCACUACCGCUUCACCACUUGAUGGUGCCAGGAUAUCCCUCACCGGUGGGGGGUGAGAGAGUCUUCAGGCUUCAUGUGUAACUGCAUGUCGAGGGAUCGCCUGCCUACCCUGCAUGAGUUGUUAGAGGGCCUCUUGUAGGCUGCGCGUCUUCUCUUACUGUCGCCGCCGGUCUCGGUCAGGUACAUGAGUAAGACCAAUACUGCUGGGUUCUUCCACCUCCAGGACAUGUUGGCAGUGUGAUUUCAGCUUAAAUUGUGUUGUAAUUUUAGCCACUUUAGAGUGCUUUCUCACAGAGCACUCAAGAUGUGACUGUUCAGCGCGCCAGUCUCCGCCCCCUGUGUAUUUUUAUUUGUUUUAUCUUAAUAUGCUUUUUUUUUUUUUCUCUACUUUUCUGUAUGCUGAAUAGUUAGUACAAAACUUAAUAAACGCCAUAGCAGCAAUCAUGGAGCAAAUGUGUUUUGGGAGCACUUAAAAAAAUUAUACAAAUUUUAAAAUAAUUUUAACAUCAAGCACCGUAGCAACAGGUUGAUUAACAAGCAUUAACCUCAAUAUUGACAGUGGGGAGUGAGUAUCUCAAACCAUGGCUGAAAAAAAGGGGAUUAAACAGCGCUUUGGAAUUUGUUGGCACUUUGUACACAAUAGUAAUAAUAAUAAAUCUGAUAUACUGUAUAUAGUAAUAAAGUUAAAAAGAAAAAAAAUGUGUAUGUUAAAGCUCCUUUCUAAAGUCAAUUCAAAAUAAUAUUGGUGAUGGAUGAACAGGGACCGACUUGUUAAUCGUUUUAAUUAACUCCCUUUUAACCAGGUUUCUUUAGUACUUGGACUCCAGAGAAGAUUAUUGGAUUAUAUUAGAGAUGAAAACUGUAAAAAUGAACAUAGUGUGGCCAUUCUACAUUUAAUGGCAACACUGCAAUUAGUAUAGCAUCCAGCACAUUAAAUGCAAGGUUUCUAUUAAAGAUCCGGUUCUCCAGAUUAACUUAAUGUGCGCACAUCCUGUUGCGGGAUUCUUUGAAGGAGUGAAUGUGUGGCUUGUAUUUCCUUGCAGGGAUUUUUCUUUCUUUUCUGUGUGAUUCAGGAAAAGGACAUGGUAAAUCUCAAGUCUUAUCACCUUGGGCCAAACACAAGACAUGUUUUUCUCACUUGUUCUCGAGAUCUUGUGCUUACAAAACAAUUUAUUUAUGAGGUGCCCACAUAAACUACAGCAGAGGCUUAUGGGAGGAAAACAUUGUUGUGCCGUGAGUAUACAUUCCUAAUGGGGAGUUGCGAUAAUGCAGGAAGAAAGGGUGUAAGUAGCCUAAUGUUUCAUUGGAAGUGCUCUUCCAUUUAAGAUGAAAGCAAGCAGCGAGCGAGUAUGUGGGUUGUUAAUGACAUAUGUUAUGAAACAAGCAUUUUAAAUUAUUCAUGCAAGUCUGAAAGGCUGAAUUUACUUUGAGAGCAGUUUCCUUAAAGGGCUACUAAUCGUUGAAAUAUGAUUUCAGUUAAUGAAACACCCUGUAUUAACCGCCCUCACCUACAGAAUCAUCUCUUCAAUAUGGUAGCUGUGUAAUUUGAUUGUAAAACAAACUAGCAGGCAAAAUAGAGAUCUGAAAGUGAAAAGGUGUCUGGUCAUUCAAAGUAUUUUAUACAGAGCACUCUUGAAAUCUCUGGGUUACAUAUGAUGUGUUUGACAAAGGACCUGUUUACUUUCACCGCUAUUGACUUAUGUGUAUACAUAUGUUUGUAUGUAUGUGUAUCGGAUACAUCAGGGCUUGACAAAUUUGCUUGAAUUCUAGGAGCCAACUCAAAAAGUUAGGAGCCAUUUUUUUUUUUUUUUUUUUAAACUAGAGAAGUAAAAUUUACGAGAAAUACACAAUUCUUAUAGGGAAUCUGUAGUCACCAGAACCACUACAGCUUAAUGUAGUUGGUUUGGUGCCUGUAGCCUGUCCCUGUAGCUUUUUCAAUGUAAAUGCUGCCUUUUCAGAGAAAACUGGCACGGCAUGGGAAAGAAGGUGCGUAAAAACACCCCUCUUGUGAUCGGAGGGAUGCAGGUACCUAAACACAUACAUGCAUACAAAUUGUCAUUUUCCUUUUUAGUUUUAAUCCACCCAGCCUCCCUACCUUUGGGAGAGCUAAGUGGACUUAACCCUGGGGUCCAGUGGGGCUGCUGUUCCUGUGUGCAAGGGAGCACUGAUUUUCCUGCAGCUCCUCUCUGCUCCCUCGCACUGUCUGCAGUGAUGCCGGGGCCGAAAUCACAUCCUAUUACGGUCCCAGGCAUCAUUACACAGCGCGGGGAGCAGAGAGGAGCUGCAGGAAGAUCACUGCUCCCUCGCGCGCUGCCCCAGCCUGUCGUGUGCACUCGAUCUCCAGGGCGGCCACCUCCAUGCUCCUUAGGGCAACCAGCCGGCUCCAUUGUUCCUGCCUUUAGCUAAAGGGCUUCAAAUCCCAGGCGCCAGGGCAAACUUUCUAGUAGCCAUAGCGACCUGGCGCCUGGGAUACAUAACUUUGAAGAAUGUCAUGGGAAAAUAAUGCCAUUGGUGGUUUUGGAGAAUAAAAUGACAAAAUAUUGAUGGUUGACAAAGGGGCUGAGCAGAGCCCUCCUCCCAACAUGUCAGUAGUGGAAGGUAGGGGCCUAUAUCAUUGAAAUAUUUAAAGCACCAUAACCACUACAGUGGGCACCUAGUAGACCCCAGGUAGAAAAUCACCCUUUGACAUCCUUUUAUUUACCUGCACAUGUACCAUAAGCCACACACUUGUGUUGUCGGUGGCUGUAAAUAUGCAGUUAGCCACUACUCUGUAACAGGUAUCAGCUUAUUGAGUUGUUGCACUUUUUAUGAUUAGUAGAUAUGUAGCUGAGGCCUAAACUAUGUAUUUUGUUUAUGGGGUAAUAAAAAAUCCUAUAGUCUUGAAUCAGAGGCUUCUAUUGGUGAAUUUUUUUGCCUCCCAUUUCCAUUUAUCCUAAGUACAUUUUAAUACAUAAUAAUUUUACGGGGUUCAAAAAACAGUUGAGAAAAACAUUUGUAUGUUGGUAAUCUAUUCUUCAAAGCAAAAAUACAUUUCUGAAAAUCCUCUGGCAGAUGUAAAUGAGGCAUCCAGGCAGUAGUAUUUAUUGGGUUUAUGAACUAAAAAUGGAAACCAAUAUGGCAUUUUUUUUUUUUUUAAUUGAAUCUAUUGUAACGCCUGAUCCCAUUGACAUCCCAACUUCAAAUAUGAUAUAGUUAAAGAGCAGCAGAACUUUUUAUAAAACAAAAUUAAGACCGUAUUUUGAGAAAAUGGCUGCCUAAAUAUUAGAACGGUUUUAAGUUUCUUAUGUACUCCACCUCCCCCCAAUAUAGACAAAUAUUUAAUCUUCAAGAACUUUCCAGAGACACCUAGAUCCUUGUUUUAGGUGCCCUGGUUACAGACAUAUUUAAUGCUAACGUUAACAAGAUCGAAAAAAAGAAAAUGGUCUGUAUCUUAAAUUCUGCACCCUUAUAACUUGGUAAAAACAGAAAAUAUCGACCUGCAAUGUUGCAGAGGUACUUGAACUCAGGUGGCCAUUUCAGUAUUCCAAAUAAAAUUUAAAAAAAAUCAAAGAAUACGAAGUUGAGAACCUUGUUGAUUUCAGUUGGAAUGGGCCCAUGCCCACUUUAUACAUGGAUUUCGUGUAGUAUGUGUCUGCUGCGUUCAACUCAGGAAGAGGUGCAGUGCCAGUGAACCACUCAUGGACAGCUGUUUCGUUGUUAGUUAUAUGUAUGUAUGUGUGUGUGAGUAUUUGUGUUUAAACUACAGACUUGGUGCCUGUGGCAGAACCCCUAUUCAUUCGUAUAUUUUCCCCGUGUAUUGUUUUCCCUGGCUUUUCAUGAGUUAUGCCCUCUUUCCCCGUUCGGGAUCACCAUAUUUUAUGUUUUUAAAGUAAAUUAUAUGACUUGAUACAAAUAAUGGCAUGUAAAGAAAGCCCUUCCUGUCCUGGAAAAAAAAUAUAUAAUUUGUAUAGGAACAGUAAAAUUACAGCUAAACACAAACGCCACAAAAGUGUUAAAACAGCCCUGGUCCUUAAGGGGUUAAAUGAUUGACACAUACAUACACAUACUGUCUCUGCGUGUAUUAUAUAUAUUAAUAUUAAAAUACACUUAGAAUGUAGUUAAAAUGCCAUGCAGAACUAGAAAAUUAACUAAAUAUCUUUCUCAAUUUUUUUUUAUUCAUAUUAAAUUUUUAUAUAUUAAUAUUUUUAUAUGAAAGGCCUGUUUCUCCUGAACUAAAUGAUAUAUAAUAAGUGAAAGAGGUGAAAUUCUGGUUGAACAGACAUAUAGCGCAAAUUCAAAGUUUUGUUUUGAUCACAACUUGUACAACUGCCUCAGCCUUUAAGUGGUUAAUAACUUUAUUCUUAUUAAAAUCAAACCUUAUGGACAGACGACAUUAUAAACACUCAAAUAACACCGGAAGUUUCUGGCGCUUUAUUCACAGCUCUGAGCAGUAAGACAAUCACAUGCAAGCACCACCACCACCACCUUGCUAGUUCUAAUGUUAAUACAUGUGGGAUCUGACAUACUGAACAUAAAAUAGGUGCUAAUAUGGAUUUAUAUUUUAAAAAACGUUUGUAGGGAGGCUGUAUGAUUACCAACCAGGCAAGGUGUGGCCUUAAAAAGGUCAUAAUUCCCAAAUAGCAGAUAAUUUAACAGUGUGACAGCGGUACAUUCUUGGUACCAAAAUCAUUUCAUGUAGUUGAAGUGGUUUUAGUGCUUCAAGUGACCCGUUUAAUAAACCUACAGAUGUACAAUGUGGAGACCAAAUGUGACCAAAACUUAUUUAUCCGUAUACUUAUAACAUAUAAAGUAAUAUUAUUUUGCAACAUUUUCAUAUACCAAGUUACUAAUGGUUUCUCAUCUCCUGAUGUAUGAGGCAGUUAUGAGAAUGUAAGAAGGAUGUCAUUUUAGAAAAACGUUUAAAGGUGUUUGAUGUAAAGGAGCACACGUCCCCAAAACAAUUAUUCACUGUAUGAAAAAUUCUCCCCCUGCAAUGUGACCUAUGUAAAUCUGGAUGUACUUUCCAUUAAUGUACCCAAAACACAUGGAAUCAUUUUAUUUUAUCACUUUUGUGUAUGCAAUGUGCAGGUGUUUUACUAGAAUGUGAUUUAAGAAACAUUUGUUCUACUCCUUAACUAAAUCUAGCAUUCUAUUUAUUCAGUUAAUUUUAGUUGUUGAGUAUUUAAAUUAUCUUUUACAUUUCAGAUUCUGCUAACACCAUGAGCUCUUCUGCUUUAAGAUUUGUCAUGGUGGUAGGAGUCUGUGUGCAUAGUUUCUAUUUGAUAUAAUAACUUUUUUGUGCCAGUGGCUAGUUUCACUCCUGGAACAGCCUGGUAUUCUGUGAUGGACUUCCAAAUCUAUAUCACACACCCCUCCCCCGCUCAGAGCUCUUGCAUGCUUGUGACAUCAGACAAGGAGUGAAAACCAGGGAAGAAGACCUUGUCUGAGCUGGAUUAAAUUUUUUGCCUUUUUGAUAGGGUGUGUUUUGUUUAUUUGGAAAAAAAAAAUGGGUGUACAGAGUCAGUAGUGCCAAAUAGGGCAUAUUAAAAAUAAGAAAAAAUUACAGAAAAACUGGAUAUAGUAAACCCUUAACAAAGCUGUAAAGUGUGAAAACAUUCAGGUGUUCAAUGGAACUUGCAACUUCCUGCAAACGGAAUUGUGUAUUCCCUAAACGUGAAUUGAAAGCCACGUUCAAAAAGUCAGGUUAAAAUAGCCAAGGUGGAACUGUAGCCAAACUAUUAUUUGAAGAUAUUAAUAUAUAAAUAUAUUAUCAAAUUAUCCUGAAUAUGUGGUGCUUCAGCUAAGCACUGCCAUUUUCUUCAUAUGUUCCUGUUCUUUUCGCAGGUGUUCUGUCCUUGCUUGUAGUGCCUAUGUUGCUCUGGCUUUGGGUGAUAACCUCAUGGGUUUGAACCAUGCAGAAAAACUUCUCCAGCAGCCUCGUUUGUCAGGAUCCCUAAAGUAAGUGGCAAGUUUCUCAAUACUGUGCACAAUCUGCAUUAAUAAAACCCUCUGAAAUAAUUAUUGAAAAUUAGAUUAUUUUUUUUUUUUUCUGAUUAAGCACACUGAAACCAUACCUCAGGUGUGUAAAGGCACAUGUCUAUUCAAAACCUGGCAUCACCCUGAAAAAAAUAUUCUGGUGGUUACUGUAAAAACCUGUAACAUAAGAAUGUUUUUGGUUAAAUUAAAGGAUGUGGGCAUAGCUACUCCAAAGUCUGCCAUGACUAUUCCUAGGUUUACUUUGGCUGUAAGCUUGCUGUUUUACAGACUUAAAUCCUUCAAUAACAGCUCCCCUGUCAAGGUCACUUUUGUGUACCAUUACAUUCUGUCACGUUUUUCACGGAUUAAUGAAAGUUAUGUAACUAAGAGAAAAGUGUGGUGAAAAUGUAUGAAAAAAACAAUGGAAGUAAACUCUGAUCACAUGACUGUUAAAUGUAAAAUGUUGGUAAGCAAUGAGUUUUCUAAGGACUUAAUGCAAAUAUUUAAGACCUGUAAAAGCUUGGCUUAGUGUCAAAUCUUACAGCAAAGCAAUGUGUAUACAGUAGCAAGGAAAAUGAUUCAUGCAAUACAUGUGAUAUGAAGGCUCACAAGAACCAUGGCACAUUUUGUACUAACAAAGCACUGUACUAUGCAAUGGAACACAAAUGGAAGUGAAGCGGUUACUAAAAACAUGCAUUCCAUUGGUAAUUUAAUAUUUAAAGGCAUAAUCUUUCAUAAAAUCUCAAUUUCUUUCCUCCCCCUUUAUACAAUCAAUACAUGGUAGUUUUUAUAGUUUUAUAUUUAAUUAUUUACAUACAGCUGAUGCAUUAUCUAUCAGAAAUGGCAAACUGUAGUAUAACUGUUUAGCCUUCCCCCUAGCCCCCCCGCCAACACAAACACACAAACACACACACACACACACACUUACUUGACAUUCCAUACAUACUUAACACUAACCAUCCAUCUCUGCAUAUUUGCAUACCAUUGUUAAGUCAAACGAGCAAGUUCAGAGUGAUCUAUAAUGGUAUGGCAAAUGCAAGAAAGUCUAAUGCAUCUUUGUGCUCUUGUGGAUGUACAGUUAAUUUAUUGCCAUAGGUGAAGGAGCAGGCAAGGUACUCCCAGCAUCGAGGUCAACAUUUAAGUAAACUGCUUCCCUCUGGUCCAGAUUGCUGAUGCCCAGUAAUGGAGAAGUAAUGUAAAUGUACUAUUCCGGUAUGUUCCAGAGGAAGAUUUAAAUUUUUGUAUUUUAAAAAUUUUUUUUUUUAUUUGACUACUUCAUUAAGGUUAGAGCAGGUAAUCUGUGUGUGGAUAUGCGCUAUCCAUAUAUAUAAUCUCAUUAUAGAUAUGUCUGGCGAGAUACUAUGGGAUGCUAGAGGAUUAGGUUGUGCAUCUUUAAUAUUCGAUACAUAUUAUUAAGGCAGUAUAUUUCAAUAUAGCAAAUGGCAAGUUAUCAAGCAUAAUUGAAGUAUAAAACCUAAAGUCAUAGCCUCAUUUACACAGGGUGUGCAAAAACGGAGUAGUGUUUGGAGACAAUAACUUUAUAAAAUUUUUUUUUGUAUUUUAUUGAGUUUUCUCACACAACACACUUGUAUCACAUUAUGAGAGAAAUAUAGUGGUAAAGACAACGGUUUAACAACUGCUUAAUCCAGUCUAUUCAUAUAGUAUUACAUCUAUGUAGUACAUCUUUUGGGGUUGUUUUAGUAAGGAUUCUUGUGGGGACCUGUGUCAAAGGCUGGUAUAUGUGUAGGUCGCUGUCGGCUUGGCGUCUCCCCUCCUAACAGGGUCUGUUACUUGGUGGUUAUAUGUGGCUGCAACCAGCUCCCCUCUGGAGAUAGGGUUAAACACUAACUAUAUACAGGAUAUCCAUUUCUACAUUGCGCUUCAGCUACGGGGAAGUAUGUCAAUCACGUGUCGACUGGCCCUUUAUGGUCUUACCCUCCCCUGUCAAGCGAGCCCUGUGUCAGGUAUCUUUUUAAUAGUCUACUUGGAACCUGUGUGGAUACCGGGUGGGUCGUGUACUGGCCGUGUGGCGUUCCCUGCUCCCCUGGUGUAAAGUGUUAGCAUUUUGUGCUGAUCUUGGCCUUUUGGGCCGGCACUGGAUCAGUUCUGGACCCUGGCAGGCUGCGGAGGAGUGCGGCCUGGUCUCCGGGGUUAAAGUAAUUGUUUCUCCUUCCCUUUGUGUGACUAGGUAACCCUCCGCUCCCCACCUAUAUUUAAUACCUGCCUCUCUGUUGUUUUGCUACAAGUGCUAGUGGCCUUUUGGCCGCCAGCACCGCAAACGGGAGAUCCCCAUAUAUAGCUACAGUCGAUCCCUCAAAUCUGACACUUUUGAGCUCUCUAGAGCGUGACAUUAUAAUGGACCAAGCCGCAGUGUCCUUAGUGACUGCUAUAAUGUCUCUGGAGGCUUCCUCUGGGCGGUUGCGGCCUUUCUGAUCCGGAACGCUUCUGUCACCAGCUCCAGGUCAGUGUCUCUUUUGGCUCCCAUGUGGUGCAGCAGGCGGUGUAGGAAGGGCAGGAUUUCCUCGCCUGAGAUCCGUUCUGGCACUCCUCGAAGUCGGAUGUUCUUCCGUCUGUGCCUUGAUUUUAGUACUGUCACGCUUCUGGUAAGUAUCUGAACUUGGUGGGUGAGCUCGUGGAUCUCCUUCUGUGCGGUCUGUAACGUUUGUUCCCUGGUUCCCUCUCUGGCUUCCCCGUCCGCAACCUGUGUGCGAGGGUCCCCAGUUCAGCCUGUGUUGCUCGUAGGUCUGCCUUCCAGACCCGCCUCAUUUCCAAGAGGAGGUCCUUUAUGUCCCUCUUGGUCGCCGGCGAGGAGUCGUCGUCGCCGUCGGAACCCGACUCACUGUUGGUGCAGCUUGCAGGGGUAGUCCCAGUGGGUUGUUCCGCCUCUCGUGAUGCCUCAGAGGCCUCGCUUUCGCUCAACUCCGCAGGCGUCAUCUUGGGAGCGACUCGACGAGUAGGUCUUUCGAAUGAGAGCCUGAUGUCGGGCAUAUUGUGAGUCUUCUGCGUGUGGGUUUUUUUGUUUUUGCGCCCCAUCAUGUUGGCUGGGUGGGGGGGUUGUUGCUUGCUACUUUUUGGAGCUUUUUAAAAGUUUUUGUCCACUAUUAUUUUGUUUCUUUGGCGAAGCACGUCUUGAUCGCUGCUCCGUCAGCCCCCCGGAGUCAAUAACUUUCUAAUUAUAUUGAACUAUUAACAAAUAUAUGAUUUACCUGCCAAAUCCUACUCUCCAUUUUGGCUCAACCUGUAUAAUAUAAUAUAGAACUCUAUUUCCCCAACGACUUAGAACUCACUCUGUUGGGGUAAAAAAAUCAGUGUUCAUUUCAACAGUUUGUGCAAGUACUAAUUUGUGUUUAACGAAAAAAAAAAGACAUUGUUAGAGAUUGUAGCUGUAUUAGUCCAGUGAUGCAGAUGUAAAAUGAAGUAGAGCAAAAAACAAGUCGCAAGAGUGCUGAGAACAGACAACAGCUAAAUUAGCCUGACCUUUUAUGGGUCCCUGCUCAGUUUUAGCUCAUCUUGCGCCAUUACAGAGAGAACCACGCCAUGCAUCUCAGACUGAUUCCACCCAAUAGGGCAAAACAUCCAAAAUACAGGCUGCCCUCUGCUCGAGAGAUACAGCAACCCCAGACCAUCGUUUCAACCUUGUUAGGCAUCAUCAGUGAGGUAUAGCCAAUAUCCCUCAAGGCACCAUGAGCAAGGGGUCCACAUCUGGAUUACCCCUUAAAACUUAAGUGUAAAGGGUAAUCCAGGCGUGAACCCCUUACUUAUGGUUCCUAGAGGGAUAUUGGCUAUACCUCACUGAUGAUACCUUACAACAGUGGUUACCAUCCUUUUUUCACUGGAGUAUCCCUUGACAGCCAAUUUCCAUAAAUUGUACCACUCACAGUAGCGAAAUGUUUGCAAUUAUUAGAAUUGCUCUUAUUUCAAAUGUAUACCUUUUUUUCUCUGCCCUAGACUCUCCUUGCUUUUCCUUUGCCCCAGUUAUACGUAUGUAACACUGCAUCUGCAUGUGUGUCAGUGUUUGUAUGUGUGUCUGUGUAUCUACAUGUGUGUCAGUGUGCAUCUGUAUGUCUGUGUCAUUGUUUGGAUCAGUGGAUUUGCAUGGUGCCAGUGUUUUGUAUCGGAGUGUAUGUACAUCUAUGUAUGUCAGUGUUUGGAUCUAUGUAUCCACAUAUGUGGCAAUGUUUGUGCAUGGUGCCAGUGUUUGUUUGUAUUUGUCUCUUUGUGUAUGUAUGUAUAAUGUGUGUGUGUCAGUGUUUGUAUCUGCAAUCUGCACUGUAUAAUAUAUACAUACUAUACAGUGCAGAUUUCAGAUAAUCAAACUGACACACAUUCAGAUUCAGACACACACUGCCACACAUGCAAAUACACAGAUACAUACACUGCCACACGUGUAGAUAUACUGAAACACUGACACACAUGCAGUUGCAAAGGCACAUCAAUACACACGCUGACACACAUGCAGUUGCACAGAUAAAAACACUGAAGCACAUGCAGAUACAGACACACCGAUACACACGCUGAUAUGCAUACAGAUGUACAGACACAGAUAAACUCUGCCACAUAUACAGUUACAUACACAUCAAUACAUACACUAUCACACAUGCAAACACUGCCACUGAUACAGAUACACAGAUACAAACACUGACACACAUACAGUUGCACCGACAAAUUGCCACACAUGUAGAUGCACAAACACUGACACACAUACAGACUGACACAGAUACAAAUUGACACAUAUAAGAAAAUACAGAUACACAAAUACAUACAUUGCCACACAUGCAUAUACACAGAUAUACAAACACUGACACAUAUGCAGUUACACAGACACACUGGCACACAUGCAGAUACACAGAUACAAACACUGCCACACAUAUAGAUACACACACUGAUACAUACAGAUACACUGCCACACAUGCAGAUACACAUAUAGAGAUACACUGCCACACAUGCAGAUGUACAUGUAACACUGACAUGCACACUGAUAAAAUGACACACAGAUAUAAAUAUUACAUACAUACCCAAAAACACACAUACAAUUAAACAAUUUAGCCAACCCCCAGUUGUCUAGCUUGUUGGUGCAAGAGGGGGGCUCCUGCUGGCUGGGGCUGUUAGGAAUUGGGAGCUUGCUCUUCUCCCUGUCCGCCCCCUCUUAUCUGUUUCCAGUGAGACUAGCUCUGGGUCAGCUGGGAGGAAGUGACCGGCUCUCGCUUCCUCCCAGCACUCACUGAAGAUCAGAAGGGGCCUGGUCGGUUUGUUAAUUGUGACAGUGUGGGAGGGUGGUGGGACAGUGACCGUAGGGAUGGGGGCAAUGUGGAGGAGCAGUGAGUAGGAGAGUGACAGUGGGGAUGGUGACAGUGUGGUUGGGCAGAUUGUAGGAGAACGACAGUGGGGACUGUGCAUCUGUGUUGGGGGCAGUGUGGUGGUGAGUGACAGUGUUAUGGGGCAGUGUGUUGGAAAGUGAAACUGGGGGUGGUGGCAGUGUGUUGGAGAGUGAGUGGGGAUGGUGACUGUGUAUUGGAAAGUGAAAGUGUGGGUGGAUGGCAGGGGUGUUGAAAGGUGACAGUGUGGUGGGGCAUUGUGGGAGAGUGACAGUAUGUGUGAUAGGGUGGAUGUGUGGGGAGGGUGACUGAGUAUCUGUGACAAUGGGGAGGGUGGCAGUGUAGAUGUGACAAUGGGGACGGUGGCAGUGUAGAUGUGACAAUGGGGAGGGUGCCUGUGUGGAUGGGUGGCAGAGUGUGGAUGUGUGGCAGUGUGUGGGUGGAUAUCUUGGGUGCGUUGGGGCAUGAUCUCCUCUCCCCCAGCCUACCAUGCUGUGAGCUCCUCUCUUCCUGCCUACAUGCCUGACAGGAGGUGUGCUCUACUUUGUCCCAGUGUCCCGUGCGAAGCCUCUGUCAGUCCUCCAAUAAGCCGCGACACAGGGAGAAGGCAAGCUGAGGGUUACAUCACUCGGCUGCCAAUCAAAUUUAGGGCACGGAUCCGUGUGCAGCUGCGGAUGUCGGUUCCGCCCCUUUGGCGUACCCCCUGGGGAAUUGAAUUGCACCCCUGGGGGCAUGCGUACCACAGGUCCGGAACACCUGCCUUACAAGGUUGAAUCGAUCGUCUGGAGUUGCCCGAUCUCUUGUGCAGAGGGAACUUGCUGGCAUUUCGAUCUGGACUGCCCGUAUGGGUGGGACCAGUCUGAUAUGCUUCAGAUGUGUUCUCUCUGUAAUAACACAAAUUGAGCUAAAACCAGCUUGAGAUCUGAGCGGGAGGCUAAUUGAGCUGUUGUGUGUCUUGUAAUACUAAAGUUUUUUUUAUUUAUUUAUUUUUUUUUUUUUGGACAAACAAAAUGUUGGAAUCGCAAGCUUUCGGUAGAACCUCCCUUUUUCAAGUCUAAAGGUUUUUUGACUAAAAACGACACCUAAAAUUCAAAGCUGAGUUGUGAUACUGGGGUUAAAAUGACAUGAGUACAGAUAAGACGCAAGACUGCCCAAAAAUAGAAGAAUCAUUAAGUAAGGAGGGAGGAGACAUAAAAAUACCAAAACCAAAGUGUAAAAAAGUGUGUUUUUUUUUUUUUUACACAGAUGAAGAUUGCUUGAAUUCACAUCCAAGAAUCCAGAAUAUGCACCUAUGCUCAUAUACACAUGUACAGUGAGGGAAAAAAGUAUUUGCUCCCCUGCUGAUUUUGAACGUUUGUACACUGACAAAGAAAUGAUAAUUUUAAUGGUAGGUGUAUUUUAACAGUGAGACAGAAUAACAAAAAGAAAAUCUAGAAAAACGCAUGUCAAAAAAGUUAUACAUUGAUUUGCAUGUCAAUGAGUGAAAUAAGUGUUUGAUCCCCUAUCAAUCAGCAAGAUUUCUGACUCCCAGGUAUCUUUUAUACAGGUAACGAGCUGAGAUUAGGAGCACGCUCUUCAAGGGAGUGCUCCUAAUCUCAGCUCAUUACCUGUAUAAAAAAACACCACAGAAGCAAGCAAUCAGAUUCCAAACUCUCCACCAUGGCCAAGACCAAAGAGCUGUCCUAUGAUGUCAGGGACAAGAUUGUAGACCUACACAAGGCUGGAAUGGGCUACAAGACCAUCGCCAAGCAGUUUGGUGAGAAGGUGGCAACAGUUGGAGCGAUUAUUCACAAACUGAAGAAACCACAAAUCACUGUCAGUCUUACUCGGUCUGGUGCUCCAUGGAAGAUCUCACCUUGUGGAGUUUGUGUUCAUGAGAAGGGUGAGGAAUCAGCCCAGAACUACACAGGAGGAUCUUGUUAAUGAUCUCAAGGCAGCUGGGACCAAGAAACCUUAAUGACUUGGAGAGGGUGUACAAACUUGGUGGCCAAUUACAAGAAACGUCUGACCUCUGUGAUUGCCAACAAGGGUUUUGCCACCAAGUACUAAGUCAAAGGAGUCAAAUACUUAUUUCACUCAUUGACAUGCAAAUCAAUUUAUAACUUUUUUUAAAAAAAACUUACAUGCCUUUUUCUGGGAUUGUUUUCUUUUGUUAUUCUGUCUCUCACUGUUAAAAAUACACCUACCAUUAAAAUUAUAGACUGAUUAUUUCUUUGUCAGUGGGCAAACAUUCAAAAUCAGCAGGGGAUCAAAAUACUUUUUUCACCCUCAGUGAGUGUGUUAUAUAGAAAUGCACACCCACAUAUAAUCGCCUACAUGCAUUUGAGUAUGGGAAAACAUAUUUCUGUACAGAAUACUUUAUAUGUUGGUAUAUUAAUAAUAUACCAAUCCAGGGCCCUUCACCUUCUCUACACACACUAAGACAACCAGAAACCCCACAAACCUCAUCACAAUACCCUGCCCUUUACCCUCACUUACCAAAAUUAAUUGUGCACUCUGGAAUGCCUGCUCCAUCUGCAGUAAUUUAAAAUCAACAACCAUACACGACUUUCUCAUCUCAAACUCACUCACACUGCUUGCACUUACAGAGACCUGGCUGUCCCCCCUCUGAUAGCGCUACUCCUGCCUCUUUAUGUUUUGGUGGGCUACAAUUCUCUCACACUCCCAGACUCAACUGUAAAGGAGGCGGCGUAGGCAUCCUUCUCUCUCCUCAAUGUACUUUUCAACCAAUCCUAACUCCCCCUGCCCUAUCCUUUUCUUCUUUUGAAGUUCACACUGUCCGCCUAUUUAAACCCACUCCUUUAAGAAUUGCUAUCAUCUACCGCCCCCCCGGUUAUCCUAGACUAUUCAUUGAGCACUUUUCUUCCUGGCUUUCCCAUUUCCUCUCAUCUAGCACUCCUUCCCUUAUACUUGGGGAUUUCAAUAUCCCAAUCAAUAACCCUAAUUGCACUGAUGUAUAUUUCCAUUGCCCUUCAAACAUGCAACUGUAACCCCAAUUCUAAAGAAGCCCAAUCUUGACCCUAACUCCCCAUCCAACUAUCGUCUUAACUCGCUACUGCCUUUUGCAUCCAAGAUCCUUGAAAAAAUUGUGUAUGCGAGAUUGACAGACUUCCUUGAGUCCAACUCUCUGCUAGACCCGCUUCAGUCUGGUUUCCGCGCUAAGCACUCUGUGGAAACGGCACUGACCAAAGUAUCCAAUGAUCUACUUGCUGCAAAAUCUCGUGGUCACUACUCUAUCCUAAUUCUCCUUGACCUGUCUGCGGCUUUUGACACUGUUGAUCAUCAACAGCUUCUUCUCAUUCUCUGCAAUAUCGGUCUACGAGAUAUUGCUCUCUCCUGGUGCUCCUCCUACCUCUCCCAGCCCUCUUUCAGUGUUUCUUUCUCUGGCUCUGCUUCUUCUCCCCAACUCCUCUCUGUUGGUGUCCCCCAAGGUUCAGUCCUUGGUCCUCUACUGUUCUCCACCUAUACUGCCUCCCUUGGUAAACUCAUUAGCUCCUUUUGGCUUCCCAUAUAAUUUCUAUGCAGAUGACACGCAAAUCUACCUGUCCUCUCCUAAUCUCUCCCUGUCCCUCUUGACUAGUGUCUCUGACUGCCUCUCUGCUGUUUCUAACUGGAUGGCUGCCCACUUCCUUAAACUAAACUUGACCAAAACUGAAAUUCAGGUCUUUCCUCCCUCGAGUGUUGUUACUCCUGUGUCUCCCUCCCUCCAGGUCAACGAUGCUACCAUCAGCUCCACCACGCAGGCUCGCUGCCUAGGUGUUCUCUUUGACUCCGACCUCUCCUUCAAACCUCAUGUUCAAUCUAUCGCCAAAUCCUGUCAUUUCCAUCUCAAAAACAUUGCGCGCAUCCGCCCCUACUUAACGCCACAUGCGACUAAGGUGUUGGUCCUUUCCACUGUCCUUUCUCGCCUUGACUACUGUAAUCCGCUUCUCAGUGGUCUUACAUGCUCCCAACUUGCGCCGUUACAGUCCAUAAUGGAAAAUUAUGGAAAAUUUUGGGACAUGAUGCUUACACACGGACGGGCCGAAAGCCAUCUUACAUGUGCUAAUAUUAACAUAAUGUUAAACUUUUACUAUACGACACAGUUUUUUUGAAAGUUGUACUGUUCAACCAAUUGACUGUAACAUGCUCUAAGCAAACUAUUCAAUAAAAACAUAAUAAAUAAAAAAAAUCUCCCCCCACCUCCUCCCCCCCUUUGUGAACACUGUUGUAAAAGUAUAUAAUUACCAAUAAUACUAAUAUUACACUGUUUAUAUAUUUACCAGUGCCUUUGCCAUUUGGGUAUUUAAAAAAACAAACAAAAAAAACCCAUUUAAACUGAACUCACAUUAUGUGCAGCACAGUUUUUACUGCAUCUGCUCAAGCAUGUGAUGUUCAGGAUUAGUGAGCACAAAGUAAAAAUACAUUGUCACAGUUGUCACGUCUGCACCAUAAGGUAUGUCUUUUAUCUCUUAACAAUUAGGGGUUGUUAUCUCGAUCCAUCCCUUAGUCAGCCACAUGAAAACCAUUUGGGAUUUCCUUUUUCCUGUCCCGGUAGCACUUCACAGACUCAUGUAUUAAGACAAAUGAGAAAAUGUAUGUAUAAAUUAUACAGGGCUCAAAAUUCACACGGUCGCGUUUAGCUGCCGGUGAGUGGAAAUUCAACCUUGGUGUUUGUGCAGUGGGUACAAUACUAUGUGUCAAGAUUAUCAGGGUCAUUUAGUCACCAGCACUAACUAAUCCAGCAUGCAUUGCCCAACUCAUGCAGAAUGAUGGAUUUACAGGAGCGCGCUCAAGUUCCUCUUUCGAUUUCAUAUGUCAAGGGACAGUUACAGUUUACUACUGUGAUUUGCAUUGCCCCUUUACUUCACUGUAGUGUUACAUGUGGGAACAACCCUGUGUUUUAAUCGAAGAAGAAAAAAUUUUUUUUUUUAAUUAUUUUAGAGAAUUUUUCAUUCCAAGUCCUUUUUAAUUUUUUGUUCAUUUUAAUGACCCCUUUUAGUCCCUCAUCAUUGCAGUUUGUAUGAAAGGAUAUUUCAGGGCAUAACUGUGAAGUUUAAUGGGGAAAGAGUUGAGAUCAAGGGGGUCCUGUGUCCUGGUAAGGAGUGACCCCUUGGUGUGAGGCACUGAACCAGAAUUGGUCAUUUCCUCACUUCAGUUUUAUGUCCCACACUGACAGCUUUGUAACAGAUUGAUUUUGUAGUUCCUGUAACAAAAGAUAAUAUAAACCUUGCUUUUUUGUACUUGAUAAAAGCUGUACUAGUUUACAUUCUAAGUAACUAGUUUAUCAGUGAUGGCUGUGCUUGGCACCCUAGAUAUGUGGGGAACUAUAGUCCCUAUGAUGCUCAGCCAGCUUUUUGUUUGUGGUUGUUUGCAUGAUACUCAGACUUAAAGGGUGUUAAAUGAUGGCAAUUGUUAAAUGACUGCAAUAGAUCACAUAUCAAAUGUAAACCUUAGCUUGUUUAGCAAACAUUUUAUCAAAAGAGAACUUUUAAUGCACUGUUGAAAUGCAGAGAGUUAUAUAACAUAGUAUGGGUACAACAUAUACAUUUCCCAUAUUAUUUAAAUAAAUAAAAUUCUACUUCCUAACAGAAUGGUCGAUGCCUACGUUCUAUAAGUCAUCUGGUCCAUAAAUGCAUUCUGUCUCUAUUGAAUACAUAGUUCACUCUGAAAAUUUGAGAAAUAUUCUCAGCCAUAGUAAGAAUGCCCAUGUUUUUCCAAAGCCUUAGAAGCCAAACUGGGCCUCUGUGUGCUUUUUUCAGGCUCAAAUUUGGUCAUGAUGAGUAGGGGGAGGAGAAACCUAGAUCAGACAUUCCAAAAAUGCUUUCAAGUAAGCUAAGACCUCCUGCAUAGCCUUUCUGAUGUGAGCUUGUUUGUCAGAAGUGGGGUAGCAGCAUGUUCACAUUUAUGGUUCUCUUUUUUGCUUUUUUUGUUUAGAGAAAGUUGAAAAUAUACAGGCCAGAGUAGCUGAACUGAAAACAUAGUUUAUGUAGAGGUUUUUUUUUUUUUGUUUGUUUUUUUCAGUUCCGCUUUUUUUUUUUUUUUUAACCAUAAAUUUGGAAUUCACAUUUAAUUAUUACUUUAGUGAAUAGCCAUGCUUGUCUGUCUGUCGACCCAGGAGGGUUGAAAUGUUGGUUUAAUUUGUUGAUCCUGUGCAUACAGACUUUUUUCAUAGGAAAUACUGUGAGUGCUCCUUCAUUGACCUGUUGUAUAUUUUAACACUAGGUAGCACCUAGGUUAGUUCUGUUCGUUCAUUUUUUAGUGAGAUUGACAGAAUUGGGACAUUUUAAUUAUUUUUUAAUAUAGAUAUACAGAUAAUUUACACAUCAGUGGAGCAAGUAACUCUUAAUAUUUAAAUGUUUUUAAUAAUAUAAAUCGAUGUACAUUACCUAUUGGCUGUGCUUGUAUAUAUGUACCAAAAUGUGCACAGUUGCCCUUAUUGUCCCUCUCCAUCUCCUUCCCAUUGUACACCUUUUUAAAACUUAGAGUGAUUUUAAAAAAUGUUUUAUAUUGAUAUGUGAAGGUAGUUUGUUAGUGCAUAACCAAUCGGGUGAAAUAUGUAAUCACAAUGAUCUUGAUUGAAAGAUAUCUGUAUAUCAAAAAGUCAUGCAUGAAUAUUGAGUAUUGACAAUAAAAGUGACCACACAGUGGUUCUGCAAAAUCUCUACCCCCAUCUAGGGAUAUUGGUGUGUCCUAUCAAGGACUGGAAUGUUAAGUAUGCAGUGGAAAUGGGAGCUAUUUGACCCCUGUGACUGGACAGGUUAAAGGUCACAACAUUGUUACAUUACAAUGCAACUCUGAGAUGUUCACUGUAGCCUAAAAUAUGUUGUCCAUAUUGUUUGGCAGUCCUACUGCAACUUAACAUUUAUUGCAUAUGAUGUUUGGGGAUAUAGACAACCGAUUCACUUAUGUGGCUUUUUUAUUUUAUUUUUAUAAUUGUGCGUUGUAGAUUUCUGGGUCAUCUGUAUGCUGCCGAAGCUCUGAUUUCUCUGGACAGGAUAUCUGAUGCAAUCACUCAUUUGAACCCUGAGAAUGUCACAGAUGUGUCCCUUGGGAUCUCCUCCAAUGAACAGGAGCAAGGUUAAUGAAACCACACUUGACUAAAACCAUGCUUUUAUCUGCCUACCUCAUAGAAGUGGUGAUUCACAUGUGUAGCCGCACAGCCUUUCCAGACUCAGUACUGAAUAAUUUAUUUGCAAGGUGUAUACAUGCAGCAUCAGAAUACUAAACUAAUAACUUUAUCAGUCAGAUGCUUAAAAUGCAACGGUUUCUCCCAUGAAAUCCAGUUUCACUUGACAACAAUGAUCCAUUUUAAUAUAGGAAUUAUUUAUUCCAUUAUAUCAUUGUUAAAAUAAUGUAUUUAUCUAAUCCAUUAUCUCAAAAAUGUUUAUGAUGACAUUUAUCCUUGGGUUAGAUGAGAAUAUUCGUAACCCUCUCUGGUGCAAAGACUAGUGAUUACCAUAGGUAUCCAUCUAUUCCAGAACCUUUCAAUUCUAUGCAUCGCAGAGUAAUUAUCAGUUUUAUUAGUUGAGGAAACAUUCUGUUUGCCAUGGAUGUUAAAUAGAUUAGAUUGGUAAACUAACUACUAAAAAGUCUUUUUUAAAAAAAAAAAAAAAAUUUUUAUGUUGUUCCAUCUCGAUAAAACAUGAGCUGAGCAGUCCAAAUUGUCUGUUUUUACAUGUUUGCUGAUCUGUUUGUCUAUCUUUCUAAUAAUUGUAAAGUUUUUCAACAGACUUAUCAAAUUGUCUCUGCCUUUUCCCCACUUGCGUACAAAUCUAACUAGCAAGCUAACAUUUCACUUAAAUAUACUAUGACAUAAAUAAAAUAUUAAUGUCAUAAUAUGCCCCUUCAAGUAAGUAAACUGCCAGGAUAUUCAUUUCAUGCUCUGGUCACUGUAGAAUGUCUUUAUUGGUUGUCAUGUUAAGGUUGAGCAGGUAUCUCGAUGCUGAGCGUAAUUUCUAAAACAGUGUGCCACCUAGUGUUUGGAAAAUAAGAAUAAUGGUCUUCAGAUUUUCUAUUUCUCAUCAUAACCUUUGGGAAGAUUUAUAUUGCUUUAGCCAUUUUGUGAAAUAUGAUUUGUUCCGUGCAUACAUAAUCCUUAUAUUUGUUUACAUUUGUAUCAUUAUUUUACAUGUGUGUAUCAUUAGUAUUUUGUUUAAAUUGUGUGUGUGUGUAUAUAGAAUUUUUGUAAAGUUUUAAAAAUGUUUUAUUGCUUUUCUUUUCAAGCUCUCAUGGUAUAUUUGCAAUUUAUCUAAAAUGAAUUGGCAUGGUACAUACCAUAUCCAAUUCACCAGUAUUGUAGCCACAUCAUAGUGCUGAUCGAGUCAUGUUUUGAUCUAGUCUUGUCUAUUAAGUUCUCAAGAAUGAAACAAAAUUUACCAAAAAACUAAUGUGUAAAUAUUAUCAAAGUCUUUAACCAAGAAUGCUUUUGAUUUGUGACUUUGUUAACCUUAUUUACAGAAGUACUACUUGAAAAGGAACGGUUUCUGCGGUUGUUAUUUUUGCUGGAAGUAAAUUUUCCUGCCAUAUUCCAGAUUAUUUCUAAAUUCCGAGUCAUUUAGAGACUAUACCAAAAAUACACAAGUGUACAAAAAGUGCUGUAAAAUGUAUUGCAGUAACAUAACUUACUCCGAGGCAUCCAUUAACCCACAAAUGAUAAAAUACAGUUUGCCCAGUACUUUGUUAAAUUCACUUUUUUUUUUUUUUCCUUAAAUAUGUUUUUAGGAUCUGACAAGGGGGAUAACGAGCCCAUGGAAAUUGGUAAGUGUUUAUUUAAAUAUUUUUGUGAAAAUUAAAAAAAUCUCUUGGUAAACUAUCUUGAACAUGUCGUUAUUAAUAUGACCAUAUAGCACCAACAUUACACACAGCGUUUUGCAGUUUUUAUGUUUUGGAUAUAACUGCAAACAAGUAAGACACAAACUAUUUCAAGUGUCAACAAGAAACAAGUUGCUCACACAAGUUCACAACAUAGAAAUGUUUAAAAAGACAAAGCAAAAGCAUGUGAGUAAUAAUACCUACAAGUGAAUGUACUGUAAAGCACUGGUAGUGAAAGGUAGGAGAAUGAAGUGGACUGUUUAAAUAUCAAUUAUGGCCUCAAUUUUAUAUUUGUAGAUAAAGGUUUAAAAUGAUUUAGUAUUAGAAGUUAUUUUUGGAUGUAUAAUUAUAUAUUUUUAUAAUAAAUAUAUAUUUUUUAUGUUUUGAAAAUAAAUCCUUUUUUAUUCAAAAAUCUAUGAAAUCAAAGCUUUAUGUUAGAAGAGAGGUAGAAGACAAUGUUAAGGAAUGAAAAUUACCUAGGAAGGCUACAGCUUUAGGCUGAUAUUACUUUUAAGGGAUUUGAGACAAAGGGAACGUCCUAUGGAGUGAGGCAUUUUUUUUUUCUUGAUACAAUACAUAAAUACAUGGUGUAUUGUACAGUCUAGCAUUAUAAUAAAAUAUUGUUUUUGGAAAUACCAGAGUAUUGUUGGAUUUUUUUUUUAUUUUUUUUUAAAUAUAUGGAUGGGGACCAUACAAUGCAGUGCCUGCACUCCUUUCCCUGGACAAACACUCACUAGAAUAAAUUAAAUCAUUUUAAAUAGUCUGGGGCAAUUCUUAUCUUUUUAUUUUUAGGAUUAGGGUGGGGUACAGAGGCUCCGAUAGUCUCCCUAAGCAGUUUACUGUGUGAUCUCACUUACAUGAUCUGAGCGGGAUGUAAACUGGGUGUCUGCAUUUCGUUAUCCUACUUUACAUCCAACCUUGCCUGAAAUGAUGGAGUUCACAGGUGGUUUGAUUUGGAAAUGUUCUCAGUGGUAAUCAGGCACGUGAUGCAUUUUCUUUAUGCGAGGAAAGAAUUUUGAGUUUGUACUGCAAAAAUCCAGAUAUUUCUGACACCAAAAAUAUGCCUAGAUGACUGAGUAAGGAUUGUCAUAUCUGGAAAAGUGCAUACAUCUCGUCCUGUGCACAUUUAAGGUCAUUUUUAGAUAUUCUCUAAAAAAAAAAAAAUUUUUUUAAAUCUUUUGUAUUUUUAAGAAAUCACUUUUUUUUUUUUCUUCUUCUCUACCAACCAGUUGAGAAAAUCAAACACUUAAUUGUUCUUCUUGUAAUAUUCUACUACCCAAAUGUAAUAAGGAAAAAUCAUUGAAACUGUGAAUCCCCUAAGCAAUUCAGUUCUGCUAAAAAGUGGAAUAAAAUUACUUUAUGAUUUGGACAGUUUUGCUUUGUUUUUGUUUUUGUUUUUGUUUUGUUUUUAGACAGAGAUUGUUUUUCAGGCUACUCUAACUCCAAGGACAUGCUUACUUUUUCUGGGGAAAACCUCAUGAUACAUUAAAGAAUUAUUUGUAGUCAUGGAAGAACCUUCUCCAAAAAGCAGAUAUUUUCCUGAAGCCAGACAUGUAGUUUGAAGACUAAAAUUCUUCUGGAAAGAAAGGGCAAAAACUUCAAAAGACUGCUGGUCUCUUCAGAUUUUGAAAAGAUAUUGUCUGUAAUCAAAAAGAAACCUCUCCACCUCAGUUUCCUCUACCAGCUUAGAAGAAAUCUUGUACACAGAAGUAAACAAAUUAAGGAAAAGACGGUUGUAGAAAGAGUUUAGCAGAUUGUUUUUUGGUUUAUUUUUCAGGAACAUAUUCAGGGAUACAUAUGGCUGAUUCAGACCUAUUCUCGAGCACAAGAGUGUAAACAAAUUUAUCCCAAGUAUAUUAUUUCUGAUGUAGAUAAUUCAGUCUCACCUUAAUUUUUCAACCAAGUGAUUUUGUUGUCUCUUGAUCCAAGACUCCUUAAUUCACAUUCUUCACACUCUCAUUACAACAGUUCUCAGAAAAUACCUGAUAUCUGCAGGUCAUCUGUCAUUUCCGAUUUGCAGUUCUUACUUUUGUAUCUAGAUGAUUGGUAAGUCAAAACCAGUUCAGCAAACAAACUUCAGCAACACAUAUAGACUGUAAUUGUAGUCUUACAAAAGACAUGGAUGAUUGAUAAAUUGGUAGACGUCUUAGAUGAACGCAACAGGCUUAACUUGGAUUGGAUUCUGUCAGGCAAAAAAAAAAUAGCCAAGUAAUAGCUAGUCUAUUAAGAUUGGUUCUUCAUCUCUAUACAGCAAAAGAGCUUUUGAAAAUGCAUUCUGGAUGGCUCUGCAGAGCAUUUCAGCUUCAUCUGUUGAACAAGCUUGUAUUAUUAAAAACACAACUACUAUGGCUUACCAAAAUCACCAGUGAAGCACCAACUCUCUCCGCAACCUGUAGGAGAGGAUUAUUCUAUGAGCAGCAGCUCAUUUGUCAAGCUUCCAGACCUCCUACAUCAAGGGUUGAGAGAAUGUCUUGGCAGAUGCUCAGUAGGAGUUCUCGCAAGCAUGCUGAUUGGUCUCUAUCUAGUUUUCAUUCAAAAACCCUUAAUUUAUGGUCAACCUUGGGAAUAGCUUUGACACAGAACUGGAAGGAUUGGUUCCUCGCAUCCUUUUUCUGUCCAGAAAACAGACUUCCUCAACACCAUAUCAUUUCCCUGUAGUUUCAGACUGGAUUACAACUUUCCUCAAGUGGCUUUGAGCCUAAAUAUUUAAUCCUAUAUAUUGUAUAUCGGAUAUAUUACCAGAGUGGAAAAGGUUAAGCUAUCAGCAGUUUUACCCUGUUUGAGAAUAUCCUGAUUCACAGACCUUCUUUUACUGUUCAUGGCUCACCAUUGGAGUCAUCCUCCCAGCCUAAAUAUUCUGGAUUACCAGCUGAUAGAUGAUCAACUGGAGAGGUUUGAACUGACCUACGUCUGAAUGCUUUCUUCUAACUUCCGAAGGCAUUAAUCCGGAAAAUGUUGAUAACCUAUUACAUGAGUCAUUUAUUGGUGCAUGAUAUGAAGAUUCAGAUUAUUCAGUUUCUGCAGUUGGAUUUCUCAAGGGAAACUAAGCACUUUUCUUAUACCAAUUUGGUCUCUGAUCUUGUAAUUUCUUAGAGCCAUCUCUGACAUAAUGUCAACAGUUUGUUCCAUGGUGUAUCCUUGACCUCUAAAACGCGUCCUUACAGCCCUAUGUCAGCAUCCUUUUAAACCCAUGCAGGAUUUUUUGUUACAUCUUGAGAAACGCAAUGCGUUGUAGCAGUCUUAUCUUCCAAACGACUAGGAAAAGUUAACAUCUGGCAUACUAAGAGUCUUUUAAUUAUUUAGACAAAAACCAUAGUAUCCUGAAGCCUUUACCCUUCUCAAGCCUAAAGUCACACUUAUCAAGGACAUUACCUACCUCUUUGCACAUUCCCAAGAAUGCUGGCUGCAAAGGCAAAACUGGAAAUAAAAUACUGGAAAAAUAUUGCACCUUUUUGUUUUUGUACAACAAAGACUAUUCCAAAUGUUGACAAGCUUCAAAAACUUAUUUGGAUUAGGGAGGGAUUAUUUCUCCAGUUUAUUAAUCGUUUGGAUCCCCUGAGCCAUCAGAGCUACUUUAUUAGGUCCAUGGUAACAUCAUUGGCUUCUCCAUUUUCAAUGGAACCGAUUUGUAAAACUGAACCUUGGUUAUAUUUGCACUCCUUUAUAAAGUGUUACAGAUUGGAAAUCCUGUGCUGUGUUGUCUGUUGUGUCCUGAAUUUUGACCUUCCCUUCAGUAAAUCUUGUUGUAUCCUAGAAGUAUUGUACAGGGGUUGUCUGUAUGAAAAAUGGUCGUUUUUUUUUGUUUGUUUUUUGUUGAUCAGAUGAUCCUUUCUUCAAGUGAUUUUGUAUUGUUGCUGUGUUUCCCAGUGUCUUUUUUUUGGGUGAGAGCUUGAUGGUUUAUGAUACUAUUAUACGGGAUGAAAACCGGGAAAAAGAGUUAGCGCUAAAUAACAAUUGGGGCAGCAACCCUCUAAGGGAAUCCCUCAAAAACAAGAAAAAAUAAAUAUAGGAGAUAAGAGAGCCAGAGAGACUUUAUAUCAAACAGUAAGAAAAGAUAGUCCAAAUAAGUCUUAUUUAAAAUGCUUUUAUUGGGAUCAGAGUUUAUAAGGUGCUUGGUCAGGAACAAUGUCCUCAUCCGUGUGGAUCCACUCAUAUGCAAGAGAUAAAACAAAUAGAGAACCAAAUAGUGCAGCAUGUACAGUAAUAAAUCAAUCCCCGCUUAAGGGAUAUAGGGUAAACUUCCUCCGUCAAGGCUAUGUUUAACACUCAAAUAAAGAGACAAUCAAUAGUGCUCACUGACUAAAAUGAUCCAAAAAAUGUAUAAACUGGUACUCCCAAGAGAGGAGCAGGCCAACUGCUCCUUGAUGAUAGCGUUGGUGGUAUGAUCCCCACCUAGGAUUACUUGGAGUGCAGGGUGAUAAAAUGCCAGGUAAAAAACAAUCCGAAGUGGCACAAGUAAAAAGUGACCGAAUCAUCUUUAAUAUAUAAAUAUAUAGUAUAAAAUAUCCACAAACGCGUUUCGCCAAUACGGCUUCUUCAGUAUGGAAUAGUGACCUAUUACCUGGCAGGAAAGGUUUAAAUAACAGUGCAAAUCCUUGAAAUUGGCACCAAAAUUAGGGACAGCCAAUCAGAAUCUUAGCUGUAAACAAUCAAGUACAAACAUGUUAAAAAAAAAUGUUUCUUAAUAUAUAUACAACAUGAUAGGCUAUAUAGACAUUGUUUGGUUGUAAAACAUAAAAAAAGGAUAUUUUGUGUAUAUAUUCUUGUAUCUUGUGGUCACGUGACCAGCAUGGGAACCGCAUGAGGUACUGGGAUAUCUAGUACAUUAAUGACGUCGGCGCGCACUAGGCAGCCGCCGACGUCAAAACCAGUAGGUGGAGUGUAAGCGUCGGCUCGCAUAUAGUUGCGGCCAUCGUAGAGAAAAGGAGAUGUCGGCACGCAUGAAGCUGCGGCCGUUGUCAAGGAGAGUGGGCAUGUCUAUUUGUAGAAGACGAUGGCAUGAAGCUGCGGCCGUCGUCAUGGAGAGUGGACUUAGGUGUAUGUGGAUCUCCCUUCCCCUCUCUCCAUCUCUCUCUCCCCUCUCCUCCUCUCGCUCGCGCCCCUUAGCUACACAUUUCCUUAUAUUGUUCAUAUUACUAUCCCAUAUUACUAUCCCUCCUCUAUCAGAUAUAUAGGAUCACUCUGUCAUCCCUAAAUAUGGCACCAUACCCGGCGACACUUUGCAGUGUGCCGGGUACACUCCGAUAUUCUGACAUCACACACGAUAGGCUUUAUAGACCUUGUUUGGUUGUAAAACUUAAAAAACGAAGGUUAUUUUGUGUAUAUAUUAUUGUAUCUUGUGGUCACGUGAGGGUCGUGGGAACCGCCAGGGGUACUGGGAUAUGUAGUACAUUAAUGACGUCGGCGCGCACUAGGCAGCCGCCAACAUCAAAACCAGUAGGCGGAGUGUAAUCGUCGGCUCUCAUAUAGUUGUGUCCCUAAUUUUGGCGCCAGUUUCAAUGAUUUGCACUGUUAUUUAAACCUUUCCUGCCAGGUAUUAGGUCCCUAUUCCAUAUUGAAGAAGCUGUGUUGGCGAAACGUGUUUGUGGAUAUUUUAUAUUAUGUAUUUUUUAUAUAUUAAAGAUUUGGUCACUUUUUACUUGUGCCAAUUAUCUUUUUAUACACUUCAGAUUGUUUUUUACCUGGCAUUUUAUCACCCUAAACUCCAAGUAAUCCUAGGUGGGGAUCAUACCACCAACGCUAUCAUCAAGGAGCAGUUGGCCUGCUUCUCUCUUGUGAGUACCAUUUUUAUUCAGUGAGCACUAUUGGUUGUCUCUUUUUGUUUGAGUGUUGAACAUACCCUUGACGGUUGAACAUACCCUUGACGGUUGAACAUACCCUUGACGGUUGAACAUACCCUUGACGGUUGAACAUACCCUUGACGGUUGAACAUACCCUUGACGGUUGAACAUACCCUUGACGGUUGAACAUACCCUUGACGGUGUUUACCCCAUAUCCCAUUAGCGGGGAUUGGACCGCUGUAUGCCUUUUACACUAGAGCUAGCUAUAGCUCUUGUACAUGUGAGCUUUAUACCAGCUUUUCAUAUUUAUUUUGGUUUAUUACUGGAUGUACUGCACUAUUUGGUUCUCUAUUUGUUUUAUCUCUUGCAUAUGAGUGGAUCCACACGGAUGAGGACAGCGAGGACAUUUUUCCUGACCAAGCACUUUAUAGACUCUGUGAUCCAAAUAAGAGCAUUUUAGAUAAAACUCUUUUAUUUUGACUAUCUUUUAUUAUUGUUUGAUAUAAAGUCUCUCUGGCGCAGCCCUUAUCUCCUAUAUUUCUUUCUAUUAUACGGGAUGGUCUGCUAUUGUGCAAAGGUUGCCUUACAAACCCCAUCUCAGCCUAUUUGUUUUGUACUGUAACUAUUCAUAUGAAAAGGCAAUUUAUAAUCGGUUAACAUGUUAUAUUUAAAAAUGUGUAAACAAAAUUCUGUGUCACCAUGAAACUUUGAUACAUUUCAUUGUAAUGAUAUUCAGUACAAGGUCAAUUAUUUUCUAUUUUAGUGGGAAAGCCGAUACCUCAGUGCUACCCAAGUUCAGUUACGUCUGCACGAACAAUGAUGCUGUUCAACCUUGGAAGCGCCUACUGCUUGCGUAGCGAAUAUGACAAAGCUCGAAAGUGCCUUCAUCAGGUGAAAUUUUCCUACGAUGAUUUCAAUAUUUAGUGCAUGGAUUUGCUGAUUCCAAUUCUGCAGAUAUGUGCCUGUAGUUAAACUGUGUCAACUAUAGCUGCAGUAUUCCACUACCCUGUGUUUUGCUUCUUAAAGUGUCAGCAAUUUGUCUACAUUGAAAGGACAUAGUUUAUUUUUAUUAUUCUGUUUGUUGAGCAACACAAAGGGGUUGAGGUUCAGAUUAUGGCAUGUUAAAGGAACACUCCAAGCACAAUAACCACUUUAGCCUACUGUUGUGGUUAUGGUUCCAGGAGUGCGCUGGAUCCAUCUGUUGUAAGGAGUCAAGCACUAAUGAACUGUAUGAUAAAGUAGCUCAGUUGGUAAAUUCCCUGAUUUAAAAAAAAAAAAAAGAGAGAGAGAAAAAAUAUUGCAAGGCCACAGGUUGACCUGGCAUGGUCAUCCUUCCGAGGUUAAUAAAAUGAGUACCGUCAAUUGGGUAAGAAUAUCUAUUAUUCAGCUGCCGAUACGGUUCAUUCCAAAAGCAUGCUUCAGGUUCUCACUGAACAGUAGUGAAUGCAGGAAGUGGCACCCAGCGGACUGCAGGUAUGAAGUCAAACUGUUCUAAAAUGGUGCCCUGUAGUGGCUAUUGUGCUUGGAGUGUUCCUUUAAUUAUUAGGAGUUUUGAAUCCUAGAUUGUGAUUAUGUAGACCUGAAAAUGAAAAGGUUUGCUUAGAGUAAUAAACAAUGUAAAGCACAGCGUGUUAAAACAUACAUAAAAGCUAAAAUGAGAGAAAGCAGAAGUAGAGUUUUCCUUUUAAUGAUUCAUUAUUGCAGAUAAUGUUGUGAACGACGGAAUGUUUUAAUAGGAUGUCAGAUACGAUUUACACACUUUCUAGUUUGUAACCUGGAUAUAACAGCAGGGCUAAAAUGAUUGAACGUAUCGGAGUAAAAAAACAAAUUCUGCAUAGCACUAAGCCUGCAAGCAUUCAUAAAAUAUCUAGGCCAUUGUCCUCUGCAGACUCAUUAUCUUUUAAAGCAUAGCAACAUCUUAAUACAGCCAAGGAGGACUAAGUAGCAAAGUGGGGAUAUAAUUUACAGACGAUAUCUAAAUCCAUGGGGAGUGAUCGUUGCAAUUAGGGUUGAAAGCAACGCAAGUAAAGUUUCAAGAUGCUCUUCAGUGGCGGAUCAACUUACAAGCCUGCAAUUGGGGAGACGUGUCUGGGAAGUACUUUCAGAUGUUGUAAUAAUGCAUUCUGAUAUUACAAUGUGCUCCUUGAUGUCUUCUUUUCCAUUCCUAAGGCUGCAUCGAUGAUCCAUCCUAAAGAAAUCCCUCCAGAGGCAAUCCUGCUUGCUGUGUACCUAGAACUUCAAAAUGGUAAUUAUUUUUAGAACUGCCAUAUUCUUACUGCAUGUAUGUUGUCAGCUAUGGAAAAGCCCAUCUAAAACCUGGCUUAAAAUUAGUGUUAAAAAAUGGGGUCUACAAAUAGUAUUGCAUACAUUUUAUUUAUAUAUUCUAUCAAUCUAUAUAUAUGAAAUCUAAGUGUAGAUAUAUUGAUGGCACAUCAAGGUAAAAUUAGAGGAUUCAGCAUAAGUCUGCUGUGCACAGCUUGUCAAACUUGGGAUUUGCUGUGUGUGACUUGACAGAUUCCCCUGAUGUUCAGAAAAGUCCAAGACCAAAGUUUCCAACACUAAAAUUCUGUGUAAUUAUAUGUAGUUGAACAAACUCAUGAACCUAUUUGUGUUGCAAUGCAGAAAGUAAAAUAAAUAAAACAACCUACACGCAAGCACCUUAUCAACAAGGUGUGCUUUUGAAAUGUGGAUUGUCAUCUUCACAAAUGGCAUAGACGAAACCCCCUGCUGAAGAAAGUAGUUGGAUGAACUGUUAUUUUUCUUUCUUUUUUUUUUUUUUAUUGCUAUUCGUAUUUUUUUUUUUUAAUAGCUUUUGGUGUUGAUCUCUCAUGUUUUUAUGUUCUGAAAUAAGAUCACAUGAGUUGUGUGCUAGAUGUCUAUGUGGCUGGUAUUACAAUUUAUCAUUGAGUGUCUGUUUAUUUUAUUUUGUUGGUCAUUAUUUAUUAAAGGUAUGCUCUAGGCACCAUAUCCUUUUCAUCUCCUUGAAGUGACUAUGGUUCCUGAAGUCUUCUGGUACCAUCUCAUUGUUUAAACAUUCUAGAUUGAUGUGAUCCUGGGUGGGGUUUCCAAGCCACCUGCAGUCCUGCACCUCUCUGCUACAUCUGCGUUGGAAACACUGUCCGCGUUCAAUCUCUGAGCCUCUCACUGCCGCCUGUUAUUAGUAGGAGUUGGUAUGGAUUAUGUGGAGUGUUACUGCAUUAUCUAUACCCUCCAGGGGGUGAAGGGAAUCCUCAUUCACUGUCAAACUGAAUGAAAAUGGUUUGUCACAGAACAGUGGGAUACCUGGGGGCUCAAUUACAAUUAUUUAUUUAGCGCAAACAUAUUCAGCAGAAUUUCACAACAGGUAGAUAAGACUAACCUUUAAUUUUAACAAAGUAUGUUUGACAUAAGGGAACAGUAGGUUAAAAGAGCUCUGCCUGCAGAAACUAAUUUAAAAUGUCCAGUGAGAUGAAGUGAUUAUGGUGCCAUGACUGUCCCUUUUAGUGAUUUAUACUGCUUUUGGUGGUUUUUGGAUAAUCUUUUAACACACACUCAAAUUAUUAUUUUUGACAUGUAUAUGCUUCCAAUGUAUUUAGCAGCACUGCACAAAAAUGUAGAGGGGGAUUUCACAAUAAAUUAAGCAAACUAUUACAAAUUUUGACAGGAACAUUAGGUUGGUGAGGAACCUGUGACUUAGCAGUACUGCUACAAACCGAAAGAAACAUUCACAUUUUAUUGAAUAGAUUAUGUCCUCAGUACACAUGCGCACAGUUGGUUUUGCAGUCCACAGGAAGGUAAUCUAUAUAUAUUUAUAGAUUAAAUAGAAGGGAGCUAAGAAUUGGUCAUUGGGGGACUCCCCAUGUGACUUUGAGUAGAUGACCUGGCUGGCAUUAAGGCUAAAUAGCAUCUUAUCUGAUAGGUAUGAGUGUAACCAAUUUAGUGUCUGCUUAGAAUCAAACAUAUUGGAUUGUUACCUAGUAACACACCUAAUACAUAUUUUUAAGAUCCAUAGUAAUGUGAAAUAUGCCUCUGACAGGAUGUAUGUAAUGAAUUUUAAGAGGAUUGCGAAUUAAAGUAAAAAGCACUACACGUGUAAGGGUAAUGAGGCACACUUCUAUUUUUGUGUUUAAUUUCCUUUAAAACUCUGAAUAAAUUUGACUGUCAGCAGCUUAAUACAGAUUUAUCCACCCUGCGUACAUGUUUAAUCCUCAUUGAUAAAACGGUAUAGUACUUAACUUCUAAUGUUUGCCUUCCUUUCUAGUUUCUCUUCCAGAGGGGCCUACACCACACUGUGUCAGUGAAAAGAUUAAUUCUUAAAAUAAUAAUUCUAGUCCAUUACUCCAACCAAACGUACUUAAUCCAGUCUGCUUUAUACAUUAGUCAUGUCUGUGUGAAAGGAGUACGCAAGGGUUUACAGCAUAAGGAAUCCAUAUCGCAUACAUUUUUUAUGAAUUGAAUAUCAUUAAAGUGAAUAUCCAGGUUGCUGCAUGGCAUGCUUCCCCUGGGCUUCCUUUGGUGCCACACUAUUCAUUUGGCUUCCUCUGCAAGGUACAUUUACUCAGUAGUUUUUCCAUUCAGCAAAAUCAAUUUCACAAAUGCUCCAUUGUGAACUUUACCCCCGUGACAAAUGGCAUAGCUGUGAGAUCAGGUUUUAUACUAGCAUGAAACAGGCAUUUGGACAUUUUCUUUGCACCCUUGUUUUGUUUUGUUUGUUUUUUACUGAAUUUUAUUGUACGAUUGUACAGAUUAGCACUGAUGAAAAUCGAUUUUAAAUGAACUCAUGUGUCUUUUAACACAAAAGUAUGUGAGAAUCCCACAGUUAUGGUACAUUUUCUGUCAUAUACAUUUUUUCCUAUAGUUAUAUUCCUGUGAUUUAGUUGUCCAAUCUAGCUUUUUACUUAGGGCAUUACUAUACCAUAUAUUAGCUAUUUGCUAUGUGAAAAAAAAGUGCUUCCAGGUAGCCAUUAAAAUGUCCAUGCACUAGUCCUGUUGGCUAUCCACAAUCUAGUGACAGACAUUGUGAAUCUGUAGACUGGAUACUGCUAACUUUGGCAAACCAGUUUCUGCACUAAAUAUCUUGUGAUGUUCAGCCAGUAAUAAUGCACCACUCAAUAUGUAGCGUAUAAGCAGAUAUUCAUCUUGGUAAAAGUGAUAAACCUGACAGAUAAGAGAUCAGACAGUCGGUUUCCUGCCAUUCCAGAUACUGUGGAAUGCAGUGCACGAACAUGCAUAUGCACAUACACACAAACUCCAUCGUACUGAUUGAUUCUUGGUGGAAAGAUUGAGGGAAGGUCACAGUCCCUGGGAACAGCCAUGAGUCUCCGCAUUUGUCCGUAAAGGGACCCUACACUGCCCAAAUAAAAACGAUUAAAAAAGUUUAGAAGAUAUGCCCCCAAGGAAAUCAUGCAUAGGUCGCCUCCACACAGUGCAAGAAGUGCAGAUUUCAAUAGACAUUGACUUUUAUGAAUUUAGCUGGAUACACCCCCCCCCCCCAGCUUUCAAACACACCACCAGUCAUGUUACUUUCUGGUUUGGUUAGCUUCAUGGAGCUUAACUCAAGAGGCCUCAAUUGCUCAGAGGAUCUGCCUUGGGAAGUCUGUGAUUGGACAGCUACAGGAAGUGGAGGGCUUGCAAAUGCAACAAGCGGUUUUAUAUAUACCUCAGUGAAAAAUGCAUAAUUACAUUCAUGCAACUGUUCAUUGGGGGUAUAUCUACUAAACAGUGACUUGUAUUUAUUUUCUAUUUUAGCAGUAGAGUUUCCCUUCAAACCUUACAAUAAAUACUUUGCUGUUUUGCAGAAUUGCAAUGUUUGCAACUUGUUAAAACAUUAGGGGGUGGGGGAGACAUGACACAAAUACUACUUCAUUGAGAUAUGGUAGACAUUUAAAGGCCUGGCUAAUUGCAUAGGAUUUAAAUGUUUGUCGUGUGUGUGUAUAUGUAUGUUUUAUAAUGAAAAAGAAGGUAGAGCAGUGGUGUGAAAAAUGUAGAUCCCCAGAUGUUGUAGAAUUACAACUCCCAUGAUGCUUUGCACAUGUUUAGAAUGACAAAGCAUCAUGGAAGCUGUAGUUUUAAAACUAGACUGUAGUUAGCACGGCUUACUUACCCUGUCCAUUGCAGGUUCUGUCAGUGUAUUCAGUUUACAUUGAAUAGAAUUGCCUUUUAGGAACGCUAUGGCUUGUUCAUGGCUUUCAGUUCUGUGUUAAUAUAAAAACUGAUGCAUUUCUAUUCCUGACUGUGUGACUCAAAGCUGUAAAAAGAAAUAAAAGGCUGUAAAAUAAGUGUAACCCUCACAGGACAUUACGUGUGGAUACCUUGCUGGAUUUAACAUUUUGUUUACAUGGCAUAAUGAUAGUAAACCCUUUUACCCAUACUUAAAGGACCACUCUAGGCACCCAGACCACUUAAGCUUAAUGAAGUGGUCUGGGUGCCAGGUCCCUCUAGGAUUAACACUUUCUUUUAUAAACAUAUGCGUUUCAGAGAAACUGCUAUGUUUAUAAAUGGGUUAAUCCAGCCUCUAAAGCCUCUAGUGGCUGGCUCGUUGAUGGCCGCUAGAUGCGUUUGCGUGCUUCUCACUGUGAAAAUCAGUGAGAAGACGCAAGCGUCCAUAGGAAAGCAUUGUAAAUGCUUUCCUGUGAAACUGGCUGAUUGCGCGCGCAGCUCCUGCUGCGCAUGUGCAUUCAGACGAAGAGAAGGAGAGGAGGAGGAGGAGGAGAGCUCCCUGCCCGGCGCUGGAAAAAAGGUAAAGUUUUAACCCUUUCCUCUCCCCAAAGCCUGGCGGGAGUGGGACUAUAGUGGUCCUUUAAUAUCCUAAGAGUGCAAUUAUUUAUUUACCUAUAACUACUUUUUUAAAAUGUAAUAUUAACUAUAACUUUGAGUGUUAUCUAUUUAAAUGAUGCACUACAGGAAUCUGACUGAGGAAGGGCUAUUUUAUAAUCCGAUUCUUGCAGUAGUUUAUGGAACUUGCAGUUUCUGGGGCUGUGCUUCCAAAUGUACCUUACUUUUAUUAGCAAAGUACAGUAUUUUUUCGUGUAGAAGAUUACCCUUUUUUUUUUUUUUUUUUUUUUAACCCAAAAUUUAAAAAAUACAUAUUUAAACAUAGCACUCAAGUCCAGUUUGGCUGAUCAGGAUCCCCCACCGGUCCUCAGCCUCCUCUCACUCAAGUAGGUCACUCCCACAGGUCUGGACACUGGUUCCCUGGAGCGCCGUCCUGCUGUUGGUGGCAACGAUGCCCUCUGCCUGCAGUACCCAAUGGUGGAUGGCUGGGCAAGGCCUCUUCCUGUGGCGUCUAUCUGUGGUCCGGAGCCAUGAGUUCUUGGCGUGGUCCAGAGUGAUGCUAGGAAGCAUGCGGUUGUGCAAGAUCUCCCAGACCUGCGCACAAAUCAAAUUCAUGGAGAAGCGCCUCCUCUGCUUCAAGCAUGUCAGCAGGUCAGCUGACUGUUCUGUCAGCAAGUAGCCAAGUUUUGUGCCCAAAUUGCGCUAGGUACCGUAAGUAUUUGACUUAAUAAUUAGAUUUUUGAAAGAGCGCCAGCCACAUACGACUUGUACAGGGGAUCUGACAGCCAACCGAGCUAGUGUUGUGUUUUUUUUACCUCUGCAAUGACUAAAACAUUUUAGGAAAAAAAGUCUUCUAAAUGGAAAAAUAUUGUACAUUUAAAAGCACAGCCCCAAAAUAUACAUUUUAAAAACAAAUUCUUUAUACAUUAAUUUAGUAGAUAGUGGCCACAUAUUACUUGCUUAUGUAGUAGAUAAUAUGAUCAACAGUAGGAGUAAAAUACAUACAUGUUAGCGGGAUGAAACAUUCGCAGCAAUGCAUGACACUCUAAAUACGAUGAUGCAUAUUUCCCAGGGUGAUCAGUUCAUCAAAUUAUGGUUUGUACUAUGGUACACUCCGGUGCUAGAACAGGUAAUAAAACAAACCAGCGUGACCGUAUUGAGGAAGCCUCUUGAAUCGUCCAGGCAUCAUUGGACAGUGGAGUGUAUAUAUCAUGUCUGUGCUACAUCACGCUGUAUCAUAGGAGUGCAAUCUGUAACUUUGCUCAGCAUCUCAGUGUACAGUAUCUCCCAAAAGUGAGUACACUCCUCACUUUUUUGUAAAUAUUUUUAUAUCUCUUCAUGUGACAAUACUGAAGAAAUGACACUCUGUUACAAUGUAAAGUACUAAGUGUACAGCCUGUAUAACAGUGUAAAUUUGCUGCCCCCUCAAAAUAACUGCACACACAGCCAUUAAUGUCUAAAUCGUUCUCACUUUUGUGAGAUACUGUAAGUCCAAGCAACUAACUGCAUUCCAGUCAACCAAAAGCACAAAAUGUUGACCUGUUAGACUCUUUCUAGACUAUAACAUCACACAGCAAUGCUAAAGUUCCCUGUAAAAUUAAAGGGCAUUCUAAGCACUGUAACUACUUUAGGUCUUGUACUGGCUAUGGGGCAAAGAGGUUUUGUGUUUUUCUUCUCUCAAACCCCAUGAGUGGUUGGUUUCUCAAACUACGUGAGUGUGCCUACCUGUGUGCAUAACAUUACCAUUUCCAGCUGCCAUUUUCAAUGGAUAAAAUCCCCAACAUAAACAAUAAACAAAGUGCGUCUUUAAAGGGUGCUUAGUGAAAGCAAAAAUACAAUUUAAAAUUCUUUAUUUUUAUAGUGCAUAAGUUUAGUACAGUCGCGCAUGGGGUACCCCGAAGGCAAUCCACCAGUGAAUUAUCAACGUUUAAACAGAGGUACAUGUUUAGUCUAGCACGUUUUUAUAAAAUUAGAGUAUAUAAUGAACAUUAAAGGACCACUAUACUCGUUUUCCUGGCACUAUAGUGCCCUGAGGGUGCCCCCACCCUCAGGGACCCCCUCUGCCGGGCUCUGGGGGAAGGAAGUGGUUAAACUUACCUCUUUCUCCAGCUCUCCGCCUCCUCUCCUCCUCUUCGGCUGAAUGCGCAUGCGCAGCAGGAGCUGCGCGCCCAUUCAGGCAGUCUCAUAGGAAGCAUUCAUAAUUCAUGAUUUUCACAGUGAGAAGCACGCAAGCGCCUCUAGCGGCUGUCAACAGACUGCCACUAGAGGCUGGUUUAACCUAUUUAUAAACAUAGAAGUUUUCUCUGAAACUAUGUUUUAUAAAAAAAAGGGUUAACCCCAGCUGGACCAGGCACCCAGACCACUUCAUUAAGCUGAAGUGGUCUGGGUGCCUAUAGUGGUCCUUUAACGAUUUUUGAUGUUUAGGCAUACACAUAACCUAGCGUGACCUCGCUUCACUUCUAAAGAUGAAAUUAAGAUGAUGUGACAAGAGCUAUUUAAACUUUGAGUAAAGAACCACUGGGGCUUGCUGUGUACAAGAGUAACUUCACUUGAACAUGUUAAUGUAUGGCAGGGGGCCUUAUUCUUCGUGGGGUUGCAACAGGGAUUAGCCGAUCACCAUCUGGGCGUAUAAUUAUUGUAGUGGCUAGGUGUGCUCUAGGCUAAGGUAAAAAAAUUAAUAAAAAGUCAGCGUUAACCCCUUCAGACCUGUGCUAGCCUGGCAAUGUUGUGAUCUAGUCAUAUAGAGCACCACCUGGAGUUGCUGGGCUUGGCUCUCGUGGGAUUGUGCAGAAAAUGUUUCAGCCAAUGCCUAAUGUUGGGAAGUCCCGGUCAGUGCCAAUAUGAGUCCAUGCUUUGGAGCCUCCGGCUGUGAUGUCUCCAUGCCGGGAGUCAGCUCCGGUGGUGCCUUGAGGGGAGUGCAGUCGCUCCGACCUUUGUUUUGUAGCAUCGCCCGUAAGGAUCCGGAUCAUGCUGCUCUGUGUAGUAUUGGUCAGGUCUGGAGGGUUCCCUGAGUGUGCCGUUUGUGGCAUGGUCGCGGGUUUAUGUGAUGGUGAGCAGUGGCGUGUUCUUGCAAGGCCCAGUGCCCCUUCCCAUCUUGAAGACCGCAGGUACCUGCGUUCCCGGUUGGUCGCUUUGGAGGCUCUGGGUGAACGCCUGUACUGGCUGCGUCGUGCUGCUGUUCGGAUCCAUGCGGCCACCAUUAACUCUGGCGGUAGGUAGCGCCUCGGCUGUGCAGCGCCUCUCAGAAUAUGUUGCAUAGCCAGUCGAAGGUCCCUUUUGGCGGUGUGGGUGGCUUAUUGUGUGUUCCCCUCUCGUGGUAUCUGCGCUGGGCAACCAUAUUGGAAGUACCUUGGUGGCCCGUUGCCCCUGCAUACCGUGGGGUGAACUCUUCUGGUUUUUCGUUGAGGUUGGUGCUUCCAGUGUGGACCGGGAUAUCCCCCACCGGUCCUUAGGGGGGGAGGGAGGGGGCGUAAGCUGUAUUAGCGUUGCUUGUGGGUCCUGGUGCCGAGGGGCCUUAUGCUGAUCUCCACUUUCCCAGCUUUGACAGGUCCCGGGGUUGUAACCUUCGAUUCAGCGGUGCACCCCCGACGUGGGUGGUGCACGUUCAAAGGACCUUGGGCCAUAUAGCCUCCGUUUUUCCCCGUUUGUGGCCAGUCUGUCGGGCGCUCGUUGCAGGCACGUCUGCACAGCUCAGUGUCCAGGCUCCGCCCCCCACAAAAAUACAAUUUAAGCAGCUGUGUAACACAUAGUGGUAUCCCAACAUCCACAAAAUCAGAAAUUGGAAAAGAACAAAAACAUAAUGUUUAGGUGAUGAACCCCACCACCUAAACAAAGUGCAGCGCUUUUAGUAGAUUUCUUACUUACCCUUCAAUGUAUAUGGGGUAUGGACAUGUGAGAGAGAACAAAAUCUAUACAAAUAGUGCGAUAUUGUGUGUGUUUGUGUUCCAGAAGUGUGUUAAAAAAAACUCACAUUUAUACAUUUAGGAGUCCUUUCUAUUUUAAUAGAUCAUAUGUAUCAUACUCACAAAGAUGAAUUAUGGGAACUGAAGAACAGAACACCCAUAGGUAGUUUAAAAGGGCUUAGUGGCUCCUCCUCCAUUUUCAAACAGGAACCGGGAAGUUUCAUCUACACCAAUUGAAAAAGCCCGAUCGGCGAAACGGGUCUUGGACAUUUGGAUGAAGGAAGGACUGAAGCUGCUUUUAAUCUGUUUAAUUUAUUGAUUUUAUUAUCUUUAUUUUAUAAAUAAACCCUGGAAUUUGACACUAAGCUAAUAUUUGGGAGCCAGUUAUUAAACCAGCUCCUAAUAAGGUGAGUGAUAAUUCUGUCGUGUAAUGUACAUACUUACCUGAUGAUACAGUCUGCACCCAGAUUGUUGUCUUUGUUUCUACUUAUAUGUACUCACGAGUUGGAGGUGCACUCAGAAUUUAAGAUAACACGAGAAAGGUUGGAGGUGCCACUUCAAAAAGGCCCUGAGGUCUUCAAUGUUUAGAGCCUCUAUCGAUAAAAAUGCUCUAACACUCACUUUUGGAAAAUAUAUAUAUAUAUGUCCAUACCCCAUAUACAUUGAAGGGUAAGUAAGAAAUCUACUAAAAGCGCUGCACUUUUUUGUUUAGGUGGUGGGGUUCAUCACCUAAACAUUACAUUUUUGUUCUUUUCCAAAACUCUCAACAUACCCAUAUCCGUUCUGUACGGCAGUGGUAGAGUACUGGACCAUGCCUAUGGCAUAUUUGCAUCAUAACAAAUAUACUGAACUCUAGUGAUUAUGGUGCCCCUUAAGCAUCUUCCAUUUUGUUAUCUUUAAUUAUUUUUUGAUCCCAAGGAAGGGAAAGGGACAGUGGCGUACCUACCAUGAUCGCAGGGGUUGCAGCUGCGACCGGCCCCUCGCUGCAGGGGGCUCAGCCGUAGCCACAACCCCUGCGACUGGGACGCCUAGAUUCCGCCCCCUCGGUGUUCCCCAUUCCAUAGGGGGGACCCCAAGAGGUGGCGAAUUGGGCCCCCCCUGAACACGCUUCAAAUGAGCCUUCUUAUAGCUCUUAUGUAACUGCAUGUAGGGCCACAAGUAUCUUCAUUCAUGAAAAAUGGUUAAAUAAGCUGCUCAACAAGCUCCAGAAGAGGUGUGGCUUCACAAAUGAAAGUAUUUGCAACUGCUGCAGACAUGUAUGUACCAUAAACUGUUAGGAGUUUAUGGCAUAUGCAUUGCACUGAUUGUUGCACACAGUCCCUUUUUAGGUCUCUGCAAAAACUGCAUCUCUGCCAAACAAGAAACGUUUAAGUUUUAAUUCAAUAUUUUUCAAGUAUUGUCAUCCUUCUAAGUUCUCCAUUCAGUUUAUACAGAAUGUGAAACUAGCUUUGUAUUGUUUGCACUGAGGGAUUAAAAAAGGUCUACUACAAUAGUUUGCUUAAAUAUAACCAUGCCUUUUACGUUUUAAUUAAAAGGGCCCUGAGGAUCAUACAUUGGUUUGCAUGCUAGUUAAUGGGUAAAAAUUGUGUUGGGGGAAAAAAGGAUGGCCUGUAGGAGAAUUAACACACUGUAAACUUUUUCAUUUAAAUAUAAACAUAAAUAUUCAAACAUGUUGUAUAUAGGUUGCAUUAAAAACUAUGGCUAUUAGGGACACUCCAGUGUAUAUUCUACCAUUUAAGUAAGCUAGGUUUUUCUUAAUUGUUUUAAAGGAGAAUUCUUUUGACUUUUUCUAUUGUAGGGAACACCCAGCUAGCCUUGCAGAUCAUCAAAAGGAAUCAGCUUCUGCCAUCCAUCAAAAUGAUGUCGGAUCUUCGAAAGAAGCCAUUAUUUCAACCCAUCCAUCAGCCCAUGCAGCCAAUUCAGAUGCCAGGUUUCACCACUGUUCAAAGAAAAUGAUGUAUGGUUAUCCUGGGACUGACAGAUGAGAAGGCUUAAAAUCUAUCCGUACAUUAAUAAAUGGCAUACUAGACUUUCUGGUCACAUGUAGUAUUUUGUUUUAUUUUUAUCCAUCUUUUUUGGGGGGACUUUGGUUCCCGGAAGUGAAGAGAUUUAAAACCUUGUCACUGAGCCACCUAUUUUUUCCAGAUCUCACCACAUUUUCUUAAACCAGAUUUAAUCUGUAAACGUAAAAAAGCACUGUGCAGGAGUGUGGGGUUUUUUGGGGGUUUGCAAAAAAGGUUUUGGGAGUCUUUGUGCUCCCCCUUUGGCAAAUAUUUUUACACCAUUAAUACAUCAUCAUCAGCAGAUAUGAUUGGAUUUUAUCCAUGCUUUUGUAAAUGCUGUAAUGAAUAAGAGAAAUGAUUGUUUUUAUAUAAAAGUGUGUGGCCUGAGUUAAGGUCAAACUAAGGGAACACGAAUAUUGUGAAAAUAAAUAUUUUCAUGUUCAUUUGUGUACUUCCUGGCAUUUUUAUUUUGGUGUAUACAAUACUGUUUAUAACAUUCUCUGGGCUGUCAAAAAGAAAAGUAAACAGGUUUGUGUUAAAUAUUGAAUUUAUUAACAUAAAUAUUCGUGCAGUUAUUCACUUCGUUUAUUAUAGGGACACCCCUUGUUUAUCCUUUGUUCAUCCUCUGUUCAUCCUUUGGUGUCUCUUACUCCCCACCUUAGGCUGGUUGGUGUGUAUGACUGUAUCACAAAACACCACUGCAGUACAACUCACAGUAGGACUUAUUCAUCAAACCAGACUUAUGAUGCAUUAUGGGAAUUUAUCAUUUUGAGAGACUAGAAACAAAAUGUAACCAUUAUCUACAAACGCUUCACUAGUUUUGCCUAAAAUGCAUAAUUCCCAUGUCCUGCUUCACAAUUUCCAGUUUAGUUUGCCUAGUUACUUCAAGGUGCAGUCAAUGUUACAUAGUCACCUUGUUGAAAGGGAAUGUUGGUUUUAUUUUUGAAUAGCUGCCCAGUUAUAUAAAUGGUUAGCAGCAUACCAUAAAGUUACCUUAAUAUUCUUAGUAAAUCAACCUUCAUUAAUCACAGCCACUUUCCCAAAACAAAGGGUGCUGUAGAUAAAUUCCCCAAAUUGUUCAUUAUGGUGUAUGUUUAACCCCUUAAGGACACAUGACAGAAAUAUUCCGUCAUGAUUCCCUUUUAUUUCUGAAGUUGUCCUUAAGCGGUUAAACAUUGCCUUAAACAUACGUGACAACUUCAGCGAUUUUGAGUUGUUAUGGUGGUAGAAGUAUGUAUGAGUAGUGUUUCGGUUUAAAACACUGCAUAUUCUGAGUAACCUGCACUUUUUUGCUAGGCGGAUAGUUAAACCCCUGGCACACGUGACUUAGGAAGCCUGGAACUAUCCAAUUCUAUGGAUAUUUUACGUCUGGUCGGGGCGCUGGCUACACAUGUGAUCUUCUCCCUUGCUGACCGGGAGUGGAGAUUGUUCUUUCCCUUGCAGACACUCUAACAACCCACUGUGUGCUCUCAUGACUCCCACAGUUGCUCAAAUAGAAAAAAAUCCUCCCUCCCCAGGCUUAGUGUGUGUGCAUGUGCGCGCGCUCUGAGCCUGCAACACGG
This is a messenger RNA of Pelobates cultripes (western spadefoot toad), 97913 nucleotides long. Lineage: Eukaryota; Metazoa; Chordata; Amphibia; Anura; Pelobatidae. The record is from the annotation of a GenBank genome assembly.